Molecule: messenger RNA, 94155 nt
Organism: Podarcis lilfordi (Lilford's wall lizard)
Lineage: Eukaryota; Metazoa; Chordata; Lepidosauria; Squamata; Lacertidae
Source: the annotation of a GenBank genome assembly
GGACCAAACCCAGUUAUUUAAUGUUUCUCACCCUCGCAGUCUGCCUGCCUGCCUGCUGCUCAUCUCAGCUUUCCUCCUCAAAACGAAGGACUAUGUUUGGAUAGAGCUUACAAAAGCACCACAGUCCCUGAAAUAUAACUUUCCCAUGUCUUUAAAAACCUUCUGUAGGCUGUUUUAAUAACUGCUUUGCCUUCACUUAAGCAUGACUCUGAUGCUUGGCACUUGGUGUCGUACACAAACAUCCCAAAAUAAAAAUGCUACAAGAUAUCCCAGGAACUCCUCAGGAGCUUUAAAAAGAGAUUUGCGCUUGGGGACCAGAUGUCUUUUCUUCAAUGAAGACAAAUGGUGCGACUAGGCUGAAAAGGAACCACCAUCAGCACAUAAUGAGAUUUCUUAAAUAGGUGCAAGGAAACUUUCCUGUCAAUGUAGUGCCUGCAAAACUUUGUCAGAUGUCCAGUUCCUGAUUGGAAGAUUUUUUUUUAAUGUUUUAAUUGCUGGAAGUUGGAAUAGUUAAACCAUCUGUUUGGGCAGCGUUGUGAAAUGUUUAUGUCCUGAACUGCUGAUAAAAGUGGUCUGCUUGCAAACAGCGAGUGCAAUAAAUUAAAUUGUCCCUGCCUGUCUUUCCAAGUCUUGGUCAGAGAAGAAACUCAAGGCUGCAUUUUAUGUGGUUCUCCUCCUUACCCCCACCCCAUUUUGGGAAGAGUGAGAGACUUGGAAAUGUGUCCUGACAGUAACAUUACUUAUACGAAAUAAGAGCAAUUGGGGAAAGGGCACCCAUGGAUGGGACUUCUCUGUGAAUGAACAGGAACGAGCCGCAGUAGAAAGAAAAGCAGACCUUCUUUCAGAGAGCUUUGCAAGUCCAACGUGAUGGAAGGCGAGGCAGCAGGGGGUUCGAUGCCAGCCGGCAAGAAAGCAGCCAGCAAACCGAUGCGGAUAGCCCUUGGCGUGUUCGUGACCAGCACGGUCGCGCUUGGCACUGCGCUUUUCCUGGGUAAGUGUCAAAAAAAUGUGGCAGCAUAAAAUGAAACUUUUGCAAGGCUCUUUAAAAACAACUCUAGCUACAACAGCAUUGCCACUUGUAUUCGGUUUGCUUAACUAUGCUAAUCACAUUUUAAUGUUCCUUCACUCCCACUGCUAUUCAGUUGAAACGAUGAAUGAGCUUUUUGUUGGUGGAGGGUCUUGGCUCUAUGUGAAGGACUACCUAAGAGGAUUCAAAGGUCCUGAAGUUACUAUCCUGCUGUUCUAGGAUUCUGCAGAAAUUGCAAAUUAAGUUAACACUUUCCAUUUUUAGUAUUUGGAGAUUCACUAGAAGCACGUUUCAUGCACCCCCCCCCCCGAACUCACCAGCUGACUGGGAAAUAUCAAAGGUGGCUGUGAAAACAUGUUAAAAAGCAAUGUAAAAUCAGAAACCUGCAGAUUAAACACACACACACACAAAAUUCUAAGUUGGUAUCAAAAACUGGCUGGAUCCAAAAGACAGCCACUAAGUCACGAUAUCUCUCAAGUUGUGAUGAUUAACAUACGGCUUCUGAAUAAAUACUGCUAAUAGCUUAUGUGUCUUCAAAGAUUGAAUUUCAUGCAUGUACUUUAGGGAGUCCUUCCAUUUGAUUUUCAAUGCAACGAUGGCUAAGUCUGCUGUCCUAUAGCCACUUUCCUAGAAGUAAGCCUCAUUGGAUUCAGUGAAGCUUCCAAGUAGAGAUUGCAUGGUAAACGUUCUACCAAUGUUUUGGACAGUCCACAAAGAUACCAUUAAAAGAUUAAUAGAUGAAUUGUGGAGUCUUUAAAGAGGUGAGGAAAUAAUCUCUUCAUCAGAUGCUUUAACUAAAUCUGAAAGAGCUGAAAGACAAAUAUUUCCUACCCAAUAUCUUGUUGCUUUGAUGAGGAACUUGUACUGAAUUAUUGCAUGAUAGUCAUUGCCAAGAUCCAUUUACUGAGUGAUUUAUUCAAAAUAUUGUGGUCAAAGGGGUUGCAAAGAGUAAGGUAAUGCAGUGGCCAUGUCUACAUAUUCAAAAUUAAUCUCUAUAGGGAUUCUUGGAACUGUAAGACUAUGAGGGGAGGAGGGGAAGAUAUCCAACAGAGAAUUCGAAGUACCUUUAUUAUGAUUUCCAUGGUCAUGACAGUUAAACUAGCACAGGACCUGAUACAAGGUUGUAGCAUAGAUGUACCAUCUAUGCCUAAUGAAAAGAUACUGUUCUUUGUAUCUAUUGUAUAAUCCCAGUGGACUGAAAAAGACUACAGCGCCCACUUAGGCAUUUCCUCAGUAGUAAAUCCUGCUGAAUUCAAUGGGGGCUUACUCUCAGGUAAGUAUGGACAGGAUUGUAAGCCACUGAACAGAAAAGGAUUUUCCUUACUGAGCGCCUUUAACAGAAUAUUCCAGAUUAUUGUCAGGGUAUAUAUAUUCUACACACAGGAGAUAAAAAUUAAAACUUAAUUUUGCGAAUGAAUUGUGCAUUCUUUUUUAAAGCUUUGCAUGCUUUAAUCUGCCUUCCAAAGAGACUCUAUUACAUGUUUUUUUUUUCAAACCUGAUGGAGAGGACAAAAAAACAAAGCGAAGUUCUAUGGUUUAGUGUCAGCCUCUAGGGCCACAGAAACAGGAGACAGGCAGCCAGCUACCUGUAGUAACCCCCUCCCCACAAGAACACACUAUGCAGAACCAUUUUCCUUUAUGACUUUUUUCAGCCACACUGUGCAAGGUUUCUCCAGAACAUUCUUUAAACAUCAUUACUAUGAAAAUCUCAGAUUGACUCUUGGAUGCACUCAGUACACACAGUCCCCAACUUCUGUAUGACUUUCAGAGCCCAGUACUGCAAAUAUAUACAAACAAGCUUCUUCAAAUGCACAGCAAUUUACUUGAAGGCAUUUUUUUCCAUGCAUGCAUUUUUAAUAAUUGUUUAUAGGGCUCAUGGAUAACACAAUCUCUAACAACAGCUAAAGAGCAACGUAAUGGGAUGGAAUGAAUAUGGUGCAAACUCUAUAUUGUAUGCAUGUUGUAAUAACGAAAACGUUUUUUGAAAAACGGAAAUUUGUUUUGGGAGGCUGAGUGACAAAGAAAGGGAACUUUAAUAGGACUGUGCUUGUCCCUCUCCUGAUACAAUUUGGGACCCGAUUCUGCACUUUAGAGCAGCCCUGAUCCAACCUGGGAUGAUCUAAGCCUGAUGCAACACAGGUCCAGAGAAUUGUGGGCCUCACAAUGUUUAAUCAGGAUUUUAAACAUUAAGGGUGGGAUGAAUGCCACACUAGGGUGAAUGACUGGUCGAUGCAAACAUUGCAGCUGGAACUAUCCCACCUUCCCUUCCCUUCUGCACUGUUCUCGGUUAUUCCCAGACAGCCCACCAGCCGCCAGUUAUGGGGGGGGCACAAGGGGAGGAGAGGGGAGAAAGCCCCAUUGUGCAGGCAGUUGUCCUUGGACAGGACUUCCACUCAGGGGGCUUGUGUUAGGUCAGGCAUGGCCAAACUACAACUCCCACCAUCCCUAGCUAACAGAACCAGUGGUCAGGGAUGAUGGGAAUUGUAGUCCCAAAACAGCUGGAGGGCCAAGUUUGGCCAUGCCUGUGUUAGGUGAAUCCCACCCUAAUUAAGCAUGUGGGGAGGAGCGUAAGGGAGGAGGAGAUGAACCCUUUCUCUCUUCACUGUCUAACCAUCCUCCCUUUUGACAGUGCCAGAUCACUCCAGGUGGACCCAAUCUGACCUGAGCCUGCUCAAAUCCACCCUGGCUGAAUCACGGUCCAUCCCAAAUUGACUAGGUUUGGUUUGGGUUCAAGGAUUCAGUCGUUCUGGUUGCACAUCCCUAAUGCUUCACCCUUUCCCCACCAGAUGUUUUCCCAUCCCAAAUCACUCUGUUCAAACUGCUUUUUUCUUUGCAGAAUUCCAACAAUCUUCUGGAAUUACCUAACCACCAUCUUUGCCCUUUGUUUUUCUCAAAAUCGUAGCACCCUAAGGCAGCUUUCAAUUUUUAAAAAAAACUGUUGUGCUUGGUUACCAUUUAUAUUAUGUUUUUAAAUCACUGCAAGCUCAGAGCAGAGAGCUUCUCUUUGAGGAGCAAAAUUUGUCAGUAAUAAAACAUUUGAAUAUAUGCAAUUUUUAAAUAGCCAUAAAAAUCAAGUCCUGUUCAUCCUCGGCAGCUAGAUACAGUGGUACCUCAGUUUACGAACUUAAUCAGUUCUGGAAGUCCGUUCUUAAACCAAAGUCAUUCUUAAACCGAGGCACACUUUCCCUAAUGAGGCCUCCCACCGCCGGUGCCUUUCCACCGUUCGGCUUCUGUUCUUAGACUGAGGUCAAGUUCACAAACCGGGACAAUACUUUCGGUUUUGCAGAGUUUGUAAACCGACUAGUUAGUAAACAGGGCUGUUCUUAAACUGAAGUACCACUGUAGUUGGUAAAGCAGAAGGAUCUUUCAGAACUUAGAGAAGUCAGAAAGUGCAUUCUCAGGAACCAUUCUCAUGGCUGUGAUAUUUAGCAGUUACAUCAUUUGUAUACAAAUAGCUAUGUGCAGCCCAUAAAGUGUUUGGGCAAUAAAACAGAUUGUGUGCAUUCCAUUAAGUGGAUAAAGGACUAAUCUCUGUUCCCUGUGUGACAGUGUUGGAUCCAGAUUAGUCACGCUUAGCGGAGUCUCAUGGGAAUGAAUGGUUCUCAUGUUAUUCAUAGUGAACUUGUCUCACUUAUUUCAGCAGGUCCAAUCUAAGGGAACUGUAGUUUGUUAAGGGUGCUGAAAGUUGUUAGGAGACUCUUCUUCUCCUUCCAGAGUUCCUUGGGAAGAGGAAUUGAUUGUUAAGCCAACUGUCAAGACCCUCAACAAUCUACAGUUCCUAGAAUUAUUUGAGGGAAGCUAUGACUGCUUAAAGUGGCAUGAUACUGCUUUAAUUGUAUAGUGCAGCUGGGGCUUAAGCCUGGGGCCAACACAUAAUGUUUACAUAGUAAAGGAAUGAAUAUAUUUUAGUUCUCUCACUCAUUGUUCUUCAUAAUUUAUGAACCAUCCCUAAUAGUGAAAGAAUUAGCACGUUUGAAACAAAAUCUUUCCAAGCAUACUAAUCAUUUUUCUCAAACUAACAUUGCUUCAGAUCUCAAACAGCUUGAUUUAGAGUAACCUUCUUGAGAUCAUUUUUGCUCUUCCUGUUAGCAACUGGGGUCCAAAUUCAUCAUUGUGGAGCUAUAUUGGUUCAUCUACCAGUGUGGUGAGACGCACAGGAGACAACUCCAUCUCUCUCCAUUUCCUUCCUCCUUUGCUAGACUGGCCUUAGAGAGUCCUCAGGAAGGCUGUCUGUGAAUGGCUUUAGCCACACUGCUGCAACCUUUUCUUCCCAGUUCUUGAUAUUUGGCAUGCUGGCUAGCAAUCUGAUUCAGGACUGAGUCCUAUAUUACGUUGGUGGUGUGUUGUUGUGGCUGAAAAGAUGAACAGUGGGAGUGCUGCUCCCUGCGCUGUUUGACAAACGGCACCCGUUUGUUUUCUUUCUGGCAACCAUUGAUGCUGCCAGUGUAACCUGAGCAUUGUCUAAUACUUUUUGACAUACUAUUGCAUGCGUUGACCAAGGAUGCUGGAAUUUUUCUUAUACACUAGCAUGGUUUCCUUUGCUUUUUGCAUUAGUGUUUGUUCCUUGGGAUCUCAGCCGCUUCCUGCAUGCUUCCUCCUUUGGCCUUUCCAGCACCAGAGCUCCAAUGUCGGUUGGGUCAGAGCUUCAGAGGAACCAGGGGCUUUGGAGAGGUAGGCUGUGACACUGGAGCUCCCUCUCUGGCACUGAAGCUUUAUUUCCAGCUUCGGAGAGGAUGAGCUAAUUGAUCCUCCGGUCCCUAGGACACCCUCCCAGGGGCCAUCGGAUUGAACCCUGAGUCAAUAUAUUUGCCCAACAACAAUUGUUAAUCCAUGUACUAUUUUCCUUUUGCAGUUAGCCAAGAUCUUAUAAAAUUUCAUCCUAAGCAACAAUACUGCUUGACUUCCGAAUGCAUCGAAGCUGGUAAGUGGCGUAUGUUCUUUUUUUGUAUUAUAGUCAAAGCACAUUGGUAUGGAGAAACAUUGAAUGCUUAUGUGCUCCAGUAGCUUUAAUAAACUGUCUUGUGCUUUGAAAAUCAACAUCUAGUAAGCCAUUUAUGUUAAAUCAGCAAUGCAGUUGCCUCCCUGAGACCAUUAGCAGAGUUCUGAUGGAUCAGACCAAAGGUUUCUCUAAUUCAGAAUUGUGUUUCCCACAGGGGUUCCAAGCCACAUUCUUUUGGGAAGACCACAAGGCUGUAGCUCUAGCUAUGGAGUUAGAGAUAUUGCCUGGUGGGCAAAGGCCUAAUGAAGAUGCCCCAAUGAAGUGCUUCAGGCCUAACUAGAUGAAAUCUCUGAUAGGAUCUUCUGGAGUCUUAUUUCUUUGGUUAAAAGCAGCCAAGGGGCCCCAGUUUGGAUUGGGGCAUAGCUGUGGGAGAGAGUAGGGUUUUAUGAACUUAGGAAGCUGCACUGAGUCAGACCACUGGCCCAUCUAACCCAGUAUUGCCAGAGUUGCAGUAGGUCUCCAGGAUUUCAGACAGGAGUCUCUCCCAGCUAUACCUGGAGAUGCCAGGGGCUGAACCUGGGACAAUUCUGCUUGCAAGCCAGAUGCUGACCCACUGAGCUGUGGCCCUUUCUCCCCAGGCUAUUUACCAUACUUAAAUCUUCCACUGAAGCUGGUGGAAGAGAGAAGCAACAUGGAGGAGGCAAAAGUAUAUGAGUAUUUGCCUUCUGCUCCUCCAAGGCUUACAAGAGCUUCAGAAAGUGGGGGUGAUUUCCAUUGUGGAAAUAGCACAGGAAUAACAGAUUAACCCUGGAGCCCUGAUCAAAAAUAGGAGGCCUCUGGGCUGCUUUUUAAUUAAAGAAAAAAAGCUAUGGUCACAGCCAGACAUUUAAAGCACUCUUAUGUGACUUUAACAGUCAUGGGUUCCCCCAAAGAAUCCUGGCAACUGAAGUUUUUUAAUGGUGCUGGGAAUGGGAGCUGUGUGAGGUGUCUUCUAAUAAUUGUCAGCACCCUUAAUAAACUAUAGUUCUCACCCAGGAGACUUUGGGGUGGUCAUGGCUGUUAAAGUGGUAAAAGAGAGCUUUAAAGCUAUGGUGCGGAGGUGACCAGAUCUCCCCCAACUCUAAUACAGCUUUCAGAAUUUCUGCCUCAGAUUGCCUACUUGAGAGAAAAUUAACAGCAUGUUCAUGGAGUCUGCAGGCAACGGGAAUUAGUGAGGCUGUUUGGGAUUUAGAUGGUGAUGUGGUCAAGGGAAGGAUUUUUUCAGAAUGGAGGAGACGGUGGUAUGUUUGAACACAGCAGGGAAGGAGCCAGAGGAACCAGGUAGGUAGAAGGAUGGGGAGAAAUCAAAGCAGGGAGGUGGUAACUAGGAGGGAAACCACAGGGUUUUCCCCUCUCUUUAGUACAGUAAUGAGUAACACCUUUGUAGUGCUGAAGAAGUUUCUGUUAAAUUAUGUGACUCUUUUCAGCUGCUGCAAUCAGAAGCAAAUUAAAUACAUCUGUGGAUCCCUGUGAUGAUUUCUUUCGGUUUGCCUGUGAAGGGUGGAUACAGAAUAACCCAAUUCCUGAAGAUUCAUCAAAUUAUGGAAUCUAUCCAUGGCUGAGGCAUAAUGUGGACCUCAAGUUGAAAGGUAGGUGACUCCUUUCUUGAAAGCUUCCUGCACUUCCUCAUCCUUGUUGUUGUUGUUGCUUACCUUCAGUGUGUAUAGUGUGUUCCUUGAUAAAAAUGCACUCGGGUGAAAAUAAGAGGAUAUCAGAGCUGGUCAUUGUAUAAAAUAGAAAAAAACCACACAAAUAAGACUAGGCAUGGCCAAUAAUCUGCCUGAAAACUCAAAUGCUAUUUCGAGGCAUGGGGAAUGCAGUGCUCCCCCCCCACCUAAAAAAAUGUUUAGGAGUACUCUUAUUUUGACUCAAGAAAAUCACCACUUUAUAGUUCAAAUCAGGAAAAAUAAAUACAGUAAACGGACAAAAGUACAAAGAUUCACAAAAUGUUUAGGGGUAUGUGUACCCCUGCAUACCCCCAGAAAAAAAUCACUGGAAUUAUGCAUGCAAGCUUCACUCCCAAUGUCCCCAUAGGUAUUGCCCUACAUGCUUAGUUUCUGAUCUUCUCCAUGUUGAGCUGGGAUGGUCUUUAGGAGACUUUUACUUGCAUUCACAAAUGAAAGUUGGAAUACUCUGAAUGAUCUGAGACCAUUUUUUAUCAGGGUUUCAAAUUGUGUGGAAAUGUCUAGUCAUGUUCAAGCAAAUACAAGAAACAGUCCACUGCAGGCCUAGCCAGCACGACAAGGGGAAGUUCAAGGACUGCAAUGUGUAUGAUGAUCCUGGGUUAUCCACACUUUGAGCAUUCACAUGUUCAGGUGCUUGAAAACACCUACUGUAUUUUUCGCUCUAUAAAAUGCACCAGACCACAAGACGCACCUGGUUUUUGGAGGGGGAAAACAAGAAAAAAAAUAUUCUGAAUCUCAGAAGCCAGAACAGCAAGAGGGAUCGCUGUGCAGUGAAAGCAGCAAUCCCUCUUGCUGUUCUGGCUUCUGGGAUAGCUGCGCAGCCUGCAUUUGCUCCAUAAGACGCACACACAUUUCCCCUUACUUUUUGGGAGGGAAAAAGUGAGUCUUAUAGAGCAAAAAAUACGGUAUUUAAUCCUCCUUCCUGUAUGACACAAAAUGACAAAAUGAAUGGCUAUGGUCCAUCAACCUAUGUGUUACAUUCAACCACUAUACCAUUCUGGCUUUCGAAUAGGUGAAUGAUUAUCUUGUGGGAGCAGGGCAAGUGCCCCUACCCUGACUUUUGGAGGGAAACAAUAUUUAUUUAAUUUGUUUAUGAAAAUCACUUGUAUGCCAUCUUUUGCUUCAUGAAACACCAAGGCGGUUUGCAUAACAAUAAAAGCAAACAGCGUAUAACAAAGUAUAAGAAUUUCCUAAGUACGCAGCAACAAAAGAGCACCUGGAAAUCCCAGGAAUUAGCAUUAACAGAGAAAGGGGUGGUGGUAAAGAGAUAUGUUUGUAAUUGUAAUGGGAAACACCCAGCAAUCAGUGCCCACCUGAUCUCUACAGGAAAAUCCACAUGGUAGCCCUUCUCCAGGUCAUUGUACAGUAUAAAAUAUACAUCUGAAGAAAAUACAACAGGCAUAGGCAUACUUGGCUCUCCAGAUGUUUUGGGACUACAACUCCCAUCAUCCCUAGCUAACAGGACCAGUGGUCAGGGAAUUGUAGUCGCAAAACAUCUGGAGGGCCAAGUUUGCCUAUGCCUGAAAUACAACCAUUUUUCAGGGAACAGCUUCAUGUAGUGAUUUUCAGAAUCGCCACCAGCUACACUUGUUAUUAUUAGCAGUUCUAUACAUAUAUGGACAAUUUGUACACCGUGUAACACGUUCACAACCUUUUUUUUGACGUCCGCAGGCCAUGGUACAGUUUGCAGGCUUUCCUCUACUGUUGGUAGUGACUGUUUUGGUCUAUAAGUUGUAUAAAAAAUAAUUGUGCAAACUACACAUUUGUAAUUUAUGCAGUUCAUACAAGUGGGGGAAUCCAGCUCUUCUGGGUGCAUAGCAUGCUCACAAUCCACAUCCCUGCAGCGGAUACCUGCUAGCCACUCAGGUGCCCAGGACGGUGCAUGUGUCCUGCAGCUGGGGACAGAGCAAGUCGCCCAUGGGGCGGGCCAGCCAAGGCAGGGUGCACUGUGUGGAGCCUCUCUGCAGCCUCCCCCUCGGCUGAGGCAGUGGGCAGAUGCAAGCCCCAUGCUGCUCGAAAAAGCAGAACAGAGCUUGCAGGCAGUCCGCCCACCGCCUCCUGCUCAGGAGAGACGCGUGGCUCAGGCAUGCUGUAAGCCCCGUGGUGUGACACCCAGUGCCCCCCGCCUCACCUAGCUACGCCUCUGGAUUAGGCAGAUUCAUGGAGGAGAGGGCUGUCAAAGGCUACUAGCCAUAAAGGCUGUGCAGCCUACAAAGUUGGAGGCAGCAAUGCUUCUGGUUUCUGGAAAUCACUCGAGGGGAGAGUGUUCCUGCAGUGCUGUAGGAAGAGGUGUGUGGUGGGUGCGGGAGUUAUUCUCCCCCAAAACUCAUAUUUUUGCCAUUUAGUCACCCACCCCUCAGUGAUAACACCCGGGGCAGACCGCACCCACUGCACCUCCCUUCCUACACCACUGCAUCCCUGGUCUCAGUAUUCUGAAAGAAUCACAACAUUUAACUGAGAGAGUGGUGCAAGUUUUGAGAACUGUGUGGUGUCUGUCCUUUCAUAAUUUUUCUAAAGCUUGUUUAUUUGAAAUGUGAGUAUUUUAGCAGACAGGUCAAAUCUAGGUGCUUAGGUGUUCAAUUAUCUGUCACCAAGAGAACUGUUUUGAGGAAUGUCUGCAUGUUUGGAGGAAAAAAUAGCCUGGGGUGGAAGUGUGUAGGAAGCAAGAUAUUUUCAUUUGAAUGUUCUUUUCUUUAUGUUGGAUUUUACUGCAAAACCAUCUCAGUGGGCAGCCACACAGAACCGCAGAGGAAAGGGGAAAAAAAUUACUCUUAUUUUUAAGCAGCAGUGUCAGGCUUCUAUGAUGAGAACGACAUUUAACAACAGAACAAAAAAAAUGGGCAAUUAUUAAUGACAAUAUACUAGAUGGCAUUUACCAUAGGGCAUUGCCUAUGCAGAGCCAUUCCCACUCUGAGGACAUAUCAUAUCAGUAUAUAUUGCAAAUGGGGGCCAAACUAGACCAGGCUGGCACCAGGGGAUGGAAUCAUUGGGCUCAGCAGGUCCCCACUUCUGGAUGCUUGGGCCCUGCUCCUGGCUGCCACUGCCUGUUCCCUCUCUGUGCGAGGGAGUAGUGAGAGGAGAACAAACAAGGAGAAGGACUCUGCUUACCUUGUUGUCUCUGUCUGGGUGCCUUUGUGGAAUGGGCCCACACAGAAAACACAAAUGGGUAGCACAAAGAAGGUGGGCCUGCGCUAGGAAGGAGCAUCUUGUACAAGGACUCCCUAGAAUUCUGGAGCUGGAACUAAUGUGAGACCUAAUGGGGCAGACUUCUACAUUGCUACUAUUGAUCAAUGCUUUGCAUACCAAAGGUCCCGGGGCAGUUUCAGCCUAUGUGAACAAGUAAUUUGACCCAGCACAAGGCCACAUCCUGUAUUCCCAUGAAAAGCAGCGGCAAGGGUUCCACUGGAGAGGAGGUGAAACACUUUCCUGCUUUAAGUUACCUCUCAACCUUGUACUGAGGCUGGAUCUGAGUUGGGGUGGGAGAAAUUUGCAUAAAGUAAUGGGUCCCAGCAAGACUAGGCAGUGACUCAUCAUGAACACUCCCCUUGCUCUCUAAUAAUAAUAAUAAUAAUAAUAAUAAUUUUUAUUUAUACCCCGCCCUCCCCAGCCAAGGCCGGGCUCAGGACAGCUAACAACCAAUAAUAAAAACAAGUUGAAUGAAUACAACUUAUUCAAUGAUGGCAUUCAAUAAUUCAAUUCAAUAAUGGCAAUGGCACCCACCUGAGAGGUGUCAGAAUAGAGUUCCGGCUGGAAAAAAACCCCGGAACACACUUGGUUCCUGUCCCCUGAUUUCUAGCUUGGCCCUGUGGUGUGGGUCUGUAAUGAUUCUAGUAGUUGCACUGUGCCCACUUGUGGGGUUGGGGUCAGCUUCAGAGGUUCAUUGUAUCCACCUGUGAGAGUCAUUAGGCUGGUGGGCAUGUGAGAUGGGCAGACAACUGGUUCACCUGCACUGGGUGCCGAGCCGAGAGGGUGCUUCAGAGGCUGUUACAACAAUGACAAACAACGGAAGACAAGAGGCAGUGGGGGUGUGGAGGUGGGACAUGCUGAAUUUUAGCAUUGCACAGGUUGUCACUGAAAUUUUAAAGCCUGAACUCCACCACUGGGAUAGGGCCUCCUUAGCAUUGCCUCCCCACAUGUGGAACUCUCUUCCAGUUGAGAUAAGGAAGGCCCAAUCUGGAUUUCUUGAUAUUGUCUUAUCAAAAAACCCCACAACCCAAGCACACCUUCAAGCAUGCAUAUGAGCUUGGAGAAUUGGAGAUAUGUGGAAGAAGUUUCUAUUUUAGCUUUAGUCUCCAGAUCAGUUCAUGUAUUGCCAAUAAGCUAAGGGAAGGAAAAAGACACGGGCAUCACCCUUUUCCCGUGAGUCCCAGACCAGGAGCUCAAGUCUCACUUCACAGAUUGAAGUGGAAUUAGAGGAAUAAAGGGGGUUUGCGCCCCCUUGCCUCUCGGUAACUUAUGAACCUGCCCCUGUAGGAAUGCAAUAACAGGAGCAUUCCAAUAGUAAAAAUAAUUGGGGGGCUUCUGCCCUCUUGGAACCCUUUAUAUCGCAGUCCUGCAAAUGGUUCAGCGGCUGGCCUGCAUUUUCAUUAGUUGCUUUAUUGUGAAAUCUUUCUCGCAUGAAAGAAAACCGCCCAUCUUUUAAACGGUGACACCGUUUGGCAUUAAAAGCCAUUUUAAAAGUUGUUUAUAAUUCUUUUAGAAUCACAGCCAUAAAAAGUUAAGUAUAGCAAUACGAGAAAGAAGGACUGCCACGGUUUUUCCACAUGUAAUUGUUCUGCAGCUGCAGUCAGAUGUUUAUGAAACUUUUUACCCAGCCUAACCCUAUUUUUUUCAUGAGGCUCCAAUCCUAUGCAUUUUUACGUUGUAAGCCCAACUGAAUGCAAUGAUAUUUUUGAUAUUUGAUAUGCGCUGGAUGAAGGAUAAGAAACUAUUCUCAGGAUGAGGGAGAAAUUUGAUGCCCUUUGCAUAUAAAGAUGAAUCUACCUAAUUUGCAAUUUCCAAAACUAUACACAAAAUGAAACACAGCUGUCCUCAUUUGUACUUAUUUUGCAAGACAGUUCUAUAGCUAAGUAAUGUACACAAAAAUGUACACAAAAAUGCAUAGACUAGAGUACAGUGUGUGUAAAAAUGCAUAUAUUAGUGAUAAUAACAAAAAUGUGUGCUAUUAGGGAAAAUGGCUUUGUAAAAAUAUGUAUAUUGGGCAAAAUUGCAUAAAAAUGUGUAUUUUAGGAGAAAUUCACACUAACAUGCUGAUGAAUUUUCAUGUUUUAAAAGCUUCACUGGUUUUAUCUGUUUUAAUUAUGAUGUUAAAUAUGUGUGUGUUUAAAUUGUUUUGUGGCUUUUAGCUGCGCUUUAUCUACAAAAUUAUUUAUAUAAUAAAUAUAUUAUUUAUACCCCACCCAUCUGGCUGGGUUUCCCCAGCCACUCUGGGCGGCUGACAGCAAAUAGUAAAACAUCAAGCACUGAAAACUUCUUGAUACAGGGCUGCAUUUAGAUGUCUUCUAAAAGUUAUGUAGUUUUUUAUCUCCUUGGCAACUGAAGGGAGGGUGUUCCACAGUGAGAGAACCAGCAGAAGACCCUCAGAGGAGGACCUCAGUGCUGAGCGAUGGGGGUGAAGAUACUCCUUCAUGUAUACUGGGCCAAGACCAUUUAGGGCUUUAAAGGUCAGCACCAACACUUUGAAUUGUGGUCAGAAACAUACUGGGAGCUAGUGAAGAUCCCUUAGGACCAGUGUUAUAUGGUCCCGGCAGCUACUCCCAGUCACCAAUCUAGCUGCCACAUUCUGGAUUAGUUGUAGCUUCUGAGUCAGCUUCAAAGGUACCCCCAAGUAGAGCUCAUUGCAGUAGUCUAAGUGGGAGAUAAACAGAACAUGCACCACUCUGGUGAGACAGUCUGCAGGCAGGUAGGGUCUCAGCCGGCGUACCAGAUGAAGCUGGUAGACAGCUGCCUGGACAAAGAAUUGACCUGUGCCUUCAUGGACAGAUGUGAGUCCAAAAUGACUUACAGGCUGUGCACCUGGUCCCCCCCCGCCUGCCUCCCUGUGCCCCCCCCAAAACAGUACUUCUGUCUUGUCAGGAUUCCACCUCAAUCUGUUAGCAACCAUCCAUCCUUCAACCGCCUCCAGACACUCACACAGGACCUUCAAUUUGAAGGAGAGGUAGAGCUCAGUAUCAUCUGCAUACUGACGAAAACCCAGCCCAAACCCCUGCUUGGGGUUGGAUACUUCUUUGAUUAAGUGGUUUAUAAAUAUUCUAAACAAAAUCAAUAGAUACCUACUUCAUAAUUUACAAAUAGUUUAGAAAAAUUAUCCAGAGCAACAGUUUCGUUCUGUUACACUGAAGAAAUACUUGCUUUCUGAAAUGUCCAUGGGAUGUCUCUAGGGCUAGCAAACUGGAGGUGUUUGCUGCUGUUUUGAUGUAUGCAUGUGUCAAGGGUGAUUACUAUAGACAGACUUCAUUUAAGGUCAGGGAUCAAUUUUGCAGUGUAUUUUUGCAAGGUGCCAUGUACUUUAAAGAUCUAGAAUUGGACUGACAAAAAAUGAGCUGCAUUUGAAACUAUAGACUGGUUUGCAUGACGUGCUAAGCCAAACUACGACUUGUGUAGGCUCAUGGAGAAGAGCUCACUGACACUUUGUUCCUCCUCGGUCUUUUUUACUCCCAAACUACACUGAGGUAAAUCAUGGUUUGGCUUAACGCAUCAUCUGAACCUGGACUUGUGGUUAGGCUUUCUCCUCACUAGCCAGAAGCAAACCUUGGUUACUGCUCGUGGUUAGUGAGAACAGACCUUAACUAUAAGCUCAAGUUCAGACUCCAUGCUGAAUCCAACUUGGAUCAGGAGAAGCAAAAUGUCAGUGAACUUCUCUCUGAGAGACUGCAGGUUUGUGUGGUCCCAUAGUUUGGUUUACCGUGUUGUGUGAACCAAGCCAAUAUAAGAAAAUUGGAACAGGACUGGUCUUGCACACUUAUUUUUUAUACAUAGCAACUGCUUGGAACCUUGACAAUUGUUGGCAUUUUCCCACUGAAAUUACCUCAGGUAUUUCCCCCCCCCCCACUUCAGAAUUAGGGAAGGUUUAAUUUAAGGAUAAAAAAUAUCACCAAACAAUGACCUAAACAUGAUUCAAAUAAGAGCAAGGAAAAUAAAAAUUACCAGCAACAAUUUACAAACAAUAACAAGGUCCCCAAAUGCUGUUAAAAUCAGAUUCGGAACGAGGCAUAAAACAAUUGAGUCAAUCCUAAAACAAUAUUUAUGCAGUCUCUUGGUCUGAAAUGUAUUUUUGGAAUCCGAUGGUGGGAAAGAAGUGUCCGAGGGAGUAGUGGAAUCUGGUAACACCCUUGGAAUGGUAAAUGGACAUGUCAGUUCGACCUCUUACAUCACUAAAGACAAAGAGCAAGACAAUAUUUUGACUGUUGUUUGUUUGAAUUCUGUAGCAGAGGAAACCAACACUCUCUGGCAAACAGGAUUAUCUAUAAAUCUGAGCUUUGUGUCAGAAUGUAUAUAUUAGGGAAUAUUUUAUGGAGUUUUGCUCUUUGCUUUUUAAAAGGUUAAGCAAUCCUAAUGGCAUUGCAUGCAGGUCUUUGCUGGCGUGGAGAGAAAUGGCUGUGCCAAAUAUUGCUAACAGACCAAUGCAGCAAAUGUACAAUUGUUAGUUACUGGUCUUAGUGCAAAAAAACAACAAAACAACAACAACACCAUAUGCUUAAACUAUUACCAGUCCCAAUGUUAGUUACUGGUCUUAGUGCAAAAAAACAAAAACACCACCACCAUAUGCUUAACCUAUUACCAGUCCUAAUGUUCUGGUAUCUGUCCCUAGCAAAACACCAUCUUUGUUUUAUUCCUACUUUCUUUGGUGGAAGAAAUUGAGGGGAUGCCUUGAAAAAUGUUAGUAUAAUAUACACAUACACAGUUAAGGUUUUAGUUGCCAUUUAGGUUCUACUCAGGUCUUCCUCAGCCUUCCUCACAGGGUCUACAGAUGUUGACUGGCCUUGGCUGCCAAGACAAACCUUUUGGUCACCAGAACCCUGCGCCCUCCUCAUCCCUGAUCUUGGAAAGUGCCUUUGCAUGAAGGCAGAGAUGAUCUUAAAUAAAGUAUUAAAAAAAAAUGAAGGCAGAGAUGAUCCUCUGCUUCACUCCCUAACCUCUUUCCCCAGUGCCUUGCUCAGGGUUGCAAUGCAGUAGAGAUGGCACCAUUGUGCAGCACAUUAGCAGAGUGACCUUAGUGGAUUUGCAAUGCCUGGGGGCUUCAGGGAGAGUGGGAAAGUUCACCACUCUCUUCCAUGGAUGGAGGUGUCUGCCAGAUCAAAAGCUUUUCCAUGAGCUGAAGGCACAUGGUAUUACACACAAUGACUCAUAGUGUACUUUUUCAUAAACACACUAAAUCUAAGCAAUUCCUGGAUUAAUGAACAGCAAUCAUUUUUGAUGGGUUUUCAGAAGUAUUAUUUCUGUUUGUUUAUUUUUAUUAAAUUUCUACCCUGCCCUUCAAAAGAAACCCAGGGUGGUAAACAACAAGAAAUAAAACAAUAAAUAUUUGGAACAUAUUACUAUACCAAUCACUGCACACUGCUCACAACUGUUGAAUGUAAAGAGACCAGAGAGCCACCUUUAUCUGGACCUUGCCAUGUUUGGGAGAGAGAGAGAAUGUGUGUGUGUGUGUGUGUGUGUACCAAACUACAUGAUGUUUGGCAUUAAAGUAUUUCUUUUUUUUUAGAGCGAGCAAGUGAAAUAGUAAAUAUGUUCCUCCUUACUACAUUUCCUGGCUAACAUCCUUGAAUUGGGCUCUGCCCUUUCUGUGGCAUUUGGGAGUACUGCACAUAUUGGCCUGGUAUUUAAAUGAAGGUGGUAUUUCUUUGUGAAUCAUGUAAACAAACUUAGGUAACCAAACAAUUGACUGCACUUUGACCAGAUAGCAAACACUUAAUUUCCUCUCUGGAGCAAAAUAAAAAAUAAAAAAUACACAACUGUUCCCAUAUGGCUCUGUAGGAAGCAAUAAAUAAUCGCUCACAUUCCUAAAUCUCAGCAUUGCAUGAGAGAUCAUUUGGAAUGGUGGGAAUACUUUUGAACGUAAGUAUUUUCAAGGCUUUCCAGUAAACUGCUAACGAUGGGAGACCUUUAACCCUGUAUUGAUCCGUGGCCUAAUUCUCCUUCUAUUUCUGGUGUUCAGUCUGUGUCAUCGCUAAUGUAGCAAAAACUGCACCUCCCCCAUACAUGAGUGGGUGAUACGUACUUUAGACACCCUUUCUUACCCCAUAACGGCAUGGAUAAAAGAUGCAGCCAUCUGCACAAUAAUUGGUUGAUUCCAGUUUACCCAACUGCCAAGAGAUUGCACAACUGACAUUAUGGUAUCUGUUGAGACAAAAAUCCCACUCAGCCAGUGAAAUCAGUUCAUAGUUGAGCCUUCUAAUUUUUUUAAAAAUGGUUUUUUUAAAAAAAUAAAAACUGUAUGGUAGGAAACGAAGAUAAUUGUGUAGGUUAGACAAAUGAGCUGUCUUUGUAAUGGCUAUGUGGGAAACGGGGGAUGAGUAAAGGAGAUCAUUUUGGUUCCUGAGAGAGGUUUUUAUGGCUGCACAUGAUAUAAGCCACAAGUUCUUUUUCCCCACAGACUUCUUUUGGGCGGGAGAGGCUACCAUCUUUGUGUGAAGAGAGUUCAUGCUACUGGAUCAGACAGUUUUAUUUAGCUCUGUGGUUGCAUGUUAUUACAAAAUAUUUAUGGAAGGUUUAUACCGGCCUUGUGAUGCAGCUUCCAUUUCCUUCAGAAUGAUUCAUUUGCCUCUUUCUGGGUUCUGUACACUGUAUGUGGAUUCCACCUUCUGACCCACUUGCAAAAGAGGACACGGAUUUACAUAAUACUUUCAUAUGUUUUGUGCCACAUGCAAAUUUGUAUCCUCUUUGCAGGUGGAGUGGAGGGCCCAAAAAUAAAUUGGUGACCACACACGUAACUAAGUGUCUGACAGAUGGAUUGUGAAGAGGUCAAGCUUUUCUUAAAAUUGUAUUCACAUACUAGAAAAGGCUUAAUGUGUUUAAUUCCUGCCAGUCACACAGCUGUUAAAGCCCUGCUUUCUCCAUACCAACUCUAAACCAAAGCCUAGGCUGCAGUUGUACUUCCCAUUACCUGGGAGUAAGCUCCAUUAAACACAAAGAAACUUACUUCUGGGUAGACAUGUAUACCAUUGGACUGUUUAAAUUAACUAUAAAGCGACUUCUGAAUGAGUGCCUGCUCUUUUGCUCCCGCCCUGCAGGACACAUGCCUAACCUUCUUUGCAGUUUUCAUGUUUUUUAAUUUGCAAUUUGGAGGCGGGGGUGGGUUUCUGGCAAGUCCAGGGCCUAAGGAUUUUAGGGCCAAAUGACAUGCUAUGUUGAAUUUGUUACUCUGAUUGUUCUUAAAACUGUUCACUCCGGGGGCCAUUCAGGAUCAAUACCACAGAAGGCAGGAAAGAGUUUUGGGGUUCAACCCUCUCACCCUGCUGUGACCCUUACAAAAAUCGCCCUCCGUAAGCUGCUACAUGGCACAGGAGGGAGGCUCCUAUCAGCACCAUGCAUUAUUUCAGAACAGAGAUGAAUCAAUCUGUAACAGGUAUGAACACUCAGUGUUGUUGGUUAUGGGCAAUUUUAGAUUUAGAAGGAAUUUCUGUAAUGUUGUGUUGUUUGAGGCUGAGGAGGGACCUUUUUGCCGUGGCAAUACUUUUGGAUUGAGGUUGGCUGAGUGGUGCAGAGAGCCAUUUAGCCAGAGAAGAGGAGUUUGAGGGAAAUGCCUCUGUAAAUUCAAGGAAGUGGAAAUAUGUGUGGGACAGGAAAGAGUGUGUGGCUCUGAGGAGGUGGGUGAUGUGCUCUUUUAAAAUGGGCUAUACAGUGGUGCCCCGCAAGACGAAUGCCUCGCAAGACGGAAAAACCGCUAGACGAAAGGGUUUUCCGUUUUGAAGUUGCUUCGCAGGACAAAUUCCCCUAUGGGCUUGCUUCGCAAGACGAAAAUACCUUGCGAGUCUUGAGAUUUUUUUUCGCUUUCCCCCCCCUUUAUCUAAUCUGCUAAGCCUUUAAUAGCCUUUAAUAGCCUUUUAGCAGCUAAUCCCCUAAGCCUUUAAGCCUUUAAUAGCCGCUAAACCGCUAAUAGCGCUAAUAGCGCUAAUCCGUCAAUGGGCUUGCUUCGCAAGACGAAAAAACCGCUAGACGAAGACUCUCGCGGAACGGAUUAAUUUCGUCUUGCGAGGCACCACUGUAGUCUAGAAAUUUGGCACCUUUUUGCCUACAUUUCAUGUAAGCUUCCAUAUUAUUUUGAAAAUAUUGCACAUCAAAAUGGCUUCUUAUGUGGAAAGGAAAGAAUAUAUGUAAGAAAAUAAGAAUGGUCUGCUGAAUGGCCCAUCUAGUCCAACAUCCUGUUCUCGCAGUGGCCACCCAGAUGCCUGAGAGAAACCAAGGAACAGAACGUGAGCACGAGAGGAAUCUUCCUUCUCUUGGUUUCCAGCAACUGGUUUUUGGAAGCAUUGCUGCCUCCAACUGUGGAGGUAGACAUAGCCAUCUUGGUUAGUAGCCAUUGACACCCCUCUCCUCCAUGAAUUUGUCUAAUCCUCUUUUAAAGCCAUUUAAGUUGGUGGCCAUUCUGGGCUCCUUGGAUGAGCAAGUUCCAUAGUGUGACAGUGUGUUGUGUGAACAAGUAUAUUAUUUUAUCCAUGCUAAAUCUUCCAGCAUUCAGCUACCUUGGAUGUCCACGAGUUCUAGUGUCAUGAGGGAGAAAAACUUUUCUCUAUUCACUUUCCCCGUCCUGUGUAUCGUUUCAUAAACUCUAGAGGUAUCAUCAUUCUUUAUUCAGUUUAAUUCCCGUGAACUGGUGGUUGUUUUCUUGGAUUAUCAUACCAGUUUCAAUUGAUUUAUGGUUAAAUGUUCAUGAAAUCUCCCUGGAAGUACAUAUUAAUUAAAUCCUCAUUAAUUGCACAUUAGAACUCAUUGAUUGAUUGCUGCAAGUGCUAGAUGCAUUCAUAAUAGGGAACCAAGUGUCAAAAGAUUGUUUUGGAUAAAAAGUAUAAAUGUCUACAUAAAUAAAUUGGAGCACAAGGCUUCUAUUCAGUGGAGUGCUGGGUUUGGGCUUGGUAGAUCUGGGGUCCCGUUGUCUGAGAUUACUCAUCUUUGUUGCAUAGAGCUCUGGCAAAGUGGCCUAUGAUUAGAAUAAAAAGGCUGAGCCUAAUUUUAGAGGCUUACGGCUGUUGUAUUUUUAUUUUCAGCUGGGACAGAAUAUACUUAGUAUUUUGGAUGUUCUUAAAUACUCCAAACGUCCAUCUUCUGUGUCUGGUGUGCCAGUUCUUGGAACUUUCAGUGAAGUAGAAAUCUGACACUUGAACUAUAAUCCUCCCUGGAAUGCAGUGGCGUCAAGUUGCGACACUAUACUUAAGGUUUUUGUCUUUGUCAGGUCAUGAUUUCCAGGGGAUAAAAACCACAGCCAUGACUUUGUGGCUCUUUAGAAAUGAAAACUGCCUCUCUGCCAAGCAGUGUUGAAAAGAACAAGAACCUUGUACCAAGUCAGAUUAUUGGUCUCUCUAGCUUAGUAUUGCCUACACAGAUUGGCAGGUGCUCUCUGGGGUUUCAGACAGGGGUCUUUUCAGCCCCUAACUAGAUCUGAAUCUGGGAUCUUCUGAAUGAAAAGGAUUUGCUGUAUCACUGAGCUAUGGUGAUUACCCUGGCGGUAUAGGCAACCUUUCUCUCUCCCCACCUGGCAAGGUGUGUCCAGGAUUUGAACUGAGCCAUCAAAGUAGUUCUCAACGUCCCAUGCGAGUGAGUGGCCAUUACUGGCCUUUGUGCAUCUUCACUUUGAGCAGCCCUCUCUUAAACCAAGGAGAUUUCUUACACAGCUGAGCUGUGCAGGGUAGAUUCUGGGAAACGGUUGGUCAUAAGAGUGGCACUGAGCUCUGGAAGACCUGUGUAUGAUGAUGGAUGGUGCCUUUACACCUGGGCUUAAAUCCUUGCAGCUGUGGGCAUGUGGUAAAAGUCUGUAUCCACAUUCAACUAGAAUAGCAGCUCACAGGAUUGAAACGUAAAGAAACCUGUUUGUCUUGGAAUGAUAAAUUUUCAGUAUGGGCUGGAGAGCAUUUAGAAGAUACUGGUCUGGAUUUGAAGUUUAUGAAGCUGGAAAUGAGUGCUUGAGCUGGACACUUCUAAUCUUGCCCUUCUUCUCCCCACUCUCAUUCCAAGUUCCUGGUUUGGAUGAAGCCAGAGUUCCCUGCUACAUCAGAACCAGGGAACUCUAUAUUGCUGUCUGUUAACAAACUGGGAAAAUAAGGUUGGAAUGAUUGUUCAGACCAGGACUGAACAUCAGAACGUCUAUUUAUCUGAAAAAAACCUACAACAUCUAUUCCUGAUACCUUUUUAUCACUUUUAAGUAUCUUUUUUCUUCCAUUUGAGGGUGUUCAGAAACAAAGUUGUUAUGUCUGAAAUGUAGAAGGGCCAUCUUACCACUUUUUUCCAUAUAUAGGCCUAGUCUGUGGGGUGCAGCAGCCCUCUGCUUCAUUAGGCUUCUAAUGGAGAGAAGUGAAGGACAAAUAAGUGAAUAAACAAAUAUUAUAGAUGAAAAAGACUGAUUUAAUAUCCACCAUAUUUUUGAGAAAAAGUUGCUGGUCUCUCAGAUAGUUCAUGUUGAAUGGAUUCCUCCAACAUAUCUAUCAGUCGUAUCAUCUUCUGUCUCCCAUUCUACACUUAUCAUCUGCCAUCCAAACAACAUGACCAGUCCAACGAAGUUGAUGUUGAAGAAUCAUUGCUUUGACACUGGUGAUCUUUGCUUUUCUAUAGCAACUACUCUAUUCCCACCUCAAGAAUGGAAAGCAAAAUACGGGUGGGCAACAAAAGAGAUUUAAAGACGCUCUCAAGACAAAUCUGAAAAAAUGUAACAUAAGCACUGUUAACUGGGAAACACUGGCCUGCAAGUGCUCCAAUUGAAGAACAGCCUUUACCGAAGGUGUCAUUGACUUUGAAGAAGCACGAACUCAGGGCAAAAAGAAGAAAUGAACUAAGAGGAAGGCAUGUUUGACAAACCCUCACCGUGAUAAACUCCUGCCCAGACACCUAUGUUUCCACUGUGGAAGGACGUGUGGAUCCAGAAUUGGUCUCCACAGUCACUUACGGACUCACUGUUAAGACCGUGUUCAUGGAAGACAAUCUUACUCAGCUAUGAGAAGACACCUGUCAUGGCCUGGGUUCUUGCCAGUGCUGGACUUUGGGCUCUCGAAUUUCAGCGGUGCCCUGUGCAACACUAAAAUUUGCUCCUCCACCUCUUGUGCUCUGUUCAACAUUAUUGUUAUGGUGCCCCCUGUGGUGCUGGUACCCAGUGCAGCCAAACCAGACACGCUACCCUAAAACCGCCUCUGCUCUUGCUAUAAAUGCUUUUUCACCUCAGCUCUCUAUAACAAAAGGUUUUAUUUUUAAUACGCACAUGAUAUGUAAAUAGAUAUGUAAAUUGCUUGGCAAUGUAUGUUGUUUACAUAGUUACUUAACUAUAAUUGCUCCUGUCUUGAAAGGGAUCACAUGGCUUUUCAUUUUUCUGAAGUGAAGUGUUGUUUAUUGACUUUGUAUUAUGUGCAUACAAAUUGUUACUAAAUGCUACAUUCCCAACCGUGUCUACUCAGAAGUAAGCCUGACAGACUUCAGUGGGGCUUACUCUGCUUCCUGCUGUGAAUUUUUAAGACGAGAAGCAUGCCUUGUUGUUCUUCUUUCCACAUGGAAAGAAGUCAUCUCUUUUCUUGCCUGUUGCCUGUAUCAUUGCUCCUCAGUUGAAGCAUGAGGAUUUCAAGCUGUCAAAUACAAAAUGUUUACUGCAAACAUUUAAACCAUGAAUUAGCUUGAAUGUUGUGUUUCAGCAGAUGCACAAAAACAACCAUUUCCUGAUAUGCAUUUAUGAAACAAAAUGUUAUUUUGCAAAAAGGGCUUGUAUAAGUAGCAUUACACUGACAUUCAAGUGGCAUUCCUUGUAAAAUGUUUAACGUAGCCAAAGGCAUAGAAUCCAGGGUACAAAGAGCAAAAUAUCAACCACAUGCCCUCCAUGAGUUGAAACAGGGGGUCAUUUCUACUCCCAUAGGCUCUCCAUGUGUCUAGAAGCCUUGUCUUGCAGCAAAGAGUUCUAAAUCAGGUGAGGAGCUCAUAUCCGUGAACUCAACUCUCCACCCCAGAUGCUUGCCUCUAGCUUAGUGCUAGUCCUGCAGUGAAAAUAGGUGAGGUAUGGCAUUUGGGGAACUCCCAAGUUUUGUAGAAGUACCAAAGAUCUGUGGGGGGGGGACCCUAAGUGGCAGGGAGAACCCCCAAACAGCCCAACAAAAAGCUGAACAUGCUCAGUGACUUCAAAUUGCUGACUGUUUGAGGCAAAACGUAAAACUGGAUGGGUGGGAGAAUGGAACGGAGUAUCCUGAACAGGAGCACUCAAUGCUACAGACAGCAUGUGUAAAGUAGAUUCUUAAUUUGUGGGAGAAACUGAGUGAUAUGAACACCAGAGUGAAAUUGUGCCGGCCUGUAGGCUGGGAAAGUGGCAGGAUCUAGAAAUAGCAAGUAAGAUUAAAGGUAACGCUGAACCACAAGUAUAUAGUUAGUUAGCUUUAAAAUAGAUUUCUUUUUUCAACAGGAAAAAAGAACCCACUAUAGGACGUCUUAGUUUUCAGUGUAGGUUGUAUUUUGUUUGAACAGGAUAUGACUGAUGGUUCCCCUCAGGGUGGGUAAACUGAUGACCCUUUUAGGCCUCAAUCCUUUAUACACUCAGGGUCUAAUGAGGCUUACCAAAAGCUUGUGUAACUGUAAGUGCUGAUGCCCCUUUUAUUUCAGAAAUGGCUUUUUUGGAGAGGGUGAUCUUGAGUAUAGGACGAGGUGCUUAAUCUUUUACCCAAACACUGCAUUAAUGGUCCCUGUAGGGUUCCAAAUGCAGAAGAAAAAGCAAUUUAGAGCAGACUAAAAUGUUAUGUGGGCAAAUUGUUAAAAAUGCCUUGUACUGAAUAGAGUUGCAUUUAAGAUAUGGGUGGUGGUGGUGACCAAAUAAGUUGUCAAGAAGAGAGUGGUGUUCCCUGCAAAAUGUUUAAAGGCAUAUUGUAGGCUUUUCUUACAAUAAGGUCAGGGAACUGUACACAAGAUUUCCCCUUUAUAUCCUCACAGCAACCCAGUGAGGUGGGUUAGACUAUGAAUGAACUUCAUGUCUCACCAGGAAUCUGAACAUGGGUCUCCCCACUCCUAGCCUAACACUACCCACAAUGCUGCACUGACUCUCAGACCGUAAUUCUUGCCUAUGCUCAUCUUGCGAUGUGCUUUCCUUGUAGUUCGAUCUGUACUCGUGUCAGCAUUGAUUUAUGCAGGGUCUCUGUUUUGCACUCUAAUGGAACCUUAGUCUCGCAGUUUCUUUGUCUUGCUAUUUUGUGCACUUGCCAGAGAGUGUCAGAGGAUGAGCAUGAUUUGAUGUGGUUCUUUCUGCUGAGCUAGGUCAAAAUAAAGGCACCGGCUACAUAAGGCUCUUUGCCUCUUUUAACGUUCCUGGCACAAGUAACUGAGUUAUAUGCACUAAAGCAAUUUGCAGAGUUUGGAAGGCUUAAGAAAGAGCGCGAACACCUUGAACCUGCUUUGGAGUGCACAGAUGACACUUGCUUAAUGAGGCAAGUUAUGGCAUUCCACCGCCUUGAAGCACACUUAACAACUGGCUUUGGCACCUGCUGUUUCCAUUUUAUAUUUCAAGCUGGAUGUAAAUCCUCUUCCAAGUCAACCUGGCUGCUAUUCACUGGAGUGUGUUAUAGAUAAUUAGGUCAAGAGAAGGCCAGGGAACCUCCUGGAGGACCAUUUUGAUAUGCUCUGGGGAGCGUAUAUGAUAUGCUUUAUGGUGGUGACUCAAGAAAACUAGCAAUACAAUUGACAUUUACCAUUUUCUUUGUAUUUUACUUGAGCUCAUCUCCUUCAGUUUUUAUUCCUUCCCCACUAUUGUCAUUGAAUUUAUAAUCUUAAGCGAGGUGAGUUUAUUUUCAUUGUUUUGGGCUAUUUCACACACCCACACCCACACACACGCACCCAUAUUGGCCUUAAUAUAAGCCUCACUUUUUUUCCAAAUUCCGACCGUGAAAAGUUAAAGUGUGGUUUAAAUUCACGGCCUUACAAAAAUUGGCUUUUACGAUAUCACUGAUGAAACAGACAUACAGUAAAAUGGAACGGGUGUGAGUGCCUGAGGAAUUUUAAGGGAGUGGCUUAUAUUCAGCUAUCGUCUUUUUCUUCUUCUUUCCCCUUGGAUUUUAAAGGUGCGGCUUAUAUUUGGGCCAAGACGGUAUUUAUAAAUAUAAUGAAUGAUAGAGCUAUAUACAAGCAGUACUAUAUAAUAAUGCUAAAUUACCAAAUUUAAAUAUUGUCUUCUAUCAUUAUGUAUACAACUAUGUAAAUAAAAAUAAUUUUGAUAUCAGAUACUUCCAAAGUAAAUACGAACCUACCUUUAUACAGUUCAAUAGUCAACAUUCAAUAUUUAUUUAUUUGAAAUCCAGGCAACCCCCCAUCCCCACAAAAAAGGAUCCAUUGUGAGAGCUGCUCCAGUAGAGAUGAUCUAACAGAUGUUUUGCAGUGUAGACUUAUGCAUGUUUUAUUAGGAGCACAACUGGAAUCAGAGCACCUUUGAAGAGCCAUAUCCCUACAGGGGUCCCACUGUCACUACCUGGAGGCUGCUGAUCCUUGGCCUUGGUUCACCUUCUCUCUCCAAGCAUGCAAGCAAUGAGUUGGAAGAAACAGUGGUACCUUUCUCUCUCGGGGUGGCUGCAUGGACUGGGGCCCAGAGGGAACGGGCAAGUGAAUCAGGCAGCAGUACUUUGGGAAGGAGGGGGGGCAUUUGCCCAAGGGCCUCCCCAAACCUGGAACCAUCCCUGCUCAGAAGUAAGCCCUACUAGGUUUAAUGGGAUUUCCUCCUAGGUAAUUGUGUCUAGGACGUCAGGCGCAAGAUGUCCAAGGAACCUGGUAGCUGCAUGUUACUGACCUGGUUCACAUUUAAUGCUGAGCCAAUCUAUCUAUGGUUUGGUGUGAAUGUGCAAGUGUGCCAAUACAUAGUAAGAAAAACAUGGAUGCUUCCCUCAGUCCUCUAUCAGUUUUGGUUGAGUGUUAUGUGUGAACCUGGGCUCACAGUUUGGCUCACUCCAAACAAGGCUUGUUGUUGGCUUAGCACUCCAGGUUUGUUUGGGAGAGACAAACCAUGAGCCCAUGUUUGCACCCAACACUAAGCCAAGUGGUGGCUAAAUGCACAAUAGGAUGACAGCAGCAGGAGUUGGGGAUAAGUGGCCACCAUUUUCUUACUGUGCGCCAGCAUAGUUGCUCGUUCAUGCUAAGCCGUAGUUUGGCUUAGGAUUACAGGCAAACCUGACAUUACUGAUUGUCUAAGUAUCCAUGGGGUUUAUCUAUGGGAAGAUGUGUCUUGGGGCUGAUUGCAGGGUCAUAGAACAGGCAAAAUGGAAAGGUAAUGAUGAUUUACAAAUCUGUUGCAUUUAUACUCCACGUUUCCUUUAAGGGUGGUGCAUAUAAUUCUCCCAUUUUGCUGUCACAACGGCAGUAAAACCCCUGUGCUAUAGGCUUUUGUGUUUUCUUUAUUUCUAAGUCUUUCCACUCCUUCCUACACAAAGAUCACUGUCCUGUGUAAACCCUGUAGGGAGUGCAGCCUAGCCUUUCCCCGUUCCCUUUUAAGAAUUCAAAACUGAAACUCUUUGCAGAAGCCUAGGAAGCAGGCAGGCUAUAGUAUUCUAUAAUAAAGACAGAUACAUAAAAUAGCUUGUGAGCUUUGGAAGGAACAGAUACAGCCAGGUAGGCUGUGUACACAUUACUUCUUACUCUGGCUGUAGUGCGCUCUCACUUCUCUUUUUAAUUUGUGUACCUAUGACAAUACCCAAGGGUCUAGAGCAAUCCUGCCGUUUCUGGUGAAAUACUCUGUUUUGAUUUGGUUUUUCCCCAAGCCAGCUUUAAUUGAACUUGAACCCAGUAUCCUUUUUCAAGUAGCAUUGAAUCCCAGGUAUGUGGGAUUUUCCUUUCCUUUUCCUACCCCAUCUCUGGGGCAGUGAUGGGGCAGUGAAACUAACCAGGCAAUUCCAUCAGCUGAAGACGUCAGUGCCCAUUCUCCCACCUUGCCUGUCCGAUGGGCAAAUGCAACUUGAAACGCACUGAGGAAAAACCCCCUCACUGUUUUAAGCCAGUAAUGUGUACACAGAGUAGAAAGAACACUCCAAAUCAGCAUUGCACCAGGUAAAAGAAUGAUCCGAUUCAUUGCAAGUUAGCCUUUGCCUCUGUUAUGGUAUUUGAGGCAGUUCCGGGAGUGGGGAAAUCUCUUGUUCCUCAAGCACAAAUAUAGCUUUGCCAAAUCCAAGCCUUGCAUGUCCACAGAGAGACCAUAUAUUAUGGUUAAUUACAUGAAAUCUGAUAUGCUUCCUUUGGCAUUCUAUGUCUUGGAAGGAAAAAAAUGCAUUUAGUUCUUUCCCUAUCUGUGCUAAUUAUAUAUAAAGAUGACCAAUUUCUGCCUCCUUUUGUUUUGUUAGUGGUGUGCACAUUCUUAGUGUUGUCAUGUGCAUGGCUCUAUCCCUUAUGAACCUCUAUCUAAGAGAAUAUUUACACAAUUAAUGUGUAAUGCAAACUAACGUUCUUGUUCAAGGCAGGAUUUACGUUUGUAUUGCAAACGGGAUUGACUUUGCUCCAUGCAGGACAACUUAGGGCACUUAUGAACGGCUUCCAUUUUGUUUGUGAGAAUCAAUACGGGCAUAUUAAGGCUGCACAAUUAAAAUGGAGGUGGAGUUCUUGAACAAUAAACCUACCUCCAAGAAAAAAGAAAAGCAAUUUUGGGAGGGGUUUUGGUUUUUUAAAGGAGAGUGACUGGAAUUGGGGGAAUAACAAUUCCUCGGCACAAUAUCAUAUUACCUCAUCAUAUUACCUCAUCAUAAACAAAUGAGAAUGAAUGCUCAAUAAACAGGUCAUCUGGAAGGGACCUCUGUUCCAUGAAUGUUUCCCUCAGAUACUGGUUUGUUUUAAUGAUUUAUAGCAAAGCUUUGGUCUUCUUGUAGGCUGAGAUUUAUUUGAAACAUGGUUUAACCCUGGAACCUGUUCACUGUCUGAGCUUGGCUCUGCACCCUCAGUAGGGAUACUCGGUUUUGUGUUCAUAUAAUAGUUCCCCCCUCCCCCAUAGUGCUUCAUUGCUUGACACCAAUGCAGCAUGCACUUCACACAUUACUCGGCAUCUUGUAUGUUCAUCUGACCAUAACACAAACUGCCUGUGUCAUUUUAAUGGCAUAUUGUGUUCAUGGCUAUAUAAGAAGAAAAAGCAUAUGUCAGUUUCUGUAUGUUCAGAUCCCAACCUGUAACCUUGAAAAUAAAAGAGUUACGUACUCUAAUCCAUUUCCAAACAAGGAGCUUGGGGAAACGCCAAGGUUUGAAGAAAUACAACAAGUAAAUAAGAUUCUUAGGGGAAACCCAAGUAAAGCCCAAUGAGGACGAACAGUGCUCAGUGGCAAUGGGAUGCUGACUGAUUAUUGGAAAGGGGGGCGGAAUAGAAAAUGGGGGAGUUGAAUGGAGUGUCCUGGAAAUGGGCACAGUUUGUUGGCUUCCUGAACAGUACCACUCUACACUGCAAGAUUUUGCUGCAGGUCCUACUUGAAUUAGAUAUUAAGGAAGAGAGAGCCAUUUACUAUGUGUCUUUUGCCUAUUACUAAAGCUUCAAAGCCUGCUCCCCUCCUCUAGAGUGAAGGGAAGAAGCUUUCAAAACAGAGGUUCUCUGUUCUUUGGAACCCCCAAACUUUUCAUCUUAACAAUGAAGCACUGUGUAUGGGCCUAACAUUUCCUGAGCCUCUAGAUUCAAGAAUGUCAGUCUUCCUAGACUACCAACAUUAAAUUCUGAAGAAUUCAGGUUCAUUGUCUAGUGAUGUGAUGUUCUGACCUAUUGUUUGAUGUUGGUAAAACUCUAGGAUGGUUAAACUUGAAACUAAUGUUUUCUCCUCAUUUGACUUCACAGCUCUCCUUGAGAAACCUCUUAGCAAAAGGCGAGACAGUGAAGCUGUACAGAAGGCUAAGAUUCUUUAUUCUUCGUGUAUGAAUGAGAGUAAGUAACUUUCAUUUACAGGGUUACAGGUUAGAGUCUGAAUGUACACAAACUGGCAAACACUUUAUUUUACAUCGUUCUAUAAAUAUCAAGCAAUGAGCGGCUCUGAAAUGAAUCUCUGUUUUAUGCAUAUCAAAGCAUGCAAAAUGUUGCAAAAACAGCAUUUUAUGACUAGUGCCAGUUAUUGCUCUUUUCCCAUUAAUUCAGUGCUAAAUAAUUUGUACUUUUAGAAUGCAGUCCUGUACUUAAGCUACACUUACCUAGGAAUAAGUGAGGCUUACUUCUCAGUAAACAUGCCUGAGAUUGAUUGCACAGUAUUCCCUGGUGCAUGGGAUUUUAACUAUCAUAUAUGUUUAAUGGGACAUUUCUUCUGAAUGCAUACCCAUAUGGUGAAAUCUGAUAGUUAUCUAACAUUAUUACUACUUAAAUAAAUUUGUGUAUACACAUCCUGUUGCUCUACACAUAUAACAGUAUUUCUAAUGAGCACUCUUAAAAUGGUAUUACCUGGAAGUUGUCUUCUGAUGGCUUGCUUUUCCCCCCUCCAGAUAAGAUAGAGAAAGCUGAUGCAAAGCCUCUUUUGAGCAUGCUGAAACAUUCUCCGUUCCGCUGGCCUGUCCUGGAAUCAAACAUUGGGCCUGAUGGAUUGUGGUCAGAAAGGAAGUUCAGCAUGCUACAGACCCUGGCUACUCUUCGUGGCCAAUAUAGCAGUUCUGUUUUCAUCCGAAUGUAUGUGGCUUCUGAUGAUAAGAACUCUAAUGAGCACAUCAUAAAGGUAUGGUAGAGGGGGUUGAUGGAGGUAGAUGCGAGUUUUCACCAGCUUACUAAAAAUAUCAAGUGCUCCACAUUUUAGCCAUUAUGUUCAGGAAUUGCCAACUUUUGCAAAUGGGCACAUUUACAAAUUGGAGAAACUGUUGUGGGGACACAUAUGCAUACACACUGCAACCAUGCACAAGCGCAUCCAUGGCAGUUACCCCCACACACUCCACUCGUCAGCAAUGAGACUUAAAAAGAGAGAGAGAGAGAGCGUUUUCGUUUCACAUAAGUGUUAUAGGGGUGUGUGAGUGAGAUAGAGAAAUCUUCCUGGAAGUGCAAGAGUUAACCUUCCCUCUCCAGCUGCAGUCUUUGGGAAGAUCACCCCUGGUAACAACUAAAAAGAAAUCCAGCCCCCUAUAACAACUAGGAUUGACACAGCAGAUUUCUUUGAAGCUUAAUUAUGACAAGAAGUGUUUUUAGUGAGAGCGAUCCCUGAAAAUUGCUCCUCCUCCAAUGUAAUUAGGCUUCAAAUGAGCCUUGUACUGAGGCUAAUAUAAGACUUCUUUGAAGUCUAACUGUGCCAUGGGGUGGUGUGAUUUUGGCGUGCAUGUGUGUCUCGUAUUUGUAAACUCCCCCCUCCAAACUGCCCAACUCAUGCAGAUAGACUUGAAACAAAAACUUUCAAUGAGCUAUAAUAGAAGGCUCCUUUCUAUUUUAGCAUAAGAGAGUGGGGAGGGUUUGUCACAUCAGGACCCUGUGGGUGCCAGAAAGGAUUGCUUACUUGAAUCUGGGGGAGCUGUGUUUGUGGCUGGAUGCAGCCAUGGCAGAUGGGACUCCCUCCUGUGGCAUGAGGGAGUCCGCUGCUAUGGACUUUCCUGCAGGCAGCGGGGCCAGUCAUGGGGGAUUCCAGGGGUGUGGCUUGGGGAGCAGACCAGAGGGCCUCAGUUCUCCUCUGGAUUCCCACCCUCCCUCUCCUUUAGUUGAUAUUUGGUAGCUGGCCAGGCGCAGGCGGACUAGCUUCUGUGUGCCUUGCUUCAGUCACCAUUUUCUGGGCCAGGGAGGGAUUUCCCCUUCAGGCCAAUUGGACCGCCUGGAGGGCUUUUGCCUGCCUCAUAGCAAAUGUCACAAUCAAUCAAUUAAUCAAGUACCUUUAUUGUCAUCACAGUAUAAAAUGUUUCAAAUAACUGGAAAAAUUAAAAAGACAAGGGUGAAGCUUUCAAGGGUUAUAAGGUCACAGUAUGAUCGUGUGCAUUUGGAUAUCCUUCCCGAAAGGAUAGUGAUGUCACAAUUUUACAAUGGAUUAGGCAUUGGGAUGGAGCCCUAGUCUAAGUGAGUGGUGAGAGCUCCCCCCACAACAACUGCAGCAGCAGGGUAUCCCUUGAAGAGAGCCUGGAAGAUGAUGCUCUUGUCUGGUCACCCAGUUUGGGAAUUGAUGGGCCAUAGCGCUCCUGAAUGGUGUUCAAGGCAGUUGCCCACAAUUGAUGCACAUCCCAAGGCAACCCUUAAUCUUAGUCAAUCAGGUCAGUCAUCAACCAGCAAUGGCUAUGCCAGCAUCUGUUAUCCAUAAAGUUGUGGCCUGUUUAAUUCCAUGCUGCUGUCCUGGGCUUCACUGCAUCUGGACCCACAAAAGCAUGUGCUAUAAGGGUGACCCAUGUCCUGAUUUAUAGUUGACUAAUGUGUGUCACAGGGAGUGGGAGUUCAUGGCACACUUGGAAGCGGCAGCUGGAAGCCCAACCUGUGGCCAUCAACACAGGUGCAGGCAUGUGAAGGCCUCUGUGAAGAAAGAAGGCCUUAGGAUGGAUCUAGACACAUCAAAGAAGUGUUUCAGUUAAACACUUAACUGUUUUAAAUGUUGUGUGAGAAAUUAGGUUGUCAAAAAUGGAACUCCACAGUGCCAUCUGGUGUCACAGUGUUAGAAUGCAUAAAGAACGCAUAUAAAGUGCUUUUUCUUUGCCAAUGUAGCUGAGUCCCUAGUUUCUGGACUCAUUAUAUUUUAAUUAUGAAAUCUUCAAACAUGGCAGAAAGAAUGCCUUCUUUCACCAGACAUGUGAGAAAGUAAUUCUAUAAUACCUUUUAAACCUGCAUCAAACUCAUAAUUACACGCCCUCCAGCUAAUUUUGUUGAUAGGAGUUAUCAGCCUUUUGCCACCAUGUUCAACAACAUCUCCACAGAACCUGGCCAUUAGUAUGUAUAUAUGCAAAUGACUAAAAGUCAGGGGAAUAUAUGUAACUGUAUUCCUUAGGGCAUUCUAAGCUCAUCUCUAAUUUGAUUUACAGCAAUCUGAUUUACAAGAAGAACAUGCUUGUAUCCUAAUUAGUUACUGAAGGAUCAAAUGAAUUUCCAGAUUAGAUAUGCCAGGGGACAUUUAUAUCUUGGGGAAAAUGUCUAUUGUAGAAUUCCUAAACUCCCCAAUGUCAUACAGAAGCCAAUGUCCCCAAGAAAGCAGAAUAUAAUAUUUAAAUGUGAACUUAAUUGGAUGCCUGAAUUAUUAUUUUCUUUUUUAAAAAGGUGUUCAUUGCUUAACAUUAGUAAAUCGUUUUUUAAAAGAUUGCUUGUGUGUCUUCCUUUUUCUUAAUGAAACUAUAAAUUUGAGAUUGAGUAGUAUUAUGGAAGUGUAUUUAAUGGGAACUGACGCUGUUGUAUUCUUUACAUAUUUUUAAUAGCUAGACCAAGCAUCUCUGUCCCUGUCAGCACGAGAAGACUACCUGGAAAACACCACAGAAGCUAAAUCCGUGAGCACUGCUUACUUGAGCAUCUAAAUGGAGAACAAUUAAUACAUUGAGGAUUUCUUCUCCUUUGCCACCAUAUUAAUUAAUUAAUUACUUGUUUAAUCCUGUUAACUUCCUGUUCAGAGAUUUAAACCUUCUGCAGUAACUGUUUUAUUUAUUUCCAUUUAUCUGCUACUAUGCCAUUCGGUAAUUGAAGUUAUCUGAGUGGUCCACAACAGCAAAUUAAAACUGUAAAACACAAAGAUUAUAUAUAAAAAAAUCCAAAACAUAACCAAAAUAACACAAUACAAGACUUGAAUAAAUCCAGCAGCGGAGUAUAUCAGUGGUGUCAUAUACAUAAGGAGCACUCAAACAUUUUUUUUUAAAGCCUGGGAAGGUUAAAAAUUUGUUGCCUGCUGGUGGAAGAACCACAGUGUGGGCACCAGGCAAGCUUCUUUGAGAAGAACAUUCCAAAACUGGGCUGCCAUUACUGAAAAUAUUCUCUCUUUAGUAGCCACUAGGGAUGGGUGACUGUGUCAACAUUUGUUUCUCUCAGUUUUGCAUUUAACCCAAUCUUCAAUUUGCAUUUUUUUUUUUUUAGUCUUCAUGAAAUCUCUGGCAUUUUAAUAUACACCUUUUCAUUUGUAAUUUUUCCUAAUAUGCAAAUUUUCCCAAAGCAGUUUCCCCUAAUAUAAUGCAUUUUGUAUGCUGUUUUCAAUAACAUGCAUUUAUGUCACAUUUUAUCCUGGUAUAUGCAAUUUUUUUUGGAGAGAACUUUGCUGGAGAACUGCAUUGCAAAAUUCAGAGAAAUGUGAAUUUCAAAGGAUGCCUCUUUUGGUUCACAUAUUGUUUUGGAAAUUGCGAACUAGUUCACCUUUAAAUUUCUCCCCAAUCCCCAAUGAGUUCCAAACACCUACUACUACAAAAGGGAUGCGGGUGGCGCUCUGGGUUAAACCACAGAGCCUAGGACUUGCCGAUCAGAAGGUCGGCGGUUCGAAUCCCCGCGAUGGGGUGAGCUCCCGUUGCUCGGUUCCAGAUCCUGCCAACCUAGCAGUUCAAAAGCACGUCAAAGUGCAAGUAGAUAAAUAGGUACCGCUCCGGCGGGAAGGUAAACGGCGUUUCCGUGCGCUGCUCUGGUUCGCCAGAAGCGGCUUAGUCAUGCUGGCCACAUGACCCAGAAGCUGUACGCCGGCUCCCUCGGCCAGUAAAGCGAGAUGAGCGUCGCAACCCCAGAGUCGACCACGACUGGACCUAAUGGUCAGGGGUCCCUUUACCUUUACCUUACCUACUACUACGUGGUUGUUUCCAGUUUAACAGUUCUGAUACUACAAGGAGUUUUAGCUGCACAGUAGAACUUCCUCAUGCUCUCCUCUUACCCCAUAAACCUUCAUUUGAGGGAACAGAUUUAGGGGUUGCAGGGGGGGUGCACAGGGAGAGGAGAGAGAACCUGGCAAUCACUGCUGUAGCGGAACCCUUUAGUUGGAUACCACCCACAAUAUUUUUGCGGUUUGGAAAGUAAUGGGGAAAUGCAUUGAAAGGGACAAACAAAUGGCCAGUGAGAAGACAUGUAAACGCCCUGCAAGCAAAUCAGGAUGAAUUCUGGAUGAAUGCUCAUUGUUGCAUAACCACUCCAUACACAAAUCAGAACAAAUGCUCAAUAAACACUGGAUAUAAUCUAACAUCAGUGCAUGUUUCAUGCAAGCAAAUGAGGAUGAAUGCUGAAUAGAUAGAACAUGUUAACUAAUAUAGAGCACAAUAGUAUGAUUAAUAUGCAAAGGAAAUUGAAAAAGGAAGGGAGGAAAACAAUGUACUAUUCUUAUGCUUCAAUAAGGUGGGGGGGCAUACUUUAUUUUGCUGAGGUUAAUUCUCUGUUUAGCUGUAAUGAUAACUGGAUUCUUAUCACAUUAUAGUACAGAGAAGCUCUGUUCCAGUUCAUGGUGGAUACAGCAGUGCUUUUGGGGGCCAAUGCUUCACGUGCAGAGUUGGACAUGAAGUCUGUGUUGAAACUAGAAGUUAAAAUUGCUGAGGUUAGUGCUUUUCUAAAUGUGGGUUUUAGUUGCAUUUGUGGCAACUGGAUGUCCCAAGGGGUAGACAUGGCUUCACUUCUUCAUUCACUUGGUGCUUUCCUGGAGUUCCAAUGCAGUGACAAACUGUAUAUUGUAUUUUUAUGUUGUGAACUGCCCUGUGAUCUUUGGAUGGAGGGCAGUGUAUAAAUACAGCGGUACCUCGAUUUUCGAGCAUCUCGGAAGCCGAAUGCCAAAAACCCAGAAGUAAAUGCUUCCGUUUUUCAAUGCGCCUCGGAAGUCAAACGGCUUCCACUGCCUGUUUUUCAAUUUUCUCCAUUCAACUUGCAGCCAGCCCUUUGCAACUCAGUUUUAGAAUGUUUUGGAAGUCAAACAGAUUACAUUUGAGAACCAAGGUAUAAUAAUAAUAAUAAUAAUAAUAAUAAUGUGAUGAAUUGGCAAGAUAUGUCCACAAGGAGGCAACUGCCAGUAGCACAUCCAGGAAUGAGUUUGAUACUUGAAGGAUUUCAGGGUUGAACAAGAUUAUAAAUGUAAAUGAGUAGGAGCUCUUUACAGCUGCUGCUAAAAAACCUCUAGGUUAGAUUACUAUAAUGAGUUAUAUGUUGCGCUAACACUGAAAACAAUUUGGAAACUUCUGGUGGUGCAAAAUUCAGUGGCCAGCCUGCUCACCAGGACAAGACAGCUUGAACAUAUAAUGCCAUUCUUGACCUGACUGCACUGGCUGGCAAUUAGUUUCCAGGCCUAAUUGCAGUGCUGAAUUUGAAGACAGCAUCAGUAGUUUACAAUACUGGUUAUUUAGUUUUCUAGAUUUUCCUGUCUUUCAGAUACAUUUGACAUAGAGUAGGUAUCCACCUGGGAUUAUGAAACUGAACGUUUCAUACUGGAAGGGCUAGAUAUUAGUAUGGAUAAAGAUGAAUUUCAUUGUGUUACAUGGGAAAAAAUGUAAAAUGUUUAUGGAAAAAGAAGAUUUUUUGCUAGUUAUAAUGGGUUUGCAACUUAUUUUACUGAAAACUGAACAGGUAACAUUGCUAUUCAUACCUUGUCGCACCCAGAUUAUGUGAGUGUUGGCAAAGUCAGAGUGGAUUUGUGGAGGAAAAUAAUAUUUGUUUGCAUUUAUAUUUUGCAGAUAAUGAUUCCACAUGAGAAUCGAACCAGUGAAUCUAUGUACAACAAAAUGAACAUAUCGGAACUCAGCACCCUGAUCCCUCAGGUUGGUUGAAGUUAAUUGGAAAAUGACUAUAUUAAUGCCUGAUUGGACUGUGUAAUUACCUUUCAAACUGAAAGGUUCUUCAGAUGUGCAUAAGAUGGCAAUUUAAAUGAAAUUAGUUGAAACAGGUGUUCACUAUUAUUAUUUUAAAUACAGCUGCAUUUUUAUUUAAGUUUCAAAAUAUUUGUGAUGUUGUGCAGUGAACUUCAACUUUGAAAUUAGGCAAAACUUUUAAGUCGUUUAGCUAAUGGUAGGUAAUUAACUUAAAAGCUUUUGUUGUUGUUGUUGUCUGCAAGAGUCAGGAACUGAACCUUUGCUUCUGUUGCAGUUUGACUGGCUGGGAUAUAUCAAGAAGGUGAUUGACACCAAGCUUUAUCCUGAACUUAAGGACAUAGAUGCUUCAGAAAAUGUCGUUGUUCGUGUGCCCCAGUACUUCAAGGAUUUGUUCAGGAUACUAGAAAGUGAAAGAAAAAAGUAAGGAUUUCUAAUUUGCUUUGUGUAUGUUUUUGCUCAGAAACAAUCCCUGACUUUUCAGUCUAGUGUUUAGGAUCUUGGCAUACUGUGGUUUGUUACCACUUUGUUUUCAAACCACAGGUGGACCCUUUCAAUUAUUUCUGUCUCUGGGGUUGCUAUGAAAACAAAAUCGUGUGAAUGCUGCAGCAAGAUAACUCAUUGCUAGCAAUUCCAGGUGAAUGGACCCCCCUCCCCAAGUGCAAAGCCUUUCUGGGCUUGGGGGAAAAUGUGGAAAUUGAGGCGAUCAUUAUAGGAAUCCUCUUACGACUGGGAAGGCAUAUCAUAUUGACUGAACAAUUUGUUGCUCUUCAGCCAUAAGUCCGGUUUAUUUCGUGAACACUGCAGAUACUAAUGAUAGCAAAGUGAAAAGAUGCUGCUCGGAGCCAUUGAAACAGAGAUGCUCCAAGAGGGUCCUGCUGUUUUCGCAGAAAGGGCCCAUGACUUCUGCAGAAGCCAAGGGUAUUGCAUAAUAAAGGUCCAUUACCACAACGUGGCAAGUUCUACAGAAUUGUGAAAAUAAUGCUAGUGACUAUGGGUUGUCUUCUAUGUUAUUCAGUGGGGAGAAGAGAAGGAAACAGGGAAAUUACUGGCUAUGAGAGAGAGAGUGCAUGCAACCCUGCCACUGACCAAAAAAAGAGUAAAGCAGUACUGCAUGUGACUAUUGUCAUAUGUAUGUUGGUCCUCAGGUGGUCUUCACCUGCUUGUCUCUUGCUUUUUUUAAUUGGUUCAUUGUUGCUAGCACCCAAAAGGAUAUAAAAUGCAUCAGACAGGAUAUAUUCGCCCCCUAAUAACUAAAAUAGUACAGUUCCUCUGUCCUUGGAAUUAGGCCAGUUUGAUAUGGAAUAUCCUGAUUAUGGAUAACUUUCUGAGGCACAGCACAAACACUGGCGGCAGGGUCCAGUUUUGAUUGGCCCACAAUGUUUUUAUCAAUGAAUUGGUUUUAUUAAUCAAGUAACACUGAAACCCUACAUUUUGAAAAGAACGUGAUGGUGUGAGGGUUGUGUCCCAUGCUGCAUAAGAAAGCAAGUACAGUGGUGCCUCGCAAGAUGAAAUUAAUUCGUUCCGUGAAUUUUUUCGUCUAGCGAAUUUUUCGUCUUGCGAAGCACGAAAUCCCAUAGGAAUGCAUUGAAAAUCAAUUAAUGCGUUCCUAUGGUCAAAAAAAGUCCAAACAAAGCCAAAUUUGGUACAACAAGAGUUUAUUAAGUGCUCUUUAAAGUCACACAUACUGUAAAGAGCAUUUCAAAAUUCAAACCCAGAAAUUUUUUAAAAAAACAGCAGAGUUGCCCAAUGGUCACAGAAAAUCAUAAGAAUGCAGGGGGGAAAAACAAGCUUCCAGAUUCUUGCAAACCCCUCCCCAGCUGUUCCCCCAGCCACCCAGCACACAGAAAUUCAAAUCCAGAAUUUUUUUUAAAAAAACAGCAGAGUGGCCCAAUGGUCACAGAAAAUCAUAAAAUGCAGAAAAAAAACACACAAGCUUCCAGAUUCUUGCAAACCCCUCCCCAACUGUUCCCCCAGCCACCCAGCACACAGAAAUUCAAAUCCAGAAUUUUUUUAAAAAAACAGCAGAGUGGCCCAAUGGUCACAGAAAAUCAUAAAAAUGCAGAAAAAAACACACAAGCUUCCAGAUUCUUGCAAACCCCUUCCCAACACCAAGUCCUUGAAUUCCAAACACCCCAACCCAAAAUCCAACCCCCCCCCAAAAAGUUUUAAAAGCUUAACUUACCAAAUGGCUGCAAAAGAAGUUUUGGAAAAGCUUCAAAAAUCACCAAAGUCUUUAAAAACCUCAAAAAGGCUACUAUGUACACUGCGUUCUAUGAGUUGCUCCUCGAAGUCAAGUCACAACUGUAUUAAUGGUGUUAAGAAAAAGGAAACAAACUUGCAAGACGUUUUCGUCUGGCGAAGCAAGCCCAUAGGGAAAUUCGUCUUGUGAAGCUGCUCAAAAAACGGAAACCCCUUUCGUCUAGCGAGUUUUCCGUCUUGCGAGGCAUUCGUCUUGCGGGGCACCACUGUAUUCUGCUUGCACAACAGGACUUAUCCUUCCUAUUCUCUCCCUGUGCCCCACGCCCACAUUUAUUCUGGAGGAUGCCCCAGGUGCAUAGGGCGGCUGCACAGAUGAGGAAAGGAGGGCAGAUUUCAAGGUGCAAGUCUGUUGCACAAGCAAAACAGCAGUGUUAGAUACAACACAUAACCAGUUAUAAUAUUUAUCUCAGCAACAUUCACUUCUGUGUUCUUUUUUGAAUCAAUUAAAAUAGUGUCAGAUUGGUUUUUUUUUUAAAAAAGGGAGCUAUGUUAUUGGCUGUCUUUAAUUAGGUAGAAAAGUCUAGCACUGCCAAAAUGCUCUGAGGUGGUGGCAGUGGGGGUGAAGUGCCCUAUUACUGCUAGCUCUGACUUUGAAAAAUGUGUUUUUAAUGUCUUUGAGCAUUAGUAUUAAGAGAUCCAGCCAUGCAGAAGCCUCAGGUGUAUAACACUGGAUUACAGAAGUAUUAUCACAUUCUAUUUCCGAAAAUGCUGAACAAGGCACAAUGUACCAUGGUGCUUAAUUUCUAAAAGCGGCAGGCGCAGGCCUUAAAACCUUGUCACCUGGAACCUCUGCCCUCUAAUCCUGAAUGAAUGUGGGCUGAUAAGUGGGGUGAAUUUAUAUAGGCUCAAAGACGCCCUUUUUAAAAAAAUAAAUAAAUCAAUUGAUACGUUUUCAGAACUAAAGUUUAAUUUCUGGUCUAACCCCUGCUGUGUUCCGCUCCCAAUUAAGCCAUUAAAUACCAUGUUUACUUCUCUGUAGUAGAAAGCCCAUUCCUUUAGUUUAUAUGGUUGCACUUGCUAUCUGAAUUGCCCUGCAAGUGUUUCAUUAUUACUAUGUGAGUAGGAUGUGUGAGAUACUUGCUGAUGUAUUGUUGAUGGUUUGCUAAGGAUCACCAGAUAUCACGACAUUGAGUUGCGGCCAGCUAACUUGUACUCAGAAUAGACCCGCUGAAAUGAGUGAACAUGACAAACUUAGGGCCAUUUAUUUCAAUGGAUCUACUCUGAUUAAAAGUUGCAAUACAUCCCAUUACAUUUAAUUAAGGCAAACUUUCCUAUAGAUUUUGUAGCUAGAUUGUUUCUGCUUUAUUAGUUCGUGAGUACUUGGUGUGUGUGGGGGAGAACACCCAUUCUUUGCACAGGAGCACUAGUGCCAAAUUCCAUCUCAGGAUGCAAAACUGUUGAAAUGUGCUCCAAAUGGAAGAUCCACCAUCAUUCACGCACCAAAUGGCUGUUAUCAUGCAACCGCUUCUGUCUAACAGGUUUUUGUGAAUUUGGUCAUUGCUCAUUAAUUUUCAAGGUGAAGCUGCUACCAUUGUAGGUAGUGCACUGAUCUGAGGGGGGCGCAGAAUCUAGUCACCUAUUUAUUUAUAGUCUCAGACAGCUGUACAUUACAACACAUGGGUCUAACUGUCUGACAUAAAGAUGUGUCUGCUUUGACAGGACUAUUGCCAACUACCUGGUAUGGAGAAUGGUUUAUUCGAGAAUAUUUAACCUCAGCCGGCGCUUUCAGUAUAGGUGGUUGGAGUUUUCAAGGGUAAGUGUGAGAUUUUGAUAUCAAUAUGCCCUGUGUGCCUAUGAAGCUUAUGAAGACAGCAGUUGAUAGAUGGAUUCUGUGAGUCCCUGUGCUUCCAGCUAGCAAGCUUGAAUUCAAUGCAUUUAAAGAAGUUGGAGAACAUCACUAAUCUCUCUCAGGACAUCAGGACUCUAGUCUGGGCACAGAGCUGAAGGAAAAAUUCACAGGUUAUCUUUUUUUCUACAUCCAAGUCUUUCUCCCUUUUAUUGCAGCAUCAUGUUUCUGUGUUAUGCUGUGAUUUUCAUUCUUUAACGGCUGGAAUAUGAAGCAGAGAGAAAGGAUGACAUCAUUGCUUGGGACUCUGUAAUGAACUGAAUAGAACUGAGAAUUUACAAACUGUAGAGCUAGCAGCACCAUUCCUAACUUAAGAUAUUCUAGGGCUUUCCACAUUUACCAUUUAUAGUGACAUAGUUGUUGUUUGCUCCAGUGAAAUGGUAGCUGAUUGUCUGCACCUUUGUUCACACGUUGCUAUUAUUAGAGAGUGAGUUUUCCUUUCCACACUAAUGGUGAGUGGUACCCAAAUUGAGAAAAAGUUCCACAGCUGUAUCACACCCCUAAUGUAGCCUAGUGUUCCUCCACCCAGUCAAUGUUGGAGUUAUGAGCAUAUGGAUGGGGACAACCCUUUUGUGGCUGUUUAAUGCCUAGAAUUCCAGAAUGCUGCUCUUGUGGGAGUACGGGAGAUUAGAAGAGGAAAUACAUGUCUGCCUGAUUUUUCAGCAAAUCUGGUUAUAGUCAUGGAAUGUUGUUUGGUCAAAACAGGUAAUCCAGGGGACAACCUCCUUACUGCCUCAGUGGGAUAAAUGUGUAAACUUCGUGGAAAGUGCUCUCCCUUAUGUUACUGGAAGAAUGUUUGUAGAUCUGCACUUCCAAGAAGACAAGAGGGAUAUGGUAGGUGCAUUUUGGUGCCUUUGAAAUUGUGCUGCUGCCUUCUACAUUUUCUGCCCUCACCUCCUCCUCCCUCUGUCAGUAUCACCACCUCCUCCUCCAUCCCUCACUUCCUCCUCGUCCUCCACUGCAUCCUCAUAUACCUUCUUUCUCCCCUUAUCAUUGCUGUCACCUGCUCCCCGACGUCCUGGUCACAGCAGGAACACCCUUCCUCAGAGCAAAGCAUUGUGGGUGAUGCGGCCCAGAGAUCACUUGUGCCAUUACCACUUUGAUGUGAUGGUGGCACCGGAAACUGCCUUAAUCUGACCACUGGUGCUUUGUGGCCCCUUCUCCACUGCAACUUUAACCAUUGUGUAGUAUUUCAUAGGUUGUCUUUAGGGCUAUUUGUUACUAUCCUGUUUCCCCCCAGAAUAGCUGGAAAGAUCAAAUGGCAAAUGAGACAUUUUAGCAACUGAGAAAUGCCAUGAUCUUACAUAAGUAUGCACAGAAUUGUAGAAUGCUAUCCUGUGAACAUUUACUUGACUAAAUCUCACUGAUAUCAUUGGGGCGUAUUCUUGAGGAUGGAUGGGGACUGGGUCAUAGACUAGAUGCCAGGUUGAUCUCUCUUUUUAAAAAUAUGGCAUCUUCUAUUUUCUUCAGUCUGCUUUUCCUUUUCCUGUGUUUCAGCUAUCUAGAUGACACCAAACCAUCCCCCCUCUUAGUUUGUAGAAGGUCCAUGCUGAAUAAAUAAUGAAUUAUGGGAAGCGUGGUAUUUUUGUAUUUAGUCACUGAUGAGCUCAUGCCCUGGAUGUUUUCUUGUCUCCCUCCUUUUAUCAAAGAGAUAUUAUUUGUGUCUAAAUAUAGCACUGUUUUUGACCUACAGUCUAGGCAGCAUUUCGUACGGCUACGCCUGAACAAUUUUGAUAACAACUCUGAUGGUAUGAAUAGAUUUCUCCUCCCACCCCUACUGCUACAGCUGGUGCAUAAAAACCAGAAUAUACACCAGGGUCCAAUUGUAGAGCUAGAAUAUGAACUGCCAACCUCCAAGUACAGGGAGUUCACCUCAUUAGUGCACUAAGUUAAUUGAAACAGUGCUCUGCCAUCAAUAUCUCCAAGUUACCUUAUUCCCUGGGAUGCAGUUUACUCCCGACUGUUGAAUGCUUGGUCAUAUUUAAUGCCAGGGCUGUACUGGCUUCCAUAUUGUAUAAAAAUGAUGUGAUAUUUAAAGGCUAGUAAUGAAUCAUGAAAAUGAGAUGCUACAAUCCUCUUUGGUUGUUUAGAUAAGGACAUUAUUUCCCCCCACUUAGGUCAAUCUCCAAACUUUCAAUCAGGGAGGUGAUUCACCUGACAUUACUGGCACUUCCACACAGCAUUUUGUUAUGGAAUUGGGGCCAUUCAUGCCUGGAAGCUUUGCCCAGCUUCCGCAUCAAAAUGCCCUCCCACAAGAUUUUCCCAUUGAAUCUGGAUUUAUCCUUUUUGUGGAAAGUCCAAUAAAAAAUGUGGAAAUGUUAAAUCCAGAAUGGAUGAGGAAAACAAUGGGAUGGCAUUUGCUAUGCUGCCUUGGAACACUGAAGCUCCACUUCAGCCACCCUGGCUAAUUUGACCAAUGGACAGAUUUCUCAUCUUUCCUAAAUUGCUUCUGAAUAUCAGUUUCUGGAAACCACAGGAGGGGAGAGUGCUCCUGUGCUUGAAUCUUGGCUGCUGGUUUCCCUCAGCUACUGUGAGAAUGGGCCUAGUGCGGGCCUAGAUGGGCCAUUGGCCUGUUCCAGCAGACUCACCUUACAUUCUUAUGAUGCUGCAUGUAUGCUGCAGAAAACGUAACCAAGUGCACAGAAAAACGUUGCAUGGAAGCGUCUUAUUACACUGCUGUGUAUUCAUAUUAUAUUUAGGUUACAGUCAACCACUGAUGUUCUUGUACAAUUUCCUUGGGCCUAUAUAUAUAUAUUGUCACAUAUCAGCUCUGCUCUAUCCAGUAAAAGAUUUUUUAUAAUAUUUUCAUAACCAUGUUCUUCCAGUUCUUAAAUACCUGAAGAGUAGUCUUGGAGUUAAAGGGUAUAAAAUAAAUGGAAGGGAAACUUUGCUAUGGAUUCUAAUGUUCAUACUUUCAUAGGCACCAAUCCCACACUAAUUUAGUACAAUUAGUGACAUUUAGCUGGGGACCAGAUGAGCACUGUAGAUGAGCAUUUAGAUUUGCAGAUGUGAACACACAUCCAGAUGUGUACAUCUGUUUUGGCUACAUACACACACACACACACACACACACACACACACACGGCUGCUUCUGCAUGCAGAGCCCCUUCACUGAAUUGGACAGAAAGUCUUCAGAGCAUUUCACAUUUCUUAAGUAAUUAUGGUAAUAUUUGUUGCAGAUGGCAGAACUGACUGAAGGGAUUCGUUGGGCCUUUAUGGACAUGCUGGAGAAUGAAAACAGCUGGAUGGAUUUGGGAACAAAGAAAAAAGCGAUUGAAAAGGUAAAGGCAUUUAAAUACAUUCAAGUUUUGGAUGAAUGGGAUUAUCCAUCAGCAAUCUGUUUGAAAAGAUGUCGUACGUGUGUAUAUUUGCUGUUAAAAUCUGUGUACCCCGUUAACUUUAUCGAGUAUCUUGUUUAAUCUUCGUUGUUACUUGCUUCAGUGGUUUUUAGACUCUUGGUCUUACACAUAAACAAGCUAAUAAACUAUGUGGGAAAGAUGUUAUUGCCAGAAAAUCAGCUAGUUCUCCUACUACAUUAUUCAAGUCCUGGAACUGAGAUUGAAAUCACUAGAUUGCCCCUUUAUGGUGUUUCUGUGAUCCUGAAGGCUUACAAGUUGUUAAUACAUGGGGAAGAUGUAUCUAAAAUGUGCUAAACAUGUUUUGAUGGACUUUUUUUUAAGGGGUUGCACUUCUGAUAUUUCAUUGGGGUUCACAUUUUCAGUACUGAUGCGUUGAAUACAGGUUAUUCAUUAAACAUUCCGGAAUAUAGCUCUAAUGACUGCAUUCAGUUAAAGGAUAAUACAUAGCAUCUUCUAGGUUCUGAUAUUUAGAAGUUGCCCUUAUAUUUAGGAGAUUUGUCUCCACAAGGGGAGAUGCCACCCCAAAGUAGUAUUCAUUAUGAGGCCCACAGUCUAUUUUCAGUCAGAAGUCAUAUUGUGAUGGAAUGUAAAAAUUUGCGGCACAAUCCUGUGUACAUGUCCACUCAGAAAUAAGUCUCAGUGGAUUCAGUUCCCAGUGAUUUCCCAGUGAAUUCAAUGGGACUUAAUAACCAAAUAAACAUGAUAGGAUUGCAUGAAAAUAUAAAAACAGUAUACCUGAUGAGAACUUCUCUUGGCUUUCUCUCUUGUGGUGUUUCAGUCUUUCUUAAAAACAUUGUUACGCUGCCAAACUUUUCACUGGUCAACUUCUGUUUUGUGGGGAUGGGGCGUGCUGAAUGGGAUUGUGACCUUUUUUCCAGUGCAUGACUGGUUCAUUUUGUUAUAUAUGAAGAGAAAAAUAAGAUAUGUGUCUUCUUCUUUUCAUUACUUCUGUUCAAAAGUAAACAAGAGGAUUUGUGGGUCUUACUCAUUCACAUAUUACUGUAGAGGUCGGAAAGCUGAAAGCAGAAAAGGCAAGUGAUUCUGUAAUUCAAGGGCAGGGAAACUUUUCAAACUUAAGGGCAGCAUUUCCUUCUGAGUAACCAUUUGUGGCCACAUGCAAAAGAAGUUGGAGCAAUGUAUGUAAAUUCAACCUUCACACACUAGCCUAGUUUCUGCACACACUCCCACACCCCUCUCAAUCUUGUUUCCAGGCAAGCAAGAGCCAUUAUCUGAUCUCAAGGACACAUUCCAGCCGGUGGUGGGGUGGGGAGGAAAUUGUGAGGAGGGCUUGUGGCAUGACUUGAGGGUGUGGUCUGGAGAGAGUCCCAAGGGCCAGAUGGAGAGAGCUAGAGGGCUGCAUUUGGACCUGCCAUUUCCCACCCCUGCUGUAAUCCUAUAUCUGCUUACCUAGGAAGAAAGCCCCAUGAAUUCCAUGGGAAUUGCUUAUGGAAAGAUGUAUAGACUUUCACUGCAACUCGUGUUUCUCCUUUUGCUUCUUGUAGGAACAAAUGGAGAGCUGGCUUGUCAGGGGUGAAAGGGAUUAGCUUUUAUAUGAGGAAGUGGCAUACGAAAUAUGUGAUUUUCCAGCUGCAACCCAGAAGUAACUCUUACAAUGUGCUAUCUCUCACAUGCUUAAAUUAGCUCUGAGUCACAAUAUUUUCAAAGCUUUGUGUGAUAGUAGAAAACCAAAGGAACAUGGCUUGUUCACAGGUGCUCAAGCAUUCUUGGAACCAUUCUGUUGCAAUCCUCCAUUUUAAACUCUCAGGAGAGAAGCUCAUCCAAAUGCCAAGUGGCACACAGAAUGACACUUUUGAAAAAUACAUGAGUACACAGAGGCAGAGGGGAAGAAAUGGCCUCUUCGCCUUAUUUGUCGAAGUGAUUGGGUAGCAUCUUAUUGGCAAAUGCCCUCUGUAAAGGGGUCUUGUGUGUAAGCUGCAGCUGAGUCAUUUUCCAUGCUGUGCUCAGAUGAAGAGAGUCGGAAUUUGAUUGUCCUCCCUCCCCAUUCAAAAACUAAAGUCCAAAACCUUUAGAUUUAAAUAGUGCGUUGCUUUCAAGAAUCAUUUCAGAAAUGAGAAUUGAAACAUCCUACACAUUCUGGAAAAAAACCCAGUAACAUGGGUAACAGGGUAUGUUUUACAAUUGCAGUUGGUCAUAUUCAUAUUUUAUAUGGCUGCAAAAUAAAAGACUGAAAACCGUGUCAGGGACACCAGCUGGAUGUGAAUUGCAGCCUUGCUUAAAGGAAAUGUCAGGCUUGGACCUCAGAAACAUGGGAAAUGCAUGAAGUUCAAGAUUUGGGUUGGACUGAAGACAAAGGAUGCAGCUCUCAGCUGUCUUACAUGAUCUCUUGUCUUCUUCUUGACAUAUUUGAAUUGUUGCGUAUCCACAAAUCAAGGUGCAUACAAAGCUAUAAAAAGCAGCAGUGCCUGAUUAAUAACUUUUUUGGUGAAAUGUUUGGUGCAAGGAUGGUGACCCAAUGAGAUACCUGUCAGGUGAAAAUUUCAGCAGUGAGGGAUGCCUGUGUCAGAAAUGUUCUUUAAGAGCUGAACUCAAUGCUACAUUUGCCUUUGGAAUGCCACUGAACAUGGGCUCCCUAUGGUGAGUUCUUCUGCUCCUCAGGGUAACAUUUAAAAGUGCUUGCCACAUGACUUGGCUCCCUCAAGUAGCAAGCAACUCUCUCUGCAUAUUUGUUGCUGUAAUGUGGAUUGGGUUGAUAGAUCUUUAUGGAGCUGUCACAUACUGGGAAGUGUUACUGUGAGGAAAGUAGGAAAUGCUGCAGUUUUUAAGGAAAAGGGUGAUCUUAUUAUGAGAGUCAUUUAAAACUUUAUAGAAGGCCUCAUUAUACCUGGCUGCCAGAUGGCCUGUUAAAGGCAAUAACAUUAAAUGAAACUCAAUUUCCUUACUGAUGCCUUAUUGCUGCGCAUGUCAUCUGCCGCCCCGAGUCAGGCUUGUAAACUUCCUCAGCAGGGGUAGCUACAGUUUUAAGAGGGACCCUCAGCAGGAUUGUCACUUGAGGGGCUCUUCUUGCAUUGCGGAUCUCCAGCUGUCACCCUGGCCAUUGGGCUUUAUUGGCAUUUUUUGAGCUUCCUUCUGGGCCAUAGGUGAGGGCCAGCCAAGCCAACUCCUAGCACACCCCUGAAUAUUUUGUAUGUUUUCGUUGGGUAUGUUUGAAUAAUUUGAUCUUCUUUCUGGGGAGAGAAAGGAGCUACAUUCAUAGGAGCAGAAGAAGCUGUCAUAUACUGUGCCAGACCAUUGGUCCAUCUAGCUCAGGGUUUGGCAACCUAAGGCCCGGGGGCCGGAUGCAGCCCAAUCGCCUUCUCAAUCCAGCCCAUGGACGGUCCGAGAAUCAGUGUGUUUUUACACAAGUAGAAUGUGUCUGGGUUAUUUGUGGGGCAUAGGAAUUUGUUAAUUUUUUCUCUCCAAAAUAUAGUCCGGCCCACCACAUGGUCUGGACCGGCCCACAGCUGAAAAAGGUUGCUGACCCCUGAUCUAGCUCAGUAUUGUUUACACUGAAUGGUAAAGAAAGGCAGUGGUACACCUGCAUCAGCCUUCAUCUGCCCCAGCUGCAACAAAACAUGUCUCUCCCGUAUCAGUCUUCACAGCCACAGCAGGUGAUGCAACCUUCCAACAGUCUGACUUCAUCCCCAAAGGCACACCCCUCUAUUGUCUCCCGCGACAGACAGAUACCAACACCAGUAAAAUGGUAGUGGUUCUCUGGGGUUGCUGGCACAGAUUGCAUGGAAUCCAAAAUUGCCUGAGGAGGGCCAUGUGUACAACAGGCUCCUCACUUUUAACUUACUCUCCCAAAGGGUGGGUCUUUAUGGGCAGGACCAGCAUGCAUGUGGUGGCAAGGGUGGAGCCAGUGAUUGAGUUUCCCCCUCAGACGAUAGCCAUUGCACAAAAGGAGAGUGUCUGUAAAGGGCUUUGAUCUUUGGGAAUUCCAUUAUGAAUGGACUUAAUCUGCACUCCCAGGACUAAUGUGAAUGUUGGAACUUACCUAUGUGUUGGUCUUUUCACACCCCAAAUGUUCCUGUUUUGGGUACAAAAAGCAUUCUAAAAAAAAUGUAUGUUGAUAUGAGUGCACUGAGGGAAAACAGAAUAGCAUUUAAAUGCAAAUUUUAUCAUGGGUUUAUUUUUUGAAUCACAGAUUAAUGUGCAAAUGAGAUAAAAUAGACUUAUGCGUGAGGACCAUGAAGAAAUGGCAUGGAUCAUACGAACAGCCUGAUCUGACCCUCCCUAUGUGAAAGCCAAGGUGGUUACUGUGUUCCCCUCUCCUUUGUUGAAAAGAAAGACUAAUGAAAUCUAUAGCAUAGGACUUUGAUUGACUUGGCACUGCUGAAGGUUGCUUAAAAGAAUAACAGAUAUUUAGUACAAAGUUAGCAACACCUAACAAUAUAUUUCUAUGCACAAUUUGAUCCAGUUAAACAGAUUCCAAAUGCUCUUGUAUUCUUUUCUCUUUUUUUGAGUCAGAGUGCAGUUCAUGCACAAUUCUCUGGAUGGAGCUCAAGGUGCUUCCAUAGAGGCUGUAGACAGCUCAAUAACCAGUGGUCACCACUAUGCUCCUCUCCAAUGUGUUUUACAUUAAUUUAAGGCAGAUUUUAAAUUAACAACCCAUAUUACUCCUUUCCAUUUAAGGCUACUUUCCCACGAGGCUUGAAUCAGCCUUGGCUCAAAUCAGUCUGCAACGCAAAUGCAAAAGUUACAUAGCCAAGGAUAUACUUUUAAUUCACUUUCCAUGCUAACAGCAUUAUAAACAUAUGGCAGAAAGAGCAGAGGAGACUUUCCCAGGUAGUUUUAUACACAACAGACUCUCCGCAAAGUAUGUUACCUCAUUAAAAACAGUUUUAACCUUUUAAGAAUGAUUCUUAUUUGCCCCCUAAGUAAGUUGCACACAUUUUAACACCUUUUAUUCUGUGCAAGAUUUUCUCCUCAUUAACAAACCUAGUAUAUUAAUUGAAAUUAACCCUCUUCAUUCAAGAAUAUAUGUCCCUUGUUCCCCCACUCCUCUGCCCUGCCAAUGGGAAUAAAAGUGCUGGCUAGCCUCGGCACCCUCUGUGAGUUGAAGGGUGAUGGUCUGAACCUGGGAAUCUGUUUCUACUUGUGCCACCCCCUUGCAGGAGCCUGAAUCCUAAUGUCACCCUUCAGCCUCCAGAGAGUGAUAGAGACUCUGAAGGGCGGGCGGGCAGAAUGCCUGAAAAGGGCUAUUGAGCAAGAAUAACUCCAAAUACGUCCCUACAAAAUUCUUAUUUUCAGUCCCCUUGACACUGAGCAAGAGAGUACGUACCAGUGGGUGUGUGCUUGUGUCUGCAUGUAAACGAGGAGGUGUCCCUGUUAUCACCAAAGAGCAGCAUAUUAAAUUACUAUUCUGGAGAGCAAAAAUAUGAGGCUGACAACAUGCUCCAAUCUUUCCCCCCUCCUUCCCCAUCAUCACAACUUCUGUUCCUCUUUUGUGUGUGAUGCACUUCACAACUGACUCCCAAGACUUAAAGGGAUAUUUUCCUAUAGAAGCCAAUUAUGUGCAUUUUAUUCUUCCGCUUUCUGUCAGGUCUUGGCACAAACUGUGCAAUGGUAGCUCAAAAGUGUUGUUGUUGUUUUUAAAUGCCAUUGUACCAAAAUAUAUAGACUCCCAUUUUAUCGUGUUUCUUGAUUUACCACUUAAAUGGCAUUACUUUGCUGCCUCCUUGUCCUUUGGGUGUUUAUGCCAUUGUGUGCCUGACAUGCUCUGUAGCUCAUUAUGCUAGCUGGCCGUGGAUGUACUUAAUCAAUAAUUCUCAUCCUGGCCCAGCUCUGAGUCACCCUGUAGCCUCAUAGAAAAGAUGCUGAAUGUGGAAAACACAAUUUUCAGAAAGGGCUUUCCUUUCCCUCACAUGAGACACAUAGAUAACAGGCUGCUCUAUCUGUGAAACUAUCCUGAAUAUUGUGCUCCAUGAUAAGUGUUCUGUAGAGAAAAGAGGUGGAGAUAACUCGGGAUUGAGACUAUGUUAAUGUAGUGCUAACGUGGAUCCUUCUAAAAAUGCUAAUUUACUCUUGUUUCUUCCAAAACGAAAGCAAAAACCCCACAAAAACCAAACAGACAGCCCCCCAUUAUUUGGUGGCAGAUAAUCUUUGCCAGAAGCCAAUGAUUGUGCAUUUCUGCUGCCUAGGCAUGAUAAAUGAAUUUUAUCACUUGAUUCCUCCCCAGUCAUAAAUGUUUCUGAAAAUGUUGGUGGAAAGUGAGCAAUGCAGGAGGGAGAGACUCGCAUGACCUACCCACUAGCUGUGUGCAUGCCAUACCAUUAAAGCAACCCCAAAGAUUCCUGGGAGCUGUAGCUUCAAUUCCCAACACCCUUAGCAAACUAUAGUUCUUAACCAGGCAGAGAAGACAACUGUGCUGUCUUGGAAUGGGAGAGUUCCAUGAAUUUUCCCAGUGUUCAUGCUCUGACUGGACUGAAAGGGGGAAAUCAGAUGUAACAGGGCAGAAGGACCGCUUACCUCGGUGGAAGAGAUGGAGACAGGCUGAAUUAUCACAAAACUGGAUUCAAACUAACUGAAUCUUAAGAUCUCCCUUCACUGCCAUCUCAUCAUCAUAUGGGCAUCCCUGCUUUUUAACUAAAAUGAAAAUCUGGGUUGCUGCCAUUUUUUAAUUCUAUGUCCACGUACAACAGCCAUAUUGUGCAUGCCAGAGUGCAUCUAAAAUUGUGGCAGUAAUUGGAGAGAACUCUGAAGGGGCAUAUUUCCAAAGGUGGAUAUGAGAUGUUGAAGUAGCAGCAGAAGCAGCUGCCUUGAAUCCCAACUUUGGGAGAAAGGUGGGAUAUAAAUGCAUUAAAUAAAUCAGUGAUAGUCCAGUAACAUCUGGAGGAUCACAGGCCCUCCAUGUCUGCCCUAUGAGUAUCCUGGAAGGCUUGCCUGAACAGAGGAAUUCAUCUGAAUGGGAUGGAACAGAUAUAUAGGGAGCUAUGGGUUGAAGAAGUUGCAGACAUGUGAAUCAUAUGAGUGGUCUGAUAGCUUGGUGGAUGCUUCUACUUUUUGGAGGUCCAUCUGUCUGUGAAAAGACGCAACCAUAAUUUGUAUUAUUAAUUUCUAUACUGAUGAAUGCUAAAAUAGGCUUCCAAGCAGUUGUAUGACAUUUCCUGAACAAAAUAUGGAUCUGGGAUAACCAGGUGAAACACAUUCCUCUUCCCUGGCAUGAUCUGAAACUAAUCGCCAAAACACAUUUCAUUAUCUCUUAUCUUUUGGUGUUAGAUGAUUUGUUGCCGUCACCUUCUGCCUUGUUACCUGGCUGCUGCCAAUGCUCAGUCAGUUGUACAGGAAUGUCAGUUCCAUUAAUAACCUGAGCACUGCUCAGACAGAUUGCGGGAGAACCGGUGAAGGGAAAGGAAAUUGUAUUUAACCCUGGACCCAAAGCUGUCAUUUUAUUUCCAGAGCCCAGCAUAACUCCAUAAGGCUAACACAAUUGCUUGAGAUCAGAACACUUUUGGCCACUCUCAUAUUUGACAUGGAAAAGGAAAAGAGGUGGACAAGGACAAUGCAUGUAUGUGCACACGGAAGGAGCCCUUAUAGUCAACUGGAAUGCAACAACGCACAACAAUAGUUAAGCAGCCAUUCUCAUAAUUCUUUAAAGAUCUGCAUGUGACCUACUGGGGCUGCUGUCAGGACCUGGGCAGCUGCUGAGGUCCAAGCCCUCGGUAGGGUUCACUGGCAAUGAUGUCUGGUCUUCCUGUCGCCCCAGCCAUGGGCUACUCCAGCACCACACGUGCUUACAAUACCUGUUAAAGAUCUGUCCAACUUUGGAUACAUUCUGUAAGUUUGGGGAAGCCUCUUAACCUCACGUGGGUCAGUGUUACACAUGUGUACAAAAAUCUUGCCAAUCUACAUAGCAACAUUUGAUGGGUUAAUUGUGCAUUUCUUUAAAUCACAAUGAACAGUGAGGAGGGAAUCCAGAUAAAUGAGAUAAAAGCAACAGCUCAUUAAGCAGGAAAUUUAAUGGCUGCAUUUUGUAAUGUGAACUCCCUUCAGCUUUUGGGGGAUGAAGCUCUUGCACUAAAAUAUCAUUCUGAAUCAAGAGGAAAAUUAUUAUUUUUUAUCCUCCACCUUUGACUUAAGAGUUUACAAGACUUCAAACCCAGUCACAUUGCAUUGUACUACUUCAGGUAAUGAAAUAUGUUACUGUUUUAUUUUAGUAUAAAAUCUGUGCCCAAUAAUUGUAUUAUUCAUUCAUUUGUCCCCCGCCCCGCUUUUUUGCUAGCCAGAGUAAAAGAUAAACAAAACACCCCAAUACAUAAUAUGUCUGCACAAUUUUUUUAAAAAUAAGAACCAACAAUACCAGUGUGAUUCUUUCUCUUAUAUGCUCAGCAUAUAAAACAAACAUCCCAACUGAGUAUAAUACAGAUGAUGACUCAGUACUUAACACCAGGACAGAUUUUUCUUUUCUUUUGCCAGCUACGUAUUAAUAUGUUUAACAGCUCUGGCUAUUUCUCUCUUAAGACCUUCUAUAGCAGACAUUUCCAGAUGCAGUAUCUUAAAACUUCCAUUCACACGGGUGCUAUUUAGUUUGAACUCUGCAUUCUGUGCAAGAUAUAUUGAAUAAGGUUUCCAAUCUCCUAGCACAUUCCUCCCAAUGUUUGGAACAAAUAGAGUACCAGCCAUAUGCAUGCAACAGUUUUAGCAGAUGGUAUUCAGAUAGCCUACUUUCCAUGAAAAAUGAAAACACAGACAGACAUGUACAUAAAGAGUCAAUUCAUUGUUGCAAUUAAAGGGCCCAUUACAGAGCAAUGAAAGAGUCUUGCUUUCAAACUAGAUUUUAUGCUAAUUUCCCCAGUAAAUUUAUUUCUUUAUUUUAGAAUUUAAAAAUUGCCCAUAAAAAGAGAGAUGAUUAUGUAUGCAUACAUCACAUUAUAUUAUUUGUGAUUAUUGCAAAAAAGUGUUGUUGCAAUAGGUUCAGGUUGUCAAUGCAUAGGGAUCUAUAUGCGCCCUCUUAAAUGGUCAUAAUAAAAUGCAAUGUUGUACAGCGAGAGUUGAGAUAAAUGCCUUUUAAAAAAUUCUGCUUUGAACAUAACUCUAAUUUAUUGCUAGUGCAGGGAUCUUUUUUAGUACAGGAAUAGUUUCAACAAGACUGGAUGUGAAAGCAUACAAUGCCCAAUUGCUGAUCCCGGAGACCAAAUUUAGAUAUUACAUGUGGGAUCUGCAAUUAGGAUUUGCCCAAUGAGAUUUUUGUUGCAGUAAUUAGUAGGCAUGUGGGGUGCUUUUUUUUUUUAAGACUGGGGAACUGGCUAUCUAUAGGAGAGGGUCUCUAACCCUUUCCCAGUAUACAUCACAAACAAUGCUCAUCCUGAACUAACCGAUAAUUUCUGGGAUUUUGUCUUUUAUAAUUCUGAAAUUUUGACAUAUUUAAGUGAAGGUAUGAAAUGAUUAAAAUAAUGGCCAAAACCAACAAUUUCCUCUUAGAGGGCUUCCCGUAUUCUUUUUCUUGAUGGAUGAUAGAAGUUAAAUAUUAGCAGCACAGUGCAGAAAAGGCUAUGCAAAGAAAUGAGAAAUCCAGGAGAAAUUAAUACCCUGUUGAAAGUUUUGUGCCUUAUCUCUUGUGUCAAUAAUGAGUUAAGAUGCUAUCUUAUACUACCAUGAGCCAGAUUAGUCUAGGUGCUGUUGUCAAAACUGUUCUCCUCUCCUGUGUGAUGUAAAUGGUGAUAUGGUGGUCUUUGGCUGUUGUUGUCAUUGUUUUGUCAUUUAGUCGUGUCCGACUCUGCGUGACCCCAUGGACCAGAGCACGCCAGGCACUCCUGUCUUCCACUGCCUCCCACAGUUUGGUCAAAAUCAUGUUAGUAGCUUCGAGAACACUGUCCAACCAUCUCGUCCUCUGUCGUCCCCUUCUCCUUGUGCCCUCAAUCUUUCCCAACAUCAGGGUCUUUCCCAGGGAGUCUUCUCUUCUCAUGAGGUGGCCAAAGUAUUGGAGCCUGAGCUUCAGGAUCUGUCCUUCCAGUGAGCAUAGUGAGGGCUGAUUUCCUUAAGAAUGGAUAGGUUUAAUCUUCUUGCAGUCCAUGGGACUCUCAAGAGUCUCCUCCAGCACCAUAAUUCAAAAGCAUCAGUUCUUCAGCGAUCAGCCUUCUUUGGCUAGAUUACCCAAAUGAAUGAGAAAGGUUUUAAAGGAUCCUGCUUAGAUUCAUAAGCCAUCAUUUCCCAAUAUAUACUGAGGUAGCCUGUUUAAUGGCUGCUUUCCAUAUCACAUCUUCAGUUAAGACAAAGAUGUUAAAAUUCUUCCCAUGACCAAAAUCACAAUGUGGAAGGGAUAUAUGUAUCCCUAUAUGAAUUACACACUGGGGUACCAAGCCAGAGAUGGAUCAAUUCUUCCUUGAAAGCCCAUAUCUUCCUUGAAAACAGACAUAUUCAAUGACAUAUCCAGCACUGCCAUUGAGAUUUUCCUCUGGCAUCCACUCAGUGCCCCUUUGAUUAUGAGGUGGUUACCCUUUUCUUCCUUUCCCCUCCCUGGAAGGUUGUGAAUUCUCCUUCAUUGGGGGUUUUUAAGCAGAGGUUGGCUGCCCAUCUUUUGUCAUGGGUGCUUUAGAUGAGAUUCCUUGCAUUGCAGGGCUUUGGACCAGAUGACCCCCAGGGUCACUUCCAACUCUACAGUUCUGUGAUUCUAUGAUAAGUACAUAGAGAUGAAGAAUGAAAUUGGAAGAGUGAUGCUCUUUCCCACUGCCACUUUGUACUCUUUGUUGCCACUUCUCACAAUGUACUUUACAAGGCUCAGAUUUCAAGGCUUUUACCCAGAUUCUCUGGGAAAGUGAACACAAAACUUUCCUCUUUCUGGUUGUCAGGGGUGAGGGGGUGGGGUGGAUCUGAUAUGGGAGAGAGAAAGGAACAGAGGUGCCCAUGACUCUCGCUCAAAACCCCCAAGGAACCCAUUGGUCUAAAAAGGUUGGCGCCCCCUAAUUUAUAUUGUAUACAAAUUCCUCCCUUUUCAUUUUGAUUUUAAUCACUACCCUAAGUGCUGUGACUAAAGAUUAUAAUACCUCUCCCAAGGCUGUGGAUGUCCUGUCAUUCUGACCAGGCAGUCUGCUUAAUUUUGUUCGCACAUUAUCUUUCAGAGUUUUUCUUUUUCUUUUUGGCAUUUAAACACUGUUCAGUUGACUAGGCCUUCUGGAUGGCUCACAAAUUAAAUCAAUGCAAAUACAAUUACAUAAAACAUAGGAAGCUGUCUUAUAUUGAGUCAGGUCAAUGGCCCAUCUAGCUCAGUAUAUUCUGCUCCAGGGAUAGGGAACAUUUUUGGCCAGAUGUUUAUCUCCCCCACCCAUAUGGGCUAAGUUUGAGAGGUGAAUGAGACCAGCCACUUGUCAGUCAUGUGACCUAAUGUCAGGCGACUGAUAAGUAGGUGGGUCUGCCCACCUGUCAAUGUUGGCCCACUGAGGUAGGGAACCUUUGGAGUGAUGCCAGCUGAUCGACAGGUGGGCCUGGUGUUGGAGAAAUGGCUUCAUGGGCCAAAUUGGAUCCCCUGGCAGGGCAAGAGUAGACCUUGAAUAACCUCAAGAGUAGGCUCCCCACUCCUGGAAUACAUUGUCUGGCAGCAGCUUUCCUGGUUUCAGGCAAGAAUAAUUUACCAGCCUGUCAUGGAGAGGACAGGAAUUGGAUCUGUAUACAUGAUGUUCAGUUUAGCAAAUAAAUAAUAUUUUCUGUUGGAGACAUUAACUGGUUUUUUAAAAUUAAAGUAUCAAAAUUCAAAGGAAUUUGUGUAGUGUUGUUCCGCAUUGAAAGACCAAGUGCUUUGGGGUUUGAUCAACAUUUUGCAGUGAGUGGUGCACUCAUAAAUCAUCGACUAUGCUGGACCAGCUAAUCUCCAUAGAUUCUUAAAAAACAAAACAAAACAAAAAACCUACUGAAUAAUUAAUCCAGUUGCAAAAUGGAUAGUUUUUUGAAAGGCAGCAGUUCAUAAGCUAUUCUAAACCAUUUUGUUCCUUGCGCUGGUUUAAUAAAAAAUGUUAGCUGGCAUAUUUGUGUGGAUGCAACACAAAGGCUGCUUAAUUAAGUGAUUAAAAUGAUUACUUCUGAAUACAUGCAAGACAUUUGUGACUUACCUAGCUCAUUUAAGCAGCCAACUCAGUGGAAAUGUAAAUAAGAUGUUUCCCUCUUGCCUUCUUGAGCUGAAAAUAAGAAGAAAAAACACUCAGAGCCCUCAAAUAUAUCAGCCGAAAAGUCAUUGCACAGCUUCAGCCAUUGCCGAACAACAGUAGGGUGAUCAAAAUGGAUACAGUUGCAUUUCUGCUUUCCUCCCCACCAUUUACAAAUGUUCCUAAAGGCCCUCCUGCUCCUCAUGGAAAACCAAGUGCAAAUAUUCUCUUUCAUUAUCAUUUGCUUCAUUUCCUAUUUUCUUUUUCACAGCAUUUGUCUUCCAUUGUUUUCUCCUGGCACCAGGGAUAUUUGCAUGACAAUGGGAUCUUUCUUGCUUAAGAGUUCAUCUGUUCCUGCUGCUAAUUCCCCACCUGUAUUCUUCUGUUUGUGACAUCUUAAUUAUCUUCCUUGCAAUUAAUUGUGAUGUUACAGGUAGAAGAUUUUAAUUUCAGGUGGGAAAUAAAAACCCAAGGGCUGAGGAACUGUCAAGAACGAGAUGGUAAAGUUUCUGGAAUGUUCCCCCUUCCACCGGCCCAUUAUAAGGGGAGGAGGAAAACUUUGGCACUUAGCCACACAUUAUUCAAUAAAAAUGGAAACGCUCAGAAAAGAUGUGGAAGAUUUUCUUCCCUUUGAGCUUCCUUCCCACAGAUCCACAUAUAGAUGGCCAAUCACUGAAGUUUGUAGUGGUCAAUGAGAUUCCACAGGAUCUCCUGUUCAGCCUGGCUUAUGCUUACCCCCACCCCCUGGCCACCCUUCUUGCCCCGCCAGGGGAUCCAAUUUGGUCCAAUGAAGCCAUUUCCCCACCCCCUGCCUCCUUCAGCACCAUACUCAGCUCAUUAUUCAGAUAAUACACUUUGUGUGGUGGGGUUUGGAGUCUUAGGAGAAAGUGCACCUGGCCCAACUGGUUGACAUCUUUCCCAAUAGUGUGUACACAUAAUAGCUAUGCUACAGGGCCACCCCACCCAUUGGCCUAGGUGAGGCAGUUGCCUUAGGUUGCAGUCUGAGACCAGCUGGGAGGGGUGGCAGUUCUGGGCCACUCACCUCCUCCUUUGCUUGGCACCCGUGGCCACUGCCUGGGAAGAACAGGGCUGCCACUGCCACUCCUCUCUGGUUUCUUUGUUGCUUCCCACCACUUUCAGUGCAUCAGAGCUUUCUCUGAGCAACUCAGAACAGGGCUGCAUCAGGUGUGCCAUUUUCUGUUUUGCUUCAAGUGGCAAAAUAUUUUGGGAUGGUCUUGCUAGGCUGUAGACCACUCCCAUGUUUGGAGCAUUUGGUGAUGACUUUAUUUGCUUGUAUGUUUCUACCACAUUGGGCAUCAGAAAGUUCUUCCCUUUCAGGUCAGUAACCAUAAUGGAGGAAGUGUGGUAAGGGCGUCUGCUUUUAAAAUUUAUGGUUCAUCCAUUUGAUCUCACUGGGUAUUUGCUACAAAAGCUCUCCUAUUACUAGUAGGAUGAGUGGAGUAUCUGUGGUACUCUGACUCCCAUCGUGCCUAUGGCCAGGGAUGAUAGGAGUUGUCACCCCAAAUAUCCGGAGAACCACAAAUUCCCCACCUUUGACUUUUUAGGAACCUCAAUUGUGGUGCAUUUUGCUGAUAUCUCUUAUGCUUGUGGCACAUAGUUUUGGCAAAAGUAAUGGGAUGUUGCUAUGUGUAAAUGGGAUGAAAUGUAUCUUCUGAACAGUAGAUUGCCAUAAAUUAUGCUAAAGUUUAUUGAUGGAACCAGUGGCUCUGUAUUCUGAAGCUAAUGGCAGCCAUGUGGCCAAAUAAGGCCACAUCCAGGUAAUAAUGGAGAUUCCUUUUCACCAUGAUGUUUGUAUUUCUUUCCAAAGGCGAAAGCAGUUUUGGCUAAAGUGGGUUACCCCGAGUUUAUAAUGAAUGAUACAUAUAUUUCUGAAGGCAUCAAAACAGUAAGUCUUUUUUUUAAAUUGUUAUCUAGUGGUAUUUGUUAUGAUGUUUGCCAUAUGUAAGUCACAAGCAGAGGAAACAAAAUAAUUAAAAUUGGACAGUGUCCAGAGAGGCUCUCGAUAUCAGUUGUUCAAGGGCUUGGGUUUAAAGCCAGAAAAUAUAAUUUAAAAAACAGCACCUUUCAAUGAAAAUAGUUCACUUACAACAAGACACCUUAGCUAGAGGUCUGCAACCAAUAUUUUUGCUGGUAAAUAUCUACACAUUCACCUUGGACAUACCCUGAUAUUCCCUUCCCUACAUACUGUUUUGCUUGCCUCUCUCUUUCCCAGCUCAUAAUUAAACAGUAAAACGAAUGGACAGGUGUCCCUCACAUUGUACAUGAGUCGGUGUCCCUUUCCUUCACCCCACACCUUGAAGAAUGUGUGGACAACAGGCCACCAAACCUCUCAUCUAUGUGUGGAAGUCUCAUUCACAUGAAUUCACACUUGAAAUUCUAUGAGCUGGGCUUCCUUCCAGACUAUCUUCAUGGGGAAAACCUCAUCUUGCAAGCUCUUAGUUAGAAAAUGGAAGGCAGGCUCUUCCACACAUCAUGGGGUUACUCUUUUCCACCUACAACUCUCCUCUUUCCUUUCUUCCUCAUGUGUGUGCUCCUUCAUAGCAAGGUUUUGCACAACAAAAGAUUAUAUGCAUAGGCUCUUUACACAGUAUAGCAUAUCUGUUGGGGCAGUGUUGAUUCCUUUUAGUCAUAAUUCCAUUACAUGGGUGUAGCCAGGAUUUAUGUUGGUGGGGGCAGUACCUCUGUUAGUUAAGUAUUUUUUAUUGAUUUACUUGAUUUAGGGGGACAGUUGCCACCUUGUCUCCCUGGCUAUGCCCAUCUUCCAUAAGGACCGCCUCUCCCAAUAGGAACCAACCCAAACCCUGCAGUCAUCAUUUGAGGCCCUUCUUUGUGUGCCUUCCUCUGGAGGGUAGCACACAAGAACAGGCCUUUUCUGCAGUGGUUCCCUGCUUGUGAAAUGCCCAGGUGCCCAGGAACGCUUCUCUGGCACCUUCAUUGCAUAUCUUUAGGUGACAGGCAAAAACAUUCCUUUUCUUUCAUUGGCUAAUUAAACAAUCUAUGGCCUUUUUUUAAACUGGGGGAUAUUGUUUUUGUUUGUUACUAUGUUAUGCAUUUUUGUGUUUUUAUAUCGUAAACUGCCCUGUGAUUCUCUGAUGAAAGGGCGGUAUAGAAAUUUAAUAAAUAAAAUAAUAAUAAUUGUACUGCACCAAGAUAGAAUUUGAAUCGGGGACAAGAAUCUCAACUUUCCAUUUUGAAAAGCAAUUUCAAGCACAAGAACAGGCAUCAAGGCAUUUGAGUAUGACUACCUGAAAUUUUGUGUGUGUGUGUGUGUGUGUGUGUGUGUGGGCAAAGUUUUUGUGUCCUGCACAGGUUCUAGUCUCUUUCCUCCAGAAGCUGAAAAAAUUGCAAGAAGCAAUUUUCAGAACAUUCAGCCAGUCAUGGGCUCUUUUGUUUAUGUGUGUGCACAGAGUAUAGACACCUCUGGGAAUUACUUUGCAUUACCUAGCUAGUGUCUUAAAAUAAGCCUGCUGUAUGUUUGAUUUAAAAAAAAACCACCCAAACCAACAGACUGCAAUGGUGUUUGAUUGGGAUUUGAUUCAAAAUUGAAAUUUUGUUCUCAAAGGAGUUAUUAUUUCAGGAUCUAUUGUCCAAGACAUAAACGGCUUGCACAUUGACACAUCGAGCUCCCACAGGAGGUAAAGGGAUAUUAACUUUCUGAGUGCUGCAUUUCUGCUGUUAAAAUGUAUGCCUUUAGCUAUAGCACAGUUUCCCUUGCUUUGCACAUUUCUUGAGUUCUGCUUAAUCUCCCACAUUAUUUACAUGAGUCUGUUGUUAAGCAUCACAUCUCUGGAGGAUAAAGUGUUUUUAAUUGAAAUGGAGGACGAUGAGUAAGUACUCCAAGCCUUAUUUAAUCCAUAAAGGGAAGUCUUAACCAUGUCUCUAGUUAUGUUUAUUUUGCAAUAUAUGCAGUGUCUGUCUUUGAGACAAAACAGUGAUCAUUGUCAGCUGUGUCGUUGGAACAAAUUAAUGGAAGUUGCAACCCAUUUUCUGAGUCAUAAUCCUACUGCAAAAUUGCUGUAUAUUUCAGUAAGCUAAAAAUAUGUAGCCCUACAAUACACCACACAGUGUCUUCACUGAGGCCAUAGUUCUGCCUGUGAUGGUUAAAGCAAGCUGGGAAAUGAUAAUAAGUCACUCCUUUUAUUGCUUUAUGUUCACAUCCUAUCAAAUCAUUGUAGUGUGAAACUUCAUAGUUACAGAUAUUUAAAGCCAGACAAGCCAAACAGCUACAACAAAUCUUUUCUAGGCAAUAACUCUACAGUUGGGAAUGAUGAAAGUAGGAGAUUUAGUUUAUUUUCAAGUUGCUUGGUCAACCAAAAAUAGAAGUAAUCUGGAAUAAGUGUGUGUGGGGGGGGGACAAUAACAAAAUUAUUUAUUAAAUAAACAUAUCAGUAGCAUUUAUAUUUCACAAACUGUGAUAUUCAACUAGGCUUAACUCAGAGUAUACCCAUUGAAAUUAAUGGACUUAGUCAUGUCCAUGUAUUUCAGUUGGUCUACUCUGAAUAAAUGUUAGUUGAAUAUUACUACAAUACUUCAUCUCAUUUAUUUUCUAGUACAGUGGUACCUCAGGUUACAUACGCUUCAGGUUACAGACUCUGCUAACCCAGAAAUAUUACCUCAGGUUAAGAACUUUGCUUCAGGAUGAGAACAGAAAUUGUGCUCCGGCAGCGCGGUGGCAGCAGAAGGCCCCAUUAGCUAAAGUGGUGCUUCAGGUUAAGAACAGUUUCAGGUUAAGUACGGACCGCCGGAACGAAUUAAGUACUUAACCCGAGGUACCACUGUAUGUGUUUUUAGUUGCAUGGCAUGUGGUGGUUCUGAUGCAUGACACUGACACUGGUGUGGCAAAAACAACUGGGGUACAGCAGAGAACUAGCUGCUUUUGGCAGGGCCCUUCUUCACUGAGAGUAAUUAUAUUUACAAGAAGGCGAAAGGGCUUAGUUAGUGGUAGGACACAUGCAUUGGAUACACAGUGUCCCAGAUUCCAAGUAGGGCUUGAAAAGAAACUCUGUUUGAAACUCUGGAGAGUCUAUGCAACAAUACUGGACUAAAUGGACCAAUGGUUUUCUGUUGAAACUGAGUUAAUGGUUAGCAACACAGGUUGGGAUAUAGAUCAGAGAAUAUGAGAAGGAAGGUAGAGAGAGCUUAAGGUGCAGCAGACAGGCUGAUGGUGGAACUUUAAGGACAUCACUUGCUGAGUGGGUGGCGGUGAACUCUUCACUUACAAUAUGUCAGGAGGUUUAAUGCUAUCACUUGCGGAUUGAAUCAGAACAAUGGAUUUUUAUCAUACCAAAUGUGUUAAUUGGCUUCCCAAUGCCACAAUGUUUGUGUUAUCAACAGUCAUUGUUUUUUUCUUUUUGUGCGUGUGAAUGGCCACUGUUAAAAAUGUUACUGCCAUGGCUGUACUUUUCUGCAUUUUCUUUCCUUCUGACCUCACCAUUUACACCCACCCCACCCACCCAAUGCAGGAUAAUGCACCCGAAACACACUGUAGACCACAAAAGCUUAUGUCAUAAUAUUGGUGUUAAGGUGCCACAAGACUCUUGGUUGCUUUUGCUCAGGAGACUAACAUGUGUACCCUUUUGGAAACUAAUAUUAAGUCUGCCGUUAAGUGCUUACAUUCCAUUGCUCUUAUUUGGGCGUAACCCUUCUUAAUAUUUUCCAAAUGGUUUAUAUGUUGCAUUUCCUCCAUUUCCUUCAAAACAGUAGAAAUACAAUUUACAAAUUCCUUAACUUUACCAUGUAAGAGGCAGGGUGGGAGUAAUUUUUCACAAACAUUUUCCCAAUAUAUUUUUAACUUGACAUUUAAGAAAUAUGAAGUCAGUCUUACACCUCAAAGGUUAAGCAGCUUUUGUUACAUGCACCAGAAUAAAAGGUUUUGUGGAAGGUGAUGGGUUUUUUUAAUGCACUCUUUGGUAUUUUGAAAGUUGCACUAAGCUGCCGAUACUUUUCAAACAAGCCAGGAGCAGUAAUUAGACAUUAAUGACUUACGAUCUGUAGCAGCAGAGUCUGAGUUUGAACUGGAGGUCCUGGCAUUCUAUCUGCUUACUAGUUCUCUGAGUCACCUACACACUGUCAGCAGUCAUAUUUUGUUACUCCUUGAUGUCGUAAAAUAUUUAUUGGCCCUUGAAGGGUGUAAUUUGAAAAUUAAUAAAUAAAAGUGGAGCUGCUUUGUGAGUAUUAAAACUCCAGGGGGAGAUCAGCUUUAAAAAAUAAAUAGAUAUUUAUUUUGCUUGCAAACCUUUCAUGUUUUAAUGCAUGUUUUUAGCUUUGCUUGCCCUUGUUAGAAUGAUUAACUCUUUGCUCUUGCAUGCCCCAGGGUGGGGUGUGAUAGUUCCGUUUGCCCUCACUUGCACAGUUUGCCCUCAUUUAUACCUUACUUGGCAUCAAAAGGUAGAUGGCUAGCAGUGGCUGAAAUGCACAUAGUAUUUUAGGGUGUAAUCCUAAAGCCAGUGGAAAGUUGGCUGAGGGGCUAUUGGAUGUGGAGAAAUUGCUGCGCUACCACUGACAAGGGAGGUGCACUGGCAUGAUGGUACUUAGCUCACUGCCUCCAUCUCUAGUAUGUCAGCAGGAAACUGGGCAGGCGUAGAUAUAUCCUGAUGGAAGGGGACAUGUGAAGGGUAUCUGAGGAUCCACUUGAUUCCAAGCCCCUUCACCCCCCCCAAGUACCAUUCUACUCCAAAGAAGCUCUGAACAACAUCAGUCUUUCCCUCCCUACAGGAGGGGGGAUAGGCAGAGAAAAAGACCCUCCCCUUGCUCUAACUGCACUGAGCUGCCAGGGCUUCUGAAGUGUCAGAAAAUUCAACUUGGAUUCUCCCCCCUGCUUCAUAGGAUUGCUUUGUCAUAUAUCUAGAUACAAGCAGUGCCUAUAGAAUAGCUAUUUGAAAAGUAUCUCAGUUGCUGAAUAGUAGGCAAAAACGUUUUGCGGACUGUGGGAUUUCUUGGGAAAUGUCAGCAUUUUUGCAAUUCCUGGCAGUCUUCUAAAUAUUCAGCAGUUUCCUGACAUUCACAUGUCAACAAGUUCCAUUGAGUUCAGUGGGGCUUACUUCCAGGUAAGUGGAUUAGGGGUUUCAGCCAUAACAUGUAAAAAUAAAAUUCUGUAAGGCAAUUCCCAUUCCUUCAAUUCUAUAAAGCAAUUCCAUUUCCUUCAACAGUUGCUGUUUAUGGAUUUAAUAGAAAUGGUGCAACUCUAUGGGAAUGAUAUGUUAACAUAAAAAAGAAAUCUGUGAAGAAAAGCUCAAAUGAAUUCUUGCUCGGCAUCAGAACAUUUCAAUUCAGAGCAUAGGGUUUAUGAGAAUGUUUUGCUUUGCAGACAUUAAAGUUAUUCUUUGUUUUCCUCGUUGAAUCUAUUGGUUAUACUUGCAUAACCCUCACAUUCUAUUCCCAGAUGAAGUUUUUAGAAACAGACUAUUUUGGCAACGUGCUUCAGACCCGCAAGCAGGCAGCGCAGUCCGAUUUCUACUGGCUGAGAAAAGAGGUUCCAAAAACAGAGUGAGUAGAAAAGAAAUGCAUUAUCAAAAACUAGACCCGGUGCUUCAUCACAUAAUUGACAUGCGGGGAGCAUGAACACUCAGGGCACCAUCCAGCCAAAGUUUGGCACUUUUAAGCCUCAUUGAUUUCAAUGGUGGAGUUACGCAGGUGCUUAAAUCUCCCACAGCGAAAUCAAUGAGAAUUAAAAGUGCUUAGCUUUGCUUGGUUUGGAGUUUGAUGUGUGUGUUUUCUUUUCUUUUCUUUCAACCCCCCUCCCCCCAAUAAUGGAAUUGUAAUGAGAUAGGAUUUCUGCUGGCAGUUGUGUCAAUUUUGGAAUGGUACAAUUUUGGCACAUUAGAUUUUUCUAAAAAUAAGAGGAAGUGUUGCUGUUACUGACUUAAGUUACCUGCUCACCACAGGAAUGGUAUAUAUACUUAACACAUAACCUGAGGCCACUUAAAAUGUUUUGUUCCAAGUUAAAUAGAUGCUGUACUUCAAUAGAAUUUGAGUUUUCUCUGUAUGAAAACCUGAGCUGGAAAUACAGAUUUGGCUUAGUCCUGGUUAUCAAACUUAUUCUCCUAAAAUGUGUUUUCAAAUGUUCAUCUGGCUUUAUGUACUUUUGCAUAUGAGGAGGAGAGAGCAGUGUGGAUGAGCAGCAGGAGUUGGAUAUGCAUCUCUGUCUUUUGCCAAUAAUUGGCACACCUCACAGACUCCGCAAGGUGCUGUUUUCACUCGCUGCUUGCCAAAGACCUAACUUCAGUGUUUGAUUCCUUGCCAGUUGCACUUGUUGUGCUUCUUGUGAUCCAUGUUUCGCUUUAAGUAGUAUCGUGGCCCCAUAAAGUCUACUAAAAGCUUCUGGAGAGUAGCUGUGUACUGUCUGAUAUAGGGAAGUGGGACUUGCAAACAAAUGUUGCCACGUGCUCCCAUUCAGGGUUCCAGCCAGCCAGCCAGCCAGCCAGCCAUGCUCUCUUCUAGGAUACUCCAUUCUAUUCUUCUCCCCACUAGUUUCCUUCUGCCCCACCCAACAAGUAGCCAGCAUUUCAUGCCCACUGAGCAUGCUCAGUCUUCAUUGAGCUGCACUCCUGCUCCCUCCCAAAGCCUGUUGAUGUCACCUUCUUGUGAAUGAAUGGUGCUACAUAAGGACAGGCACUAAGAGAUGGAGUUUGCUAUUAUCAUAUAGGAUUCUAGAUCCUGCUUCCAAUGCAGUGACAUGGAUUUUCCCUACUGGGUGGAAAAAAAUAGCUGAUGCCUAUGAAAACAGGGUAUGUGACAGAUCUCUGCCUGCACUGACAAGUCUAAUAGUACCAAUCCUGUGUGAUGAAUUCAGGUAUCUUUUUUUGGUCCUUUAACCAUUGAUCAACAUUGGUAAUAUUUGGUAAGGAAAAUGGGGUGGUGUUUCAUAGCAAGCAUGAGGAAGGGAGAUCUAUGGAAUGGAGCCCUUGCGUCUGUGACACUAUUUGUGAUACUAUUCAGAAGCAUUAGCAGUGGCUGCAGCAAUAUAGUAAUUGUGAUGGAGGAAUACAUUGAAACUGUAAGAGAGAACCCUGAAGGGAUCAGUUUGAGACUAUUCUGUGCCAGAGAUCAGCAAAACGCAUUAUAUUUAUCUCACCACGAGUUUCCAGAGCAGCGAAAAACAUUUGCUCCUUUAUGAAGAAGGAGAUAAACACCCUUGAUCCUUCAUUCUUGUGGAAGUGGCUAUUAGCUGCACUAAUAUACCCUGAAGAGAUUCUUAGUAUGAUGGAAAAUGUCACUGAAGGUGAAAUUAAUUGGCAGAUAAUCCCUGAAAUAUACAAGUUUAGGGCUGUCCCCUGUGAAUCAUACCCCAUUUCUGGCAUACUUUGAAAUGAAGGAGAUUAUUCCCUGACUCAGCAUGAGGUAGAAUGUGAUUGAGCUUAUCUCAAAAAAAUAAAAAUAAUAAUGCUUACUCCUUCAAGGACUGCUUAAUGUCACCCCUUCUCCACUUGAUCUUCAUAUUUAUGUGGCUUAACUCUUUUUCUACAUGUGUGUUUCUCAAAAUGCUGUACCAAUAGAAAAUGAGGAGUCCAUUGAUAUGCUGUGCGUGUGACGUGAGCAUAAUCACUUCCCAUCUGACAUCAUUAUCUUCUAUGGCCUGGCCCUUGAGCCCCUAUGAAAGAUAGAGACUGUUUGAAUUUCAAGGGGCCAAUUAAUGCAACGGAAGCAAAUGAGUCUAAAUUGGGACUCACCAACCUUUUUAGUUCUGGGGCACUUUUAGAUUUUGAGUGGUGCUGCGGGCAACACCCCACUCUAGUCAUUUCUCCCUGUCCAGAUUGUCCCAACCCCCACUAAGAAACAAAAAGAAUGCACUCUUGUGCACCUGUGUGUGCGCCCACCCACCCACCCACCCACCCACCCGCGCACCCACAGUUUUCCUGGGUAAAAGUUGGAUCCAGUAAAAUUUAUCUGAGCCUUGAAAAGCACAUAGAAAUUCAAGAAUAAAUGGGAGAGUGUUCUUCUUCCAACUUCCGUCUUCAAAAUGUAUUUGGGUGACUUCCCUCACCACCUCAUUACUGAAGAGACAGUGAGUGGGAAGACUCUGAGGCUUUGUGGGCGCCAGUGGAGGAACUCACAGACCCACCACAUUAGAGACGUGGUCUAAAUAUUCAUGACUGCAGAACAGGUUCCACAAUAUGUUAUCACCUGCGGAUGAUAUAUUUGAAAAUAUAUUACUACAAAUGUCUUUUACUUUAAGUACAGUCAUACCUUGGCUCCCAAAUGCCUUGGGAGUCAAACGUUCCGGCUCCUGAACGAUUGAAAACUGGAAGUGAGUGUUCUGGUUUUUGAACGUUAUUUUGGAAGCCGAACGUCCGACGGGGCUUCCGCAGCUUCUGAUUGGUGGCAGGAGCUUCCUGCAGCCAAUCAGAAGCCACGAUUUGGAAGUCGAACAUUUUGGAAGUCGAACGGACUUCCGGAAUGGAUUCUGUUCGACUUCCAAGGUAUGACUGUAUAUAGGUGAGUUGUAUGUAUUGCAGUUAUGUGCCAUGAAUAAACUACUUGCUGAUCAGCUACAGCUGCAUUUUGGGGCUACCAUGGGGGGACUGCUAUCUCCCUCCCCUCGUAAAUAAACAUGCCCUCAUUGUUUCCUUUCGUGCUUCCGUCUGAUGGGUUUCUUUGUCAGCUGUCUUUUGCCCCAAACAACACUGUAGGCUUAGGCUGUAUCCUAGCCUCACUUACCCUAGAGUAAGAACCACCGAAUUUAAUAGGACUUACAUCUGAGGAGGAGACAUGGUGAGGUUUGCUAUGUGUUUGCACACUGGGCCCUAGUGUGUGACGAAACUGGUGUAACAAUGAAGCAGCAUAUUUUAGGGACUAAUAUAUGGAUGGGGGGGGAGGGAGGAAGCUAUAUAUAGAUAACCACCUGUACUUGUUUGUUGAAUAUGUUCUGCAACCUGUAAUUUUGGAUUUACUGCAAGCAAAUUUCUCUUCAUAAAAUAUUUUCAAGACCAAGCCUGGAAUCCUGCAGUAAAAUUCUGAAAAGAUAUCAGUUUAAUUAGAGCUGUACAAAUAAGUCUCUUCACAUAAGCUGCUUGCUCUGUAUUAAGCUAGAAAUUUAACAUAAUUUGUUAGCAACCUAUAUUUAAAAAUCUGUCCAUGCAAAAUUAUUCUGGGAUGUGUUCCAACUCUAAUUAUAGGGAAGCAAGCAUGAAAAGUCAGAAUCUGGCUCCAUUUGUUGAAUAUGUCAAGAAUAUGCCAAAUCACCUACACUAAGGUUGCAAUCCCAUAGCUGUUUACCUGGUGGUAAGUGCCACUGAACUCAGUGCGACUUGCUUCUGAGUAGAGAUGCCUAGGAUUGCACUGUUAAGUCACUAAAAAUAUGCUAGGUCGUAUUCAACUAAGUUUUACUCAGCACAAACCUAUUGAAAUCAAUGGACCUGAAUUAGUCAUAUUUAUUCCUGCAUUGCAGGGGGUUGGACUGGAUGACCCUCGAGAUCUCUUCAAAUAUUACAAUUCUAUGAUAAAUUCUAACAUUCUAAAACUACCUAAAAGCAGUUAUACAUAAAAACAUUCUUCCACCCAAUGAUCUCAUGGUUGCCAGGAACAGCAGUAUUCUUCUACUACCAAAUGCUGGGUAAACAGAAAUGUUUUCAAAUUGCUCCUGAAACAUAAAUCAUCAUGAUGAAGACAGGUGCACCUCACUCAGGAGUGUACUCCACAACCAGGGAGCCACCACUGAGAAAGUCCUGUGAUGGGGCAGUGCCAACUGGGCAGCCCCCAGUGGUUUGCUUUGAAUUAAUUUUAUAAUGAAUGAUUUUAGAGUGUUGUGUUGUGUUGUACUGUCUUACUGUUUCAUUGUUGUUAGCCGCCCUGAGCCCGGCUUCGGCUGGGGAGGGCGGGAUAUAAAUAAAAUUUAUUAUUAUUAUUAUUAUUAUUAUUAUUAUUAAAAAUAUCUUUUAUUACACCAAUGAACAAUGUAAAAAAUGCAAACCAGUAAACAUUUGGAAGACUUGAUACUUUGCUUAAAGUGUCCUGAAUGUUUGUCACUUGAAGAAGACGCAUAGGACAGAACUGAGGUCUCUUGGUGAAAUCUGUAGAACUCUUUGUGCAAGAACUUAGAAACAGAGAAAGCUUUGAGACAGUGGAAGCAGAUAUGAAUAAAAGAGAUAGUGUCAAAGGUUGAGACCAUGGUAGAGACUUGAAAUGCAAUGGCAUUUUAAAUUUCCAAUAAAAAUGUCCAGUGUCUCAAAUGUUUCCCUGCAGGUCAUUGCAAAAGUCAUUCAUUUUUGUCCUGUGUGAGGGCACCUCUUUAUAAGCGCCUGUGCUACUGCAUUUCAAAUUAGUUUAUUUGGCUGCUGCCAUAAAUGACUCUGAAAUUGGAAUGCAGUCAACCCUGCUAAAUGUUUUCUCCCAACUCCUCAGCAUAGAUGUCAGUCAUCUUCUGGCUUCUAUUAUCUGACAAAAAAUAUAUAUAUCUGCCAUCUUAUCAUUUUCUCUCUGUGUGUAAGAGACAUAAAUCAAUUCUUUCUAAAAUCUGGUAGAACAAUUAUUGUUUUCAGUUGAUAAUAAUGGAUAUGUAAGAUAUUCAUACGAUAGUGUUCUGUGAUGUUUCAAUUCAUUUCCAGUUUUCCAGCUUAUUCAAAAAUAUACAGAAAUGAGUAAACUGUUUCUUGAGGCUUAGGUGGCCUCAGUGGCGUGGAGUGCCUUCUAUCAGCUUUGGCUGGUGGCUCAGCUGUAGCCCUAUCUAGACAGGGAUAGCCUAAUGUGUGUCAUCUAUGCUCUGGUAACAUCUAGGUUAGAUUACGGCACUGUGUUAUACGUGGGGCUGCUUCUAAAGACAAUUCAGAAACUUCAGCUGGUGCUGAAUUCAGUGGCCAAGUUGCUCACCAGGGCAAGACAGUGUAUAAAGCCAAUCCUGUCCUUAGUACACUGGCUGCCAGUUAGUUUCUGGCCCCAAUUCAAAGAGUUGGUUUUGACCUAUAAAGCAUUCAAUGGAUCAGGACUGCAAUACCUCAAGGACCUCCUCUACCCAUAUGAACAGACCCAGACCCUUUGAUCAUCACCUAAGGCCCUUCUUCAUGUGCCUCCUCUGUGACAGGUUUGGAGGACGGCAACAUGAGAACUGCCUUUUCUGCAGUGACUCCCCAUCUGUGGAAUGUUCUCCCCAGGUGGACAAGAAUAGACCAAAUUUGGAUAACUAGGGGACUGGCCCCGAAGAUAAAAAAAGCGGUAAUUUGUCCUAAAAUUUGCUCUGACCACAACCCAGUAAAGAUGGAAAUGGCAUUAACGCCAAUUGGAGCUUUUAGAUGGAGAAUGAAUGACUCCUUGCUUAGGAAUGAGGAAAUUAUCAAAAAGGCCCAGAAAAAUUUGAAAGACUAUUUUGAGAUAAAUAUGAAUACUACGACCGAGAAAAGAGUGAUUUGGGAUGCAAGCAAAGCAGUGAUGAUAGGGUUCUUGAUAUAACAAAAUGCAAUUAGGAAAAGAGUUCAAAAUGAGAAGAGGGAAAAAAUCUUGGAGAAAAUUAAGGAUGGAGAAAAGAGACUGAGGGCAAAACCGAACUCACAGGAGAUCCUAAAAGAGAUAAAGUUACAUCAAGUACAAUAUAUGAAACUGACGAAUCAGGAAAUAGAAUGGAAGAUUAAACAGAUGAGACAAAGGACAUUUGAAUCGGCAAAUAAGUGUGGGAAAUUAUUGGCAUGGCAAAUGAAAAAAAGACAAAAGCUUAAUACUAUUACGAACUUGGUAGUAGAAGGAAAGACUAUACAGAACCCUGGGGAUAUUAGAAAGUGUUUUCAGAAGUACUUUAAACAGUUAUACACGCAGGAGACUCAGAAAGAAAUAGACAUUGAUCGGUUUUUGAAAACAAAUGGAUUACAAAAAGUUUCUCAAGAGAGUAAAUCAAUAUUAAACUCUACAAUAUCUGAUCAAGAGGUGGAAGGAGCCAUUCAGGACAUGAAAUUGGGCAAAUCUCCAGGGCCAGAUGGUUUGACUGCAAAGUAUUACAAAUCUUUGAAAGAAUGGUUAAUGCAGCCUUUGAAAGAAGUUUGCAAUGAAAUAUUAGGGGGGGGGGAAGGCACCCGAGUCGUGGAAAGAAGCUUAUAUUACACUUAUACCGAAAACAGAAGGGGAAAAGACACAGCUGAAGAACUACCGUCCCAUAUCCUUACUUAACGUGGAUUACAAAAUUUUUGCAGAAAUUAUGGCUAAAAGAUUAAAAAAUGUACUGGUGAAAGAAAUCCAUAAGGACCAAGCGGGCUUUCUCCCGGGGAGGCAUUUGUCAGAUAAUACGAGGAAUAUUAUUAACAUUUUAGAAAAACUACAAGUUAACAUUAAUACCAAAGCAGUUUUAAUAUUUGUGGGUGCGGAGAAAGCCUUUGACAAUAUUUCUUGGAGUUUUAUGAAGAAAAAUUUACAGGGGAUGGGGGUAGGCCAAAGUUUUGAAAACGGUAUAGGUGCAAUUUAUUCGGAACUAAGUUGAUUGUAAAUAAUGUAGUUACAGAAGAGUUUAAGAUAGAGAAAGGAACAAGACAGGGUUGCCCAAUCUCCCCAUUGCUUUUUAUAUCGGUCCUGGAGGUUUUGCUUAACAUGAUCAGGAAAGACCAAUUGGUUAAAGGUAUACAACUCGGAGCUAAACAGUAUAAAUUGAAAGCUUUGCUGAUGAUUUGGUUUUGACAUUACAGGAGCCAGAAUCCAGCACAAAAGAGUAUUGCAAUUAAUCCAAGAAUUUGGUCAAGUAGCAGGUUUUAAAUUGAAUAAGAUGAAAACUAAGGUGUUAGAGAAAAAUCUUACAGAGAUUGAGAAAGAGAGGUUUCAGAAGGAGACAAGAUUAACAUUGGUUAAGAAAGUGAAAUAUCUAGGGGUUCACAUGACUGCUAAAAAUGUGAAUUUAUUCAAAGAUAAUUAUGAAAAAUGUUGGAUAGAAGUAAAGAAGGAUCUGGAAAUAUGGUCAAAAUUGAAGUUAUCAUUGUUGGGCCGAAUUGCUGCGAUAAAGAUGAAUGUAUUGCCUAGAAUGUUGUUUUUGUUUCAAACAUUGCAGAUUUUGGACAAGAUGGACUGUUUCAAGAAGUGGCAGAGAGAUAUUUCGAGAUUUGUCUGGCAGGGCAAGAAGCCAAGAAUAAAAUUUAAGAUUUUAACUGAUGCUAAAGAAAGAGGUGGAUUUGCCCUGCCAGACCUUAAACUUUAUUAUGAAUCAGCCGCAUUUUGCUGGCUGAAAGAUUGGCUGCUUCUUGAAAACACGGACACUUUGGACUUAGAAGGUUUUGAUAAUGUUUUUGGAUGGCAUGCAUAUUUAUGGUAUGACAAGGUUAAAGCACAUAAGGCCUUUAAGAACCAUAUUGUCAGGAAAGCAUUGUUUAAUGUUUGGGUGAGAUACAAGGAUUUGUUGGAAAGUAAAACACCAAGGUGGUUGUCACCAAUGGAGGCUAAGGCUCUGAAAAAAACUAAUAUGGAGACAAACUGGCCAAAAUAUUGUGAAAUUCUAGAACAAGAUGGAGAUAAACUAAAGCUGCAGAGUUUUGACAAACUAAAAACUAAAGUUCGAGACUGGCUUCAUUACUAUCAAAUAAGGGAGGCUUUUAAUUUAGAUAAAAAGAUUGGUUUCCAGGAGGAAAAAUCAAAACUAGAAACAGAAUUGUUAGAUCCUAAAUCUAAGAAUUUGUCAAGAAUGUGUAACUUGCUGUUGAAAUGGAAUACACAGGAUGAAACGGUUAAAUCUGUUAUGAUUAAAUGGGCACAAGAUUUUGGAUAUAACAUUAUGUUUGCUGACUGGGAACGGUUAUGGACCACAGGUUUGAAAUUUACGGCAUGUAAUGCCUUAAGAGAAAAUAUAAUGAAAAUGAUUUAUAGGUGGUACUUAACCCCAGUCAAGCUAGCAAAAAUCUAUCAUUUGCCAGAUAGUAAAUGUUGGAAAUGUAAAGAGACUGAGGGUAUAUUUUUUCACCUUUGGUGGACAUGCCCAAGGAUUAAGGCUUUCUGGGAAAUGAUUUAUAAUGAAUUGAAAAAGGUAUUCAAAUAUACCUUUCUGAAGAAACCAGAGGCCUUUCUUCUGGGCAUGGUCGGCCAAUUGGUGCUAAGGGAGGAUAGAACUUUCUUUAUGUAUGCUACAGCAGCAGCAAUAAUACUCAUUGGGAAGUACUGGAAGACACAAGAAUUGCCUACCCGAGAAGAAUGGCACAUGAAAGUGAUGGACUAUAUGGAACUGGCUGAGAUGACCGGCAGAAUUCGAGACCAGGGAGAAGGGUCGAUGGAAGAAGAUUGGAAAAAAUUCAAAAUAUACCUUCAAAAAUACUGCAAUAUAAAAGAAUGUUAGAAAGAGGUUGGAAAAAGAAUAUUAGGUCGUUUUGGUAGAUAUGAUAUAAUGGACUAAGCAAAAAUGAGUUGUUGAAUUUGAUGAAAUGGAGGAGGUUUAAUUACAUUAUUUUAAUUUUAAAAUACGUAAAUGAAAAUAAGGUUAGAAGGAAUUGCUGGAAAUACGAUCUGAACUAGAAUACAAAAUUGGGAGGUGAGAGGAGGUCAUGGAAAUAAGUAAAGGGAAAAAGGCUAAGUAAAGGUUUAAUCUGUUUUUGUUUUAUUUUAACUUAAUGUAUUUUUAUAUCUUUUGUUAAGUCUUCUUUUUUAUUCUAUUUUAUUGUUCUUUUUUAUUUGUUUAUUCUACGCUUUGUUACGGUUAAAGUUUUCUUUGUAUUUUGUAUGGUUUUUCUUUUUCUUUUUUGUAACUUUAAAUUUGGAAUAAAUAUCAUUUAAAAAAAAAAAAGGAAUGUUCUCCCCAGGGAGGCUUGCCUGGUGCCUUCAUUACAUAUAUCUUGAAUUUUGCUUAUUUGCUUUUAGUUAUAUUUUGAAUUGCUAUACAUGACAAGAUGAUUUUUGUUGGAUAUUUUUAUAGGUUGUAAACUACCUUGGCUACAGUAAUGCAGAAACAAAUUUUAAAAGUAUUUUUUCCAAAAAAUUCUUCAUUCUCAAGCACUUGCUCCCCAAAGGACUUUCAGGUUAGAGAGAGAGAGAGACUAAUUUUUCUCUUUACAGAGAAAGUAAAAGCAAAGUUACUGAAGUCAUAGCCUAUGACAGCCCUUAAGUAAUUUUCUGAGCAGCUUAGCCCUUAGAAGAUUUAUUAGACACUCCCAUUCAUUGAUUCUGGUGUUAAUUGAUUUAUUUGCAUUUAUUCUCAAUCAUGAGAGACAGAGUGCCAUCAAAUGGUUGAAACAACAAGGACUUUCAAAUAUGGUUUCCUAAUACACAUAUUUAAUUUUAAAUGUUCCAAUUCAGAAACAAAUCUACACUUCCCCAGAUGUUACUUAAUCAGUAUGAUGCUGCAGUGUGCUUGCGAUGGUGAAGCCUGGUCAGGAACAGAGUUGUGCUAGAAGGAGGGGGAGAGAAGGACAAAGAAGACCACGAGGGAAAUGGAUUGUGAAGAAAAGAAGUCUGUGUGUGUGUGUGUGUAGGGAAAUGAAGGGACUCCCUGGAUUCUGUCCUGAUAUUCAAAACACAUUUCUGACUGAGCUUCAGCACAAUUUUUACCAUGGGUGAACAUAAAGAAUGGAGAAUUUGAGCAGAGGAAUGGAGAAUGUGCUAGGCUGUGGGACCCUUUUUUUUGAGGAGCUAUUCGAAAGAAGGCAUGCAGGGAGGGACACUGACAACCAGGAAUAGAUUUUUUUGUGCCAAAGGGAGUGAGCGUUCUAAUUGCACAUUGUAAUGAUACAGGAUGUGGGUGCAGUGCACUGUUGCUGUUGUUAGUGAUGUCUGGAGCGCAAGUCCAUGUGAUAUUCAUGCAGCUGCAAGUGUGUACAGAGAGUGGGGAAUGGAUGACCAUAUGAAACUGCCUUAAACUGAGCCAGACUGUUGGGUCCAUGUAGCUCAGCAUUCUCUACACCAACUUGCACAUGUUUUUUCAUGGUCUCAGGCAGGGGUUUUCCCCAUCAUCUUCUGCCUGGUCCUUUUAACUAGAGAUGUCAGGUAACUGAACCUGGGGUCUUCUGCCUGCAAAGGAUGUGCUCUACGGCCACUCUUUGAACAUAAGCCAUAAAAUCAUGAAAGCAGUGGUGAUGAUUUUUUAAAUAUUCUGGUCUCAAUUUACAGAGUUCACUAUUUUUGUUUGUUUGUCUUGUUCACAAAACCAUCAACUCUAACUUGCUCUCACUAUUUCCGCAGGUGGUUUACAAGUCCAACUACCGUCAAUGCCUUUUACAGUUCAUCGACCAAUCAGAUCAGUGAGUAAAAUGUACUUUGAUUAAAAUUACAACCGCAUUACUUACAUGGGAAAAACGGUAUCCCCUUUGCUUCCUUGAAUAUCAAAGUCGCAUCUUCUCUUCCCCUGUGCCAAUUGCUAGCUGGUGCCGUUGUGACUCUAAGGGCCUAUUAAUACAUUACUACUGCAGUUUAGGAGUUGCUCCAACAUGAUCAUGUAAUGGCCCCAUACAGGAGCCAAAUAGAGUAGGCAGAUUACAUGGCCCCAUACCAUAACACUUUCUGUCCCACCAGGAAGAAGCUUAUUGCUUUGGAAAGUAACAUGGUACCUGCACAUACCAUGUGGUUCCUAUAGAGACAUAGCUAGUGCAGCAUGGAACCAAUUUUUCAGAAGUGGUUUUCAGGUUUAUUAAGGUUUUCAGGUACCAGCCACCAUCACAUCCUUGGGUGUUUCCAGGAACAACAUCAGGGGUUAAGCAUUGUGGGGCAGCUGUUGUUGAUGUCUAUAGCUCAUCAGGAGACCUACUACCAAUUCCAGAAUCCCAUACCUUGAUGCUCUUUCUCCUUGCUCCUUUCUGCCUGUAUUAGGGAAGAGCAAUGGGGCAAGAAAAGGAGCAGUAGCUUCCACUUGUCCUGCCCUUUCCUCUGGGUGGGUCUAUGGAUCGAGAAAAAUUUGGGGGCGUGCAGGGAGAGAAGAGGAAGGGGAAGUCCCACUUCAGAAGUGGAACAUCAUGCAUGCAGUGCUGGAUAUGACCCUCGGUCUUCUGAAAAAAGUUGGCUCAGCUUUAUGUGCUUCUGAAAAAAAACAUGCAUAGGAUCGGGCUCCUGUUAGUAUUAUGGGAGCUGCUGCAGAUUACAAAGCCAACUUUCAUCACAGAUGGACAGGUCCUUUAAUGCAGGCAUGCUAAGCUUCCAAAUACCUGGAUAAUGUAUUUUUUAAAAUUAACCUUUAUUUUAAAAAUAAAAUUCUGCUUAAAGGAAUUAUGUUGCUAGAAACAGAUAGAAGACAUGAAGGCAUGGACCUGUGAAGUAGUUAGUCUUUGAUUAUUGCACCUUGUUUGGCAUUGAAACCAUGUGACUUUAAGUCUUAAAGUCUCUUAAAUUCUCUGAUUUUGCUCAGGGUCAUAACAUGAGGGUUGUUGCUGUUGGUGUUUUAAAUAAAGUAUUUAUAUGCUGCUCAAUUAACAAAGUUUCUAAGUUUUAGCUAGGCAGAAUUGAGCAGUAUAAUUCAGUACCGAAUUUGUUAUGCACAAUUAACUCUUCAAACUUUCGCUUCAAUAAGGAAAUUAUUUUAUUCUGAAGUUUGGGUUUUUCCUCCCUUUCCUAUGCCUUAUUUUAUUAUGGCAUUUCUCCAUUUUUAUUUUUACUUGUUUAAGGUUAUUUAAGACUGAUUUUACUGGUUUCUUUGGUUGAGAAAACUGACUGUCCCUGCUAACUUCAGCACAAGGGCUUGUAUGCAGAUUCACAGCACAAAAUGUGUCUCUGUGAUUAGUCAUGACUGAAUCCUCUGGUAUUUUGUUUAAGUUCAUUUUCAUUUUGGUAUGAUCUGGAUCCUAGAGCUGCCAUGCUAUAGCAGAUUAAACAAAGCUGUCCCAAAAGAAAAAAAUGAAAAGAAGAGUCAGGGUUCCUGGUCUGGGAUUUCACAGCUAGCUGUGUCUAACAGCAUCAAGAAGCCGAGACCUGUCAAAUGUAACCAAUCAGUCAUGGGCAUACAAGCAGUUGUGCCUUGCAUCUCUCCUCCUGACCUUUUUGUAUCGCUAGUGUUUGACCUUGAGAUCUUGCUACCUGCUGUUUUCAAGAGUCAACAAAUCCAUGUGGCAUGAACUGCACUUAUUUAGAGUUGUCUAUUGCUGUAUAUAGGUACACAAGCAGCAUAUUUCUGUGUGCUAGCUUGCAUCAGGGCUAUGAUUAUACAUACCAGUUGCUGGAAACUGCAGGAAGAAGAGGAGUUUGGAUUUGAUAUCCCACUUUAUCACUACCCUGAGGGAUACGGGUGGCGCUGUGGGUUAAACUACAGAGCCUAGGACUUGCCAAUCAGAAUUUUGGUGGUUUGAAUCCCCGCGACGGGGUGAGCGCCCGUUGCUCGGUCCCUGCUCCUGCCAACCUAGUAGUUCGAAAGCACGUCAAAGUGCAAGUAGAUAAAUAGGUACUGCUCUGGCGGGAAGGUAAACGGCAUUUCUGUGCGCUGCUCUGGUUCUCCAGAUGCAGCUUAGUCAUGCUGGCCACAUGACCCGGAAGCUGUACGCUGGCUCCCUCGGACAAUAAAGCAAGAUGAGCGCCGCAACCCCAGAGUCGGUCACGACUGGACCUAAUGGUCAGGGGUCCCUUUACCUUUACCUUAAGUAGUCUCAAAGCAGCUAACAUUCUCCUUUCCCUUCCUCCCCCACAACAAACACUCUGUGAGGUGAGUGGGGCUGAGAGACUUCAAAGAAGUGUGACUGGCCCAAGGUCACCCAGCAGCUGCAUGUGGAGGAGCGGAGACGCGAACCCGGUUCACCAGAUUACGAGACUACCGCUCUUAACCACUACACCACACUGGGGAAGUGUGGAGUGCUUUUGUGCUCGGGUCCUGCUCAUGGGUUUCCCACAAGGAUCUUGUUGGCCACUGUGAGAACAAGAUGCUGGACUAGAUGGGCUCUUAUUAGGUUCUUAUUCAUCUCUUAGGAAGAAGAAACAGGGUGUUGAUUCAAAUGGUUUACUCUUGUUGGAGGAACUGCUUCCUGUACUACCAAUUCUGUGUUAACAGCAACACACACCCCCGCCCCCAGAGUUUAAAUUUAACACAGAAUAUAACCAGCCAUUUUGACAUACAGGUGACCAAAUGGCUUUGGCAAAACAUUUCCUUGACAUAUAUCUAUCCCAUAUAUAUUUGUAACUUGUGUGUAUGGUGUGUACACAUACAGACUGGGGCAGAUCAACCUCAUCAUAUAUUUUUUUUAAACUACCACAUAUUGGGACCCCUAUAGAAAGACCAGGGCUCAAACUCCUCCCCGCAUCCUCCACACAAUCAGGGCACCCAUAUGACCUGUUGAAUGGAACAUCUGCAUAUGAAGAGGAGGAUUUCACAUGUUAACUUUGGUAUACUGACAACUGUACACAACAUGUGUAGGCUUGCCAUAUGUCAGGAAAAUUCCUGACAUGUCCUGGUUUUGGGGUGUAAAAAUGGUGUCGGGCGAAUUUUGCCAAAGCAGCAAAAUGGGAGGAAAACCCAGAUGUAUGGCAAUGUGCCGGAAAAAGCAGCGGAAACAGCUCAAAAAGCUUUUUUUUAAAAAAAAAAAAAUCAACAAUUUGGGGUUGUUCCCCCCAAAAAUCUAAAACAAAAACCAAAACCAAUUUUUUUGCAGCUGUCAGGAAUUUUAGUUUUUGAAAUACGGCAACCCUAAACAUUUGGUUGUUUAAAAAAUAUUCUAAAAGUAUGGCUCGACUCUUGUAUGUACAUAGGCAUGAUCUACAUCACAUAAGAAUUGUGCGAUAGGGCUUCUAUCUAUGUGUUAAUGGUCUUCAGAGCAUCAAGAAGCACUUCAACCAAAGUUUUCUUUGGAUCCUAAAAGGAUGUAGUGAAUCACUACAACCAUAUAUUUACUAUAAAGGUAAAGGGACCCCUGACCAUUAGGUCCAGUCGUGGCUGACUCUGGGGUUGCGGCGCUCAUCUCGCUUUAUUGGCCGAGGGAGCCGGCGUACAGCUUCCGGGUCAUGUGGCCAGCAUGACUAAGCCGCUUCUGGCGAAACAGAGCAGCGCACGGAAAUGCCGUUUACCUUCCCGCUGGAGUGGUACCUGUUUAUCUACUUGCACUUUGUGCUUUCAAACUGCUAGGUUGGCAGGAGAUAUUUACUAUACUGACUAAUAAAACAAAGACAUUAAAGUCUUAAAACAAAACAUUCUGGCUUUCUCCUUCAAUUGCUCCAAUGUGGCUAUUCAGGUCAGAGCAGCUGAAGAAGGUUAAGCCCAAACCUUUUGCCUUAAGACCUCACUCGAUCCCUCUGUCUUUCCAUAUCCGUGUAAUACAUUUAAAGCACAUUCAGAGUAUCUGGCUUUCUCCAAUGAAUCCUGAAAACUGUAGUAUGUCAAGUGUGCUGGGAAUUGUAGCUCUAUGCAAGGUAAACUACAGUUUCCUGGAUUCUUUGGGGGAAAUCAUGUGCUUUAAAUGUAUGCUGUGGGUGUCAUCCCAUGCCCCAUGUUUUUCUCCCACAGGGAUUUAUACUUUCAGGGAAACAAAGUUAUUGUGGAUGAAUUUCUGUCCUAAACUAGCGAGACAGUGAAAUAAUUGCUCAGUAUGGUCCAGUUUCUCUUUUAGUGAGAUUAAAAAGGUUAAAAUUAGUUUUGAAUGCCUCCUCAUUUUUUGUACAAAUGCCUAUUUAAAUUACAUUAAAAUAUGUGCAUAUCAAAUUGGGCAUGUAUUUGUCAUAGCAGUUCUAGAAGGGUAGCCAAGUAAAUAUUAAGAGACAUACAUGACAGCAUUCUUCCCAGUUAGAAAGGAGGGGAUUAUCGCAUAGUUGCUGGACUUUUCUGCAGGAUCCCCCCACCCGUACAUAAAUAAUCUGGCUAAUCAGAAGCUUAUUGAUUAGAAAGCACUUUAAAAACAGCUCACCAGCUUUCUUAUGGCUAAUGGGCAGAGUCGUUCUGGAAUUUACAUGUUCAAGCAGGCUUGCUAAUUAAAAGAUUCAAGCUGUUCCUAUUUUCCUAAAGAUUGAAAGUUACUCUUUUGUAUAUAUUUCUCAUCCUUUUGUCUCUGAGCUUGAUCUUUGUAGUGCUCCUCCUCCUGGCCUUUCCGACUAAUUUUAAAGGUUUCAUCCUGUGUGUGUGAGAGAGAGAUUCAGUCAGUUAUGCUAAUAUAGGGAGUUUUGCACAAGAAAUAUGCUUCCAUAGAAUUUCCAUUUUAACACAUCAUUCAUUGAGUUCUUAUAUUAUUUUGGUUUUGUAUCAUUGCCUUACAUAUUCCUUUUCUGAUUUUGUUUGCACUCAUUCUCCUCAUUAGUACUAACUUCUCUCAGAUGUUUUGUGUACCCUUGCACAUGUAUGUUAGGGAAUUUGCUUUUUCUGGAUUUUCUGGAUUUCCUCUGAAAGAGCAAGUGAGCUUUCUAGGGUGGUCUUAGCAUCCUAGCACUAGCAAUGGAGGUACAAAUGGCCUACAUGAUGUGGACUGCUUUCCCCCCAGCUAUGGCUGGUAUGCUAGGUAUGGCCAUUCCUGGACAGGGAUAGGCUUACCACAGUGAUCCAUGCACCGGUAACUUCAGCAGGGGAUUACUGUAAUGUACUCUACAUAAGUCUUCCUUGGAGGCUGGGCAAGAAGGUGCAGAUGACCAUAUUGCACCAUAUAUUACAUCAGAUGUCUGAUGGGAGUUGGAAUCCAAUAACAUCUGGAGUACCACAGGUUCCUGAACCCUGUUUUAAAGAUAUCCAUUUCUCAUAAGAAUUCAGGUUUCUUCAUUCCACUUUUUUUCCUCUUUUUUUUCUUUUAAUUACCAACCAAAUUCACAAGGACAUUAUUGAUCUUCCCCUCCAUAGUCAGUUUGUUAAACUUCAGGUCUUGGUUUGUAACUUUUAUAUUCACUAAAUAUCUGCUAAUGUUAAUAUUCAUUAAUGCAUUUAUUUUUCAAAAUGUACUAUUGCUAAUUAUGUUUGAUGGAUUGUUUUCACAAGAUAUAGGGCAUGUUAUUUCGCUGGUAGACAUUUAAGCAAAAUUAAAGUUUAAUGAGUUUGAUUAGCCAAGUAAUCAAUGAACUAAUCAAUCUUAAAUGCAACCUUCAUUAGAUCACCCAACUAAUUUCACUUAAGUCAAAAUUAAUUUGGCUACUCUAAACAGUUAAAUGACAUUUGAAGACCUAUUACAAGAAAUGAAUCUCUGGAUUUGAUUUGUGAAUCAGCUGAGCUGUAGGUGUGGAUACAUGUCUGCAUGUACCUAUACAGCACUUCAAGAAAACAUUAAGGUACAUUUUACUAUAUGCUCUUUUCAUUUUUAAACGGUACCUUUCCAUAAUGGAGUAAUCUAUUUACUAUUAAUGAAAUCAACAGAGUGUGCAGAGGCAACAUUCAGACGCUUACUGGUGGCAAGCACAGACUCUGCGGAAAACAUCUAACAUGUAGCUUUGCUGAAAAAUAGUCACUAAUUAGCAAAAAAGAGAAGAUUUUUAAUGGGAAAAACCAGCAGAGCAUGCAUGAUGUGCAAUGCAGAGCUCACAGUUUCUGGCAUGGUUUGUGCUUAUCAGCUUGCCCCCGCUGCCCUGGCUCUUUCCCAAAUGACACUUUAUAAAUGUUUAUGAUGAUUAAUAAUAAUAUAAAAACGUGGGUUAUGAUUUUCCAGUUGUAACUGAGAUCCUGGUUGUGUAAAAGUGGGUUUACUCCAGGCAGUUUUCAGAAUGGAUUGAAGGGGAUGCCUCCAAACUCCAUCUCAUGCUGCCCUAGAUAUUGCAUAUUAUGUACUUUGUGUUUUCAUACUAUAAACCACUCCGUACUCUUUGGAUGAAGAGUGGCAUAUAAAUUUAAUAAAUAAUAAUAAUAAUAUUGGAAGUCCAACAUCAAAACAGCAAUUAUGGAUCCUUAGCUUACCACUAACAGAUGAUGUGAUGGCGGCACUCUCUAAAAUCCUCCACAGAGCUGUGAGAGAAAACUCCUUAAAAUGAAACCCACACUGCCUAGACCUUAAUAUAUAUAUAGUUAUUCUACUGGGUAAAAAAUAUGUAUUUAGUUAGAAUGGUUGUGUGCUAUGAAGCGGAGAUACUGAACAGCACACAUGGCAGAAAUAAAAAUUCACACUUCCAGAUAGGCUAUGAUUUAAAAAUAAAUAAAUCAAGGAAGCCUUGCUCUCCACACUAGUAUAAUUAAAUUGUUUUUACAGCAUAGAAAUCAGCUUAUUUGACAAGUUCCAAACAACCAUAGACCAUUAGAGAUACUGUGAUCCCCAGAAUAUAAGUUUCCGCAAUUUGCCUGUCUCAUACAUCAGUGCCAAAACAGGUGGCCAAGGCAGCAGGGGAACAGCAGCCGGCAGAUAGCAGAUGGGCAGGCCAAAGGAACAUGCUGCUUGUUGCUUCACUCGACAUGAGUUACAUUUAGUGUAUCCCUUGAAAUGAUGCUGUAAGGAAAGUGCUGAAAGCCUCCCGUCCCAAUAGGAGGAUGUUCCAUCAAUUUUUAGAAAUGGCUCCAUCAGCUUAAUAAAUGAGUCGCUUGCUGGUGAGGAUUUUUUCUCUUCUUAAGGGGAUUAUGGAGGCAAGGCUAGCUGGGCUCUUUGAAAAGCAAAUAUGUGUGCAUUGAAACAAUCAUCUCUGACAAUGCUAACUCUUAGCCCUAAGCCAUGGGUAGGCAAACUAAGGCCCGGGGGCCGGAUCUGGCCAAAUCGCCUUCCAAAUCUGGCCCGCGGACGGUCUGGGAAUCAGCAUGUUUUUACAUGAGUAGAAUGUGCCCUUUUAUUUAAAAUACAUCUCUGGGUUAUUUAUGGGGCCUGCCUGGGGUUUUUACAUGAGUAGAAUGUGUGCUUUUAUUUAAAAGGCAUCUCUGAGUUGUUUGUGGGGAAUUCAUUCAUUAUUUUUCAAAAUAUAAUCUGGCCCCCCACAAGGUCUGAGGGACAGUGGACCGGCCCCCUCCUGAAAAAGUUUGCUAACUCCUGUAAGCUGUAGGCUGCAAGUUAUAGGGCGGGUGUUUUUGUUCUAUCCCUUAAAGAGAGUACUUUCAAGGCAUGGGUUUCCUCUGCUAACAUUUGCUGAAAGCAAAAGCCAAGUAAUAUGAGAUCCUGCAGACUUCUUAACAGGGUCUGUACAGAGUUUGGCAUAUGGCAAAGCAGUCAUACGAUUUCCUUUUCAUGUGCCCAGUUCACACCCAAUCCAGAAGUCUAGGAAAUCCAUUGACCUGAAAGUUAAGAAUAUGAUGAAGCAAUCACAGGGGCACUUCGCAAACUGUGUGUGGAUGUGCAUUUAGGCAAGUGAAUCGUCUGACUCACUUGCAGCAUGGUGUUUUGUUUCAAUGGAUUUUUUUGUGGUGUAUUAGCAGGAAUAAAUAAAAAAAUAGAGAGAAGAGGAAACCAAAGCAAUACCUUUAUUGAACUAAAUGUGAAAUCAAAUUAUGUAGAAUCUUUCCAUGGAUGCAUAUAAUAUGACAUUACAUGGCAUUGAAAGCCUGUGAUACAGAACCAGGUAUGGCAAGUAGAGACUGUUUAGGUUAUGCUCUCUGCUGCUAUUUGAUCACUUAUUAGGACACCCGUAACUCAGUUUCCUCUGCUCUUUAGUCUGCUGCCCUUUAAAGCUAACCACCAAGGAGAACUGCCUCAGGUGUCACCUAAAGCAGAAGUAUUUGCCCAUUUCCUUUCCUGAGAGAUGAUAGGUUGGAGUGCCUGGCCACCUUCAGCUGUGGAAGCUAUGAUGCAUCUGAGAGCGACAAAGCAGUUUGGCUUCCUGCUCAUGAUAACGGGCUGGAAGGAGUCCAGGGGAAGAAAAUCAGAGGGAUGGGAAGGAUUGUUUCUGCUCUAUAUAAGCAACAGAGAAAGAUGGAACAGGAAGACAAGAGGAGGGUGAACGAAACAGAGAGAAAUUGCAUAGUUGGAAAAGGAGCAGCAAAUAUACAAAAGAAAGCAGAUUAUAGGAAUGAUUAUUCUUAGGUCCAGAAGUGGCUUUAAGCCCCAUUCUCUGACAUCCGAAGGGGAUGAGAACACUCUGAGCAGCUGUGAUUUUCUUAAAGGGUUAAUAUAACAUGUCUGGGGCUUUGAAGUCUUUUACGCAUUUUAAAAACUUGCUGAUGGCUCUGUUUUUAUCUGCAGGUUGCUUUUGUUGCACGGUUUUAUUGCUUAUUGAUACUUCCAUUCUGUAAACUGAUGAAGGGUAGUAUAUAAAUAUAUUUAAUCGAUCGAUUAGUUUGCUGUCUUUGACAGGUGGGAGAUUAGAAGAGUUCAAUAUUCCUUCUAAUCAGCAACCGCAAGCUCUUUAUAUCAGGAGCAGACUAUACAUUACGUGAUCACUCUCUUCAAAAAGGAUGCUGAAUUUUUGUUUUGAAGGAAAAACAGCUACAAGUCAUCCCACAGAUAUAAUGGUGCCACCACAGCUUCUCUGUAUUACUAAAAACCCCACUCAUUUAAACAUUAGGUCUGCUGUUGUUGUUUUUAAACUGUUAUCCAUUUUACAAAAAAAGGGUGAAAAAACUAAAAAUUUAGCUAAUGCUUUUAUUAAAUGUGUUUUAAAUUUUGCCUGCCUGGCCUCGGCAUCUGGUCCAUUCAUAAGGGCAAUGCAGUGUUCCUGAUUCAUAUAUGGUCAUGUUAACCAUUUGAUUAACUCCACUGAUCUUAAGAGUGGGAAGUAUCUGAAAAGACUUAGAAAAGCCCUGGCUUCAGAACUCAGUUGACCUGAAUUUACUACGCCUCUCUCUUUUUUUAAAUCACAGGAUUCCCAGCAGGAGAGCUCCAGAAGCCAUUCUUUUGGGGAAAAGAAUAUCCCAGGUAAAAGCAAAGUCUUAAAACUAAAAUGCUGUAUGUAUGGGUAUGAAAAAUAAAUAAAAGGAACCUAAAGGGAAAUGAACUGGCAAAUAAUUUGCUAAAUGAAGUCGACAUAGUAGAUAUUCUUGAGAAAGUUGGAAAAUCAGGAGAUAUGUGUAGUUUUUGUUGUACUUCAGGGGUCAGAACCUAUGGCUGCCUGACGACUAUGUUCCCUCACCAGCCACAUGAAAGUAGUGAGCAAGGCCAGAGGCAAAAGUGUGAGGAGCAAGGGAAAUGACUCUUACUUUUGUACAGUAAGCUACAUUCCAGCCAUGCAAAUGUCAGGGGUUUCUAUGCACAUAAAGGCUACACUCACACCAUUUUUUUGGAAAGCGAGUUGUUAGGAGACUCCUAUUCUCCUCCCAGAAGCUACAGUUCCCAGGGUGGUUUUACAAUCAAUCCCUCUGCGAAUUAUUCUAGAGUUGGAAGGGACCAUCUAGCACAACCUCCUGCAAUGCAGGAAUCUUUUGCCCAAUGUGGGGCUCAAACUCAUGCUCUACCAACUGAGCUAUCCCCAGAUGGAGGCCGUUUUUGCUACAUAGUCCACACACAGUCGAGAUCUCUUGAAUCUUUUUUUGCCACUGAAAAGCCAUUCUUGAGAAACCCAUUUCAUUCUGAAAAGCUCAUAGCAGAUUCAUUGUGCGUUACGCAGCAGUGUGUCCAUUUGAAAACAGAUGUAGGUGGUCCCAGUAAUGGAAGAUUCACCCACACAUGCCCAGUGAUGAUGUUGGUGGGUGUAUACUUAGAUGGCAAUCAUCACUUACAAAUACACAUCAAGUAACCACACCCUCUCUUGUGGACAGCAGGAUCCAGAAUCAAUCUGGAUUGAGAACAUCAUUUUGAGGACAAGCAUUAGCGAUUCUAGACUGAGGAAAAACUCCAUUGUUCUUCUACUAAUGGGUUAGUGUGUACAAUGCCCAAGUCCAGGAUCCAUGUGAAACCCACAAGCAGGACAUGAGCACAACGGCAUUUCUCAUACAGAUCAUGCAUUGGGUAUUGUGCCGUUGUUCCAAUAUUUCUCAGUCACAAAGAAAGAUGCUGAGAUCUGGGUUGGUUUUAUAUUCUAGGCACACCGUUUGAUAUUAUCAAAACUUGAACAGUCUAACUCUUAAGAUUGUAUUCCAUAUCUUAUGCCACACCUGUCUACAAUGCAAUAUAAAAUAAUAAACUUGUCACAGAAUGUAUAAUUUUAACCUCAGGCCUAUAAUGGAAUUUUGCACUGAUAGAAAAAAACAACAACAUAUCAGUAUGAAGCAUUUUAUUACAUGCCAGCUAUGUUUCAUGGAGGGCAUAACAAAAGAAAAAAGUAGGGUUUAAAUGAAACCAGACUUCAGGUUUUAGACAUUACUCAGAAGGCAUGUUUUGGAUUGUUAAAUCUUGUGAGAGAUGAUUUUGAAAUCCCAGCCUCCUCUUCUAAAACAAUGUUUGGGUGGGGGACUUGUGGUUUUCUAGGUGGUGUUGGACUACAACUCCAAUUUUCCUGGACCAUUGGCCAUGCUGGCUGAGUAUGCUGAGAGUUGAGUGCAACAACAUCUAGAGGGUCACAGCUGCCCUACUAACUCAUGUAUAUUAUUAACUGACUAAUUAUUCAGCUAACUAAGAAAUGCUUCAAGUUUCUGUAGAGCAGCAGAAUUAAAAAGCCAGUUGAAUUAAUUUUGUUUUGUAAAUGCCAAUCUGGAUUAAAAUACUAUUUCUAUUGUUCUCUUCUAAAGAUAGACAUAGGACCAAGAAAUCCUGCUUUAUUUCUUAGCUUCUUUUCCCUUCUUGUAUUCUAUUUAAAUGUCUUCAGUUGCCUACAAAAUGACUUCAUUCUUUCCACAUCUCUCUAGGCUCUUUUAUCUGUCUGUGCUCCCCCCACCCCGCUUCUUUCAUCGCUCCUUUGGUACAUUGACCCUUAAUAACCCCCCCUAAUUAUAUCUGUCGUUCCCGGACUUCAUCCAUUCUCCCCUGCUGCUACCUGCCAUUGCAAUUCUUUAUCUCAUGGCAUCCAUCUGGCUUCUACCGUUGGUGUAUUUAAACACUGAUAGAAACUCAUCUCUUAGCACUGGCAUUUCACUGAUCUUGAACGCCUCCAUUUCUACUCCUCUCUUCUUCCCCUUUUUGUAUCUAGACUAAGUUGUAAACCAGAGGGCAAGGCCUCUAUUGUUUUGUUUGUUUUCAGUGUUACAUACAGAGCACUAGCUGUGGUCGGUGCCCUAGAAAUAAGCAAGAAUAACAAACAAAUCAAUACAAAAGCGCUCAUUAGGCACAACCAACAUAUUUUUAUUGGUUGGCUAGACUAUAAAUAAUUUGUGCAUUUAUAAAUGAUUAUCUGGCUAAAAUGUGUCCUUGAACUGCGAAAAUGCUCUCGCUUGCCUGCAUGGAGGAAUGUUUGGGUUUCUGUGUAUAGAAGAUCUCUGACUUUUGCAUAGCAGGAAUGUAGCCUCCUGUAUCAAGAGUCGCACCUGUUGCUCUGCUCACUUCUGCCUCUGGCACGCAGCCCCCCUGAAAUGUUCUCCAUGAAGAAAUGUACUCCUUGGCCUUUAAAAAUGUCCAUCACCCCUGCAUUAAACAGCAUUUUUCUUUUUCUCUUUCCCUCUGUCUUUUGGAGAAAAUGCCUUUGUUUUUAAAUUCUUGAUGCCCAAAUAACUGCAUUCUGUUGCACAGUCUUACGAAAUUUAUGUGAGUGUGUACACUCUCCUUUCUUCUACAGGUCUUUAAGCUAUGGUGCCAUUGGAGUAAUUGUUGGGCAUGAGUUUACCCAUGGAUUUGAUAAUAAUGGUGAGUACUCAAACAUAUGGCUUAUUUAUUGACUAGAAAAGAUAACUACUGACAGAUCCACUGACAUACAUUUAAAGCACAUCCAAUGUACAUGAUGUACCACAGAGGAUCCUGGGUACUGUAUCAUAGCUGUCAGUCUUCCCUUUUUUUGCGGGAAAUUCCCUUAUUUCAGUGCCAUCUCCUGCUGCUUCCCGCUGCUAUCCCAGAUUGUUAGAUAUCCAGUAGACUGUCCCCAGGACAGGUGAGGCUGCUGAGCCCUUAUUUUCAAAUCUGAAAGUUGACAGUUAUGUACUGUAUAUUGUUAAAGAGGCUGGCGUUGGUAACUCUGUAAUGGGGGGAAACUGUAGUCCCCAGGAUUCUUUGGGAGAAGUUAUGUUUCAAAUGUAUUGUGAGGAUUGUAUGGUGGUGCAAGGAGACCUUGCCAAGCUGUCACUGCCAUCAGUUGUCAAGCCCCUUCAAAGGGUAACUUUGUCAGGGAAGGCUGAGGGCAAUCUCCCCUUUUUAAUUUUUUUUUGAAGGAAGCUUGAAAAUUUCUGAAGUUUUUUUGUAGAUUCUCUGAAGAAGCCGGGGGGGGGGGGGAAUAAAAUGCUUUAUAAUGCAAAUUGAAAAGAAUAUGUCCAAUGCUUUUUUGUGUCUGUAACAGUACUCAGUGAUACAGAAUACCUCUUUCUUUUUGCUGCCCAUGGCAGAAAUUUUAUGCUGAUACCAAUGACACCUCAUUUAUUUUAUUUUUUGCCAAAGAAGCACUGAGUACCCCAAAUUUCUUCCUUAGAUGGAGUCUUUUAAGUGACUGUAACUCAUAAUGAUGUUAUACUCUCCCCUGGGGGGAAAUGUCCACAAAAGCAAGAAAUGGGUAGUUUUACCAGUCUCUAGAAGAGUAGAUUCAUAUAAGCAAACGUUUGCGGGGUGGUUUAAGAAAUGCGUGCGGUUUUAUUUGCUCAAUCCUCAUGUUCACAUUAAUUGUAAAAAAAGAAAAUUUCCUUUCUGAAAAACAAAAAAUGCAGGCCGCAAAUAUGACAAAAAUGGAAAUUUGGAUCCCUGGUGGUCUUUGGACUCUGAAGAGCAAUUUAAAGAGAAAACAAAAUGUAUGGUCAAUCAGUACAACAACUAUUAUUGGAAGAAAGCGGGCUUGAAUGUAAGUGCAAGAGCAGUGAUGGAUGAUAAUAUAUACUAUCUUUUACAAUAUCAUGGAAACCAGUUGGCUAUGGGGACAAAGCUAUGGGGUAGAGUUUAAUUAUUUUAAAAUUAUUACUAUUUUAUGCACCUCUUAAUUGCCAGAGUGACUUCUAAGCAAUUUACAAAUAUAAACAAUUUGGAUUCUUGAUAUUCUUUCCUUCCACCAGGUCAAAGGAAAGAGGACUUUGGCAGAAAACAUUGCAGAUAAUGGAGGGUUGCGAGAGGCUUUCAGGGUAGGCAGCUCUUUUUGCUUCUAAGCGUGCUCUCUCUUUCUCUCACUCACACACACUCCCCACAUUGAGUAACAAGGGUUGAUGAAAUUUGCACCUAGUUAAAUGUGUUCAUUGUGCUUCUCAUCAGGCCUAUAGGAAGUGGAUCAAAGAAAAGAGACAAGGAGAGGAAGAGGCCCUGUUACCAGGCAUUGACUUCACCCACAAUCAGCUCUUCUUUCUAAGUUAUGCUCAUGUGAGUAGUACAAGAUGCCCUUUCAGAAUGGAUGUAUGUAUUUAGCUGCUCGCUUAGUGUGAAUAGACAAUUCUGCUUGAUUACAAAAAGAACUUUCUUAAUUCACAGCUUUUCUUGGAGUGUAGAUCUGGGGGGGAGCAAGCUGCCAUCUCUUUUCCUUCUCUUUCUCUCACUUCCCGCCUUCUCCUUUAUAAGCACAAACCAUACCUACUCAGAGAUCGGCUGACUUUGCACUUCAUGUUGUUGUUGUUGUUGUUUAGUCAUUUAAUCAUGUCCGACUCUUCGUGACCCCAUGGACCAGAGCACGCCAGGCACUCCUGUCUUCCAUUGCCUCCCACAGUUUGGUCAAACUCAUGCUGGUAGCUUCAAGAACACUGUCCAACCAUCUUGUCCUCUGUCGUCCCCUUCUCCUUGUGCCCUCCAUCUUUCCCAAUUGUGCCCUCCACCUUUCCCAAUUGCACUUCAUAGUAAACAGUAAUUGAUGGGCCUACCAUGGCUCUUCCUUUGUUCCUCCUGUGAGUGUAACAGAACCCUGGCUUAGCGUUAAGCCAAAAUGGAGGAUCAUGGUUUGUUUUGGUCCAAACAUGAACUGGAGCCAUGACAGCUUGUUCAUGGCUUCCUGAUUGUAGUGGAGCCAAUUUGAUGCUCCCACCUGUGCACAGCCCUGACAUGGCCUCUUCCUUGCCUCUCCCUGCUCCCAGUUAAGUGGCAGUGAUGUUGCUUCCAGCAGGCUCAUGAGGCAGCUCUGCCCCAUGACUCUGUCCUCAUUCACAGGAAGUUCAACUCUCUUGUACAGUUACAUGGGCAUGUAUAAGUGUGUACAAGGCUGCUCUUGAAUAUUUUAGCUGACACUGUUCUGUUCGCACCUGUCUGGUCCGACAAUACCAGUUGUAAACAGAUUGAUUUAAAUGCUUUUUAAUUUUUAGUGUUUUGAUUGCCUCUUGCCUUGUUCUCUACAUUGAUUGGUUUAUCUUUACAUCGUAUUGAUGGCACGUGAAUAGUUUUAUUCAUAUUUUUGUACCAGUAAUGUGUGUUUCCCUGGAAAAAAAUGAAGAGGGAAAUUCCUUAACUGUGCACGGGAAAUUUUUCGGUUAGCAUUUGAACAUUUCCUGGUGUCCUAGAGUGAUCUAAUUUAGUAUGUUUAUUUUACUUGUAUUUAGUAAACAAAGCUAAAUAGCCAAGGUUGCAUUUGCAGUUGGCAUCCAAUGCAUUGCAAUUUAUGAACGUACGAAACAGAAAAAUCUUCCAUGUGAAAAUAAAGUGCUGGAAAAAAUGUCUGGAGCCCACAACUGUUUACAUAUGUGACUCUGGAAUCUUUUGGUGAAGAUUGGUUGAGUAAUAUUUAAAAUAAAAGAAAUAAAUGAACUAUAUUGAGGAUUUUAGGUAGAGAUAAAUUCACUGGCUUCUUGUUGCUGUUUUUAAAUCUUAGGUGAGAUGCAAUGCCUUUAGACCAGAAGGUGCAAGAGAGCAAAUCUACACUGGAGCCCACAGCCCUCCUCAGUUCAGGUAUUUUAAAGUGUGUCUCUCUACCCCACAAUAGUAACACUAUUCAUUGGGCUAUUUAAUAGAGUAGAUGACAACAUCAUGGGUUGGAUCCUAUGUUGGUCCUCCAUUCACAAGGGAGAGUGCAAUUCCUUUCAGCUUUGCAGCACUCCCCCCCCCUUAUUGCACCCAGUUUCCAACCCUUUCCAACCCAUAUCAGGGAGGGCAAACAAUGGGCCACAGAGCAAAGUGGGAGGCAGAAACAACCUGAUCCAUAAAUGUGAACUCUGUUCUGUUGAUAGAAAGAAAGUUGGUAUCCAAUAUAGUAUUUCUUUUUCUCUUCAGCAACCAAGCACUUACCUGUUUGAUGUUGAAUUUAUGAGCAUAUGUUGUGGUUUUGUGCCCGUACCCAUUCCAAAUGUAGUAUUAUACAUCCAACAGGUGUUCCACAGUAAAGUUUAUUUUUUAUCAUCAAAUCAUUCAACACCCAAAUAUACACUUGACUCAAUUCGGAGCCCUGCAAACACAUACUUCCGGGGCGCAGAGGGGUCUCUGUAGGACAUGAAAUAUUUUCUCCUGUCCUCAUGGGUAUAUGCAUAGGUGCACAGGUUUCUCAUUGGGCCAUCGCAGAGUAAGGGAGGAGGAAAACUCACUGGUCAGUAUCCUGCUAAGUGGUUCUGUCAGUGCAAAGGUUUCAGCUUGUGCCAUGGCACUUUUCUCCUCUCCCAAUGCCCACCCUUCCUAAAUCUGCUCCAGGAGGUUUGGAGGAAACAGAGAACAUAUUUAGUGGUUGCACAGUAAGGGGAAGAUCUUCCUAUGUUCUUAAAUUUCUAAAAUGCCCAUUUACCACAAUUUGAGGAUGAAAGAGAAACAUCAGAAUGGUUAAAAUGGGGAUAUACUACCUUUUGAGAUUAGAAAAUUCAUAGAAUAAUCAUAGAAUUGGAAGAAACCAUGAGGGCCAUCUAUUCUAACCCCCUGCAAUGCAGGUAUUGUUUGCCCAAUGUGGGGUUCAAACUCAUGAACCUGAGAUUGAGUCAUAUGCUCUACUGACUGAGCUAUAAUUCCUGCAAUAAGAGUUUAGCACUGAACCAACACAAUUCAACUAGGUAUUACUCAGAGUAGACCCACUGAAAUUUAACUUGGUCAUUUCAGUGGGUCUGUUCUGAGUGGGUCUUAGACUGAAUGAACCCACAGUGUAAUUUAAAUUAAGCACAUAGAAAUCACUAUUAUGUAGGUAAUACGUUAAUAACUCAGGGGAAAAGAUCAGGUUAAAAUUAGGGGCACUACUGUUGUGAUCCUUGUUUAAUAUGCUGCCUCAGGCAAUGAACAAGCCGGAUAUCAAUGCAUAACACAGAGAGGAUUAUAAUGCCAUUAGACCAAUUAGCAAUGUGCCCUCGUCAAGAAUAUUGUGCGCAGUUCUGGCAAGAUAAGAUUGCUGAUCUGAAGGCAGUUCAGACAAGGGGUAACAAGUAUGAUUAAGCACAUGUCUAAAGUGUGGUUCAAAAGGUGAUUGACAAUUAGUGUUGUUUACUUUAGGAAGCAGAUUAAUAAAAGGUAGCUAAAAUGUACAUUUAACAAUGAAUGCUACUGGGAAGACCCUGCUGCCUUUUUUCUCUGGAUUCCAACUAGUGGUUGGAUGAAUGAGACCUCGGGGUUGUAGCUGAUAGCUUAAUGAAGAUACUGACCUAUGAGUGGCAGCUGCGAGAAAGGCAAAUUCCAUGCUAGAGAACAUCAGGAAAGCAAUUGAAAAUAAAGCCACGGAUAAUAAAGCCUACAAGUAUAAGAUACGACUGCAUUUGGAAUACUGUCAGUGCCAGAUUGACGUAUAAGCUAAACAAGCUAUAGCCUAGUGCCCCACUCUCUUGGGGGCCCCCCCAAAAACGUAAAGGGGAAAAAAUCUGGAUGUACAUUUCCAAACAAAUAAAAUAAAACCUACAUACAGCAACAGUGUUUUGUGUUGUGUAGGCUCCUAUUUGUUAUGUGCAAAUGGCUUUAGAUACCUAUUAGGUCCAUAAAUUACCAUAUAGCAUAUAUUCAGCACAAAAAACAGUGACAAUUUGUUGUUGACAAAGGAAAGCUGGACAUAUAAAGGGCCCCAUUACCUUCAGUAGCUUAGGGGCUCAUCAAACCUAAAUCCGGCCCUGAAUACUGUGUACAGGUCUGGGUGCCUCAAAAAGGAUAUUGUAGUUAGAAAAGGUUCAGAAAAGGGCAACCAAAAUGACCCAAGGGGUGGAGCAACUCCUCUAUGAGGGAAUGCUGCAGCUUGUGAUCUUGAAUAAAAGAUAAGACAAAUUCAUGGAUUUGACGUUUACUAACCAUGAUGGCUGUGCUUGGACUCCAUGAUGAGAGGCAGCAGUGCUUCUGAAUGCCAGUUGCUGGAAACAGCAGAAGAAGAGAAUGCUCUUGUGUCCUGCUUGCAGCUUUCCACAGGCUUCUGGUUGGCCCAUGUGAGAACAGGAUGCUGUUCUUCUGUUUUGACAAAACUCAGGUGUUAGGAUUGCUAACUGUAGUUGCUGGGGCUCUCUCUAUGCAAAUGCUCUCUUUUAAAAACAACUUUUCCUAUGAAUAUAGAAUGGGUAAAAGCUAAAUACUCCUGACAGAGGUGGCCCUUCCAUGAAGCAACCUGGCUGAGGCACCAGCUUGGACCACCACCCAAGCAUGCAGGAUUUGUGCAUUUUAAAUUGUUUUUAUUACAUGCUGUGUUGGGGGUUCCUGCUGUGCUUUAGAAGUUUAUAUUGGAACAGUUCUUUGCAAGAUAUUUUGCAUUUCUAAUUAAAACCUAAAAGUUGCAUUACUUUUCAGCUGUCAGAAUAUAUAUUUUUAUUGGGUAUACAUACUGCUGCAUAUAUAUAUAUGUGUGUGUGUGUGUGUGUGUGUGUGUGUGAGAGAGAGAGAGAGAGAGAGAGAGAGAGUGUACACACACACAUAUUAUACACUAAGGUACCCCUGCCCGUAUGGGCCAGUCGUGUCCGACUCUAGGGUUGUGCGCCCAUCUCACUUAAGAGGCCGGGGGCCAGCGCUGUCCGGAGACACUUCCGGGCCACGUGGCCAGCAUGACGAAGCCGCUCUGGUGAGCCAGCACCAGCGCAGCACACGGAAACGCCAUUUACCUUCCCGCUAUAAAGCGGUACCUAUUUAUCUACUUGCCCUUAGGGGUGCUUUCGAACUGCUAGGUGGGCAGGAGCUGGGACCGAAAGACGGGAGCUCACCCCGCCGCGGGGAUCGGCAAGUCCUAGGCACUGAGGUUUUACCCACAGCGCCACCCGCGUCCUGUAUAUUAUACACUGCUUGGUUGUAAAUAUUCUCAAAGUGAUUUACAAAGAGAAUUUUUGGGGGGCAAAAAUAAAUAAAUAUUUGAAACAUGCAAAAAAAUAAAAUUAGCCAUAAAAGAUGAAAACACUUGCCAACAUUCUACAUAUCUGGGUAAGCUAGUCUAAAUAUAAAUGUUUUUAGCAGACACCAAAAAGAGUACAGUGAAGAAACAAAUAUCAAUUUAUUAGCCACACAGAAUGGGUAUUAUGGGGGACCUAUAACAGUGCCAGUUCAGCAGAUUGAACUGGUUGAGUGGGCUAUGGCAUUCUCAUAGAUAAACAUAUACAGGGUGAGUCUUUUAAAAGAGGCCCCGUGGAACAUGUGUACUCUGUAUCAACUCUUUUAAAAGACUCAUCCUGUACAUAUAAUAUAUAGAUCAACACAGCUGCAUCCCAUUCAAGCUAUGAUUGAACACAGUGUCCAAACUGGAUACCUCAUGAAUCUGAAGAAACAACAUCUCCAAAAGUCUGGAGAAGAGUCCACUUAUCUUUCUUUUCUCCCUCCCCUGCAGAGUUAUUGGUGCCAUGAGUAAUUUUGAGGAGUUCCAGAAAGCUUUCAACUGCCCAGAAUCAACAACAAUGAAUCGAGGUGGAGACUCCUGUCGGGUUUGGUAGCGAUCUCUCCAGUGUCCUAUGUUGAAGAAGUCACCUGCUGGAAUCACUCCCUUAUUGGGAUAGUUCCAAACUGUCAAUGAGCUACCGCUGCUUCAGAACAGCCUUGGCCAACCAGCGACUAGAUUUGUUGUUUCGUGUGCCCUGAUAUCUGUGGGUGACCUGCCCAGAUCUACUAUUUAAUUGCUUGUUGAGAAUAUAGAAACUACUCAAAAUAUAGAGUAUAAAAAAGGGCAGAUCUUUUCAGAGAAAUGUAUGCAGAUGGAUAGUUUCUUAUGGGUUAUUUUCAUAAAUACAUUCUACUCUGUGAUUUAAGCAGGUUUAUCUCUAUGUAUCUUUAUUCUGAAGCUUGUCCCACUAUAUUCAUUGGGCUUUACUCACAUGUAAGUGUAGUGAUAUUGCAGGCUUACGUUAACAAGGUUUAAAUGGCACACUUGUUCUUUACAGAUGACCAGAGUGGACAAACUUGGUGUGGUGGCCAUGAUGCUGUUUUAAGUGGAGGGAAAACAUCCAAAACUUCCUGUCACCUAUAUUUUCUAUUAUUUCCCCCCUUGAUCAAAAAUAGCUUUGAAGGAAGAGAAGAUUAAAAUGUGGCUGCUUUAUCCUUUCCUACUCUGCUGUUUUUCCUGUUAAAAAUUCCAUUAACCCUCUGAGCUGUUUCUUCCCUGGUGAUAAAAGAUGCAUGUGAUGAUCUGGUCUGGACUUCAGGUAUGGCCUUCCUGUGUUUCGUCCUUCCUGGAAUGCAGAUAUGCAUACUGUAUGCUAGCACUAUUUCCACAUUCCUCUAGGCAGAAGAAUGUGGAACAGUGUCUGUGUAAGACUACAUAAAUCUUAAUUCUAAGUCUGAGGCAAAAACGGUUACCAAGACCAGAAAGGAAAGAGGAAUUCUUUCUUGUUCACUUCGCUAAUUUCAAUUCUUACCCCUCCCACCCCAUAACUUUCAGCCAUCCCCCUCUGCUCAAACUUUGGCUGAGAAUGUCUUACUGCAUAUAGGAACUAGGACCAAAGCAAAAGCAGAAUUCACUUCAGCAGGGAACUGCUGCUAUAAAAGCAGAAAGCAAAUACCUGACUUCACAUUCUGAUCUUUCCUGUAACUAUGCUGAUUCUGCCCAUUGGUUGUAGAUCCCAGAUGUUAAACUCAUUAAGUAAAAGAACUGUGAAAUGUAUAGUUCAGAUUCAGGAACCCACCCACUCCCUGCACCCUAGAGACCAGCAUUCUUUAGGGAUUUGGUUGCACCUGCAGUGGUUUAGGCACAUAUAAAACCUUCAGUAUAUAUAGUCAGGACUGGAUGUAAACAAAGUUAGUUGCACUUAAUCCCAUUGAUUUCAGUGGAAACUUAAGUCACAAAUAACUUGUCCCAUUGAUUUCAAAUAGGAGCUAUGGGUUAGGCUGCAAUCCUAACCCCACUUAUUUGACAGUAUGCCCCAUUGAAUUCAAGAACAGGACUUACCUCUGAGUAAACAUAAUUAGGAUUGCCUUUACUCAGUCUGUUGUAGGUGCACUGUGAAAGGAGCAGCAUUCUUGCUGCUGAAGGCAAUGUAAAGGAUUAAAGAGUUGUAGCCGGCUUCUCAUUGUUCCUGCCAUUUUCGUCGUCGUUACAUACCUACUUCAGGAAUAAAUAGUACAAGAUUAAAACAUAUGUGUUCUGAAUGAUUGUUGUAUACAAUUUUUUUUGCGCAUUUAUUUUUAAGGGAAUGGAAAUGACUGCUAAUUUGUUGAAAUAGAGGGAUUUUGUAAACUAUAUAAUAUAAUAAAAGCUUUCCAGAAUACC